This is a messenger RNA of Podarcis lilfordi (Lilford's wall lizard), 90584 nucleotides long. NCBI's taxonomy places the organism in Eukaryota, Metazoa, Chordata, Lepidosauria, Squamata, Lacertidae. The record is from the annotation of a GenBank genome assembly.
AUGCUUCCUGGUAGGGCCUGAAACAACAAGGCCUACUUCCACAGCAAGCAAUUGGUCUACUUUGUAAUAUUUUCUCAGCCAGUUAACUAUUUGUAUUAUACAAAUGCUCCCAUUGUAUAAUAUGAAGAAAGACUACAAUGCACAACAUUUUUUUUAUACUGUUGCUUUAAGCAUAAACAAGGGGAGUAAUAUCUCCUGUAGUGCAAGUAUGCCCCCUACCUAGGCAGUAAGACUAUCAUCUAUUUAGCAGGGAUACAAUAUUUUAAUUUUGGGGACCAGUGUUCACAUCUUCCUAUUGAUUUCCAGAGAGAAAGCCAUGCUAAUCUCUUGCAGCAAAACCAGCAAAAAGCUUUAUAGUAUCUUUAAGGACUCGCACGUUUGCCAUGCCAUAGUCUAGUGUCCAUAAAAGUUUAUGCCAUAAUAAAUUUGUUGUAUUUAUAGCGCUGCUAAAUUAUUUGUUUUUAUGCUACUGGUAAAAUUGUUGAAGCUUCCCUCACCCUAAUCUGGAAUGCCCAAUACAGCAGUAACAGCUGAAACAAAAACAUUUCUCUAUUUAAAAAAAAUGGAUUAAGGUCCCUAUACUUCAACUGACAACUUUAAAAAACAAUGCCCCAGACUGAUGGUGUUAGCUUGGAAUUCAUAUGUAAAUUUGACACUAUCAGACUGAACAGAAAGAAAAUGAUUGAAUUUUUACCUCCACAAGUGCUUCAGGUUCUUUUGCUAAUUAAUUACCAGCUGGACUCACUCUGAUUGGAUCUUUUUAUCCAUUUGAAUGGCCCUUGUUUGCAAUAGUAAUGGAUCACAUAAUUUUUAUUAUUAUUUUGCUUUCUAGCCUUCCUUUCUUCUGUCUCCUGCUUUCUGAGGAUUUCACUUUAUCUGCAAUCUACAAGCUUGUAUUGUAGUUACAUUGAUUUACACUUCAGUCCCAGUAAGUAAUACAUGUGUCUUUCAGAGCUUCAUGUUUUGCUAUUGUGUCUGACCCUAGCAUAUGCUUUACUCAGGCAAAGACCGUUGUCUCGGUUUUCCCAGUGCCACUGCUAACCAUCUGCUGCCAUCAUUGGUUGAAAAGUUCGGCCAUGCCAUUGGGAAUCUUGAAUUAUUGAUGCCAUCUUUCCUUCAUACUCCGUGUUCCCUCACGGCAUAGGUAUCCUGGCUGAACCUAAGUUUGCUAUGAAAGUGGAUGUACUGGAAAUAUCAAGAAGGGCUUCUACAGGCUGUUGAAGAAGAAAGGAACACUCUUAUUAGAGCAUUAGGCUGCACAGAACGCUGACUUCUGAUCUCAUCACUGCUAAUCCCAUUGUUGGAAUUGAGAGGGAGGAGAUUGGUAAGUUGGAUAAGGACAUUUAGACUAAACUGAAAAUGUAAACAAACUGGCUGACUUCGAAAUGGAAACUUGAAAAAGUAUUCUUAAAGUGGCGCCUCUAAAAUAUUGAAAACUGCUUUAUAUUCAGAGCCCACAUAAUUGCUGUAAAGGAUGCAAAACAAAAUAAUGUAUUUUAUUGGACCAAGUUACAUUAACAUAAGAUUAACAUAGGCAAGUGUUUUUAGAAGAUUUGCACUGCACUCAUUCAGACAAGAUUAAAGCCUUAGUAUUCAGUGUAGGUAACAUGUUAUAUUGCAGAAUUUCACUCAUACAACAAGUGAAAAUUUUCAUUGGACUCAAAAGCCAACGUAUUGCAGUCCUGUUUUCUUUGGAGCUCAUGUUCCUUCUCUUUUUUUGUUUCUUAAUUUAAUUUUUCCUACAGAUAAUUCUUGAGGCCACUGCCUUUUCCACAUAAAAAGGGUGAAAUGAAACAAAUUACUCUAUAAAUAAUAAAUCAGUAUAAAUUCUAUCCAUUAAACGUUUUCGGAUAUAAAAUCUUCUAUUCCUAACAAUCCUUAAUAGGCUUCCUCAUAUCUGGCAUGCUGGAACAGAAUCUUACGUUUUGUUAUGCUGAGUGCACAAUAGUGCUUCAAUGAGUUUGGAACACAAAUAGUACUUUCCAGUAUUCCUCUUAUCUUCAUAGACAUUUUCUGCUUCCCAAAUUAACAGUGAUUUGUGGAAAACACUGAAACCACAUGAGAAGUAGUUGACAAUGGUCUACUGGAAAUUUGUGUCUAAAUACUAAUUUCAAAGCUAUGGGAGUAUAGAGGUCUAUUUUUCUGUAUCAGCCAAACCAACUGAGUCUCAAAUUCCCUUAAUUGUUUUAAAUAUAUUUGCACAGUGAUGUAAAUAUAUCCCACAAUGCAUGGUAUAUAAAUUAAGGCACAUGGUGGAGUUUAUGUGCCCAAUUUGUAUUGUAUGCCUUAUUUAACAAGAACAGAAACUGCGUUUUUGGAUGCCAUCACAGUUUUCUCAAUGUGGGCUGAGCAGAGGUGUGCAAAGUUUUGUCUUUCUUAUUUACUUAUUACAGGGGUGGAUAAUCAGGCUGUAAAUGUGGUAAAUCAGAGGUGGCUAAGCUGUGGCCUUCCAGAUGUUAGACUACAACUCUCACCAUCCAUAAACAUUGGCCAUGCUGGCUGGGACUGAUCUGAGGUGGAGUCCAACAACAUCAAGAAGGCCACAGCUUAGCCAUCUCCAAUUUUACCACAUUUGCAGCCUGAUUAUCCAUCCCCCAUGGAGUUCAAGGUAAGUUGAAGUAUUUGGAGUGAAAGCCCCCACCCCACCCCCAAACAAGGAAUGGCAAAAGUUUUGUAUGCAGCUUCACAUGGAAGGGAAAUAUAGUGGUACCUUGGCUCUCAAACUUAAUCCGUUCUGGAAUUCCGUUCCAAAACCAAAGCGUUCCAAAACCAAAAUGGAUUAAUCCGAUCCAGACUUUUAAAAACAACCCCUAAAACAGCAACUUAACAUGAAUUUUGCUAUCUAACGAGACCAUUGAUCCAUAAAAUGAAAGCGAUAAACAAUGUACUGCAGUCACACAAUCAAUCAAUUAGUAGCUGAACUGGGUUCCACACAGUCACAAAAACAAAAAAAGAGCCGCAGAAACGCAAAAUAAAUAGCAAAAACAGACAGCGUAACACUCAAAACAGAAGCAUGGCACUCAGAUCAGAAGCAUAGCACUCAAAACAGAGCACAUUCAGCUUCUGACAAAAGUUCGCAAACCGGAACACUUACUCCUGGGUUUGCAGUGUUUGGGUUCCAAGUUGUUUGAGUACCAAGGCGUUUGAGAACCAAGGUACCACUGUGCAUGUGUGAGAGAAGUUCCAUACUUCAGUGUAACAUUUCCAUGUCAGUUUUGUUUGUGAUGCCAUAGGCAUGUCUGAGCAGUUCCAUAAUUGUGGUGCCCUUACUGCUAUGUGACAUCAGUUUUGCUAUCAAGCUGCCCACAUCAGCAAAGGCGUGUGUCAAAAUACAGUUUCAAGUCUUAGACCAUUGGAGAAUAGAGAAUAAAAAAUCCAGAUAAUAAGAAAUCGGCCACCCCUUCUGCAGGUGAUUUGUGGAUUAAAAAAAAUUUACCGUAUUUUUUGCACCAUAACACUCACUUUUUUCCUCCUAGAAAGUAAGGGGAAAUGUCUGUGCGUGUUAUGGAGCGAAUGCCUGCGGGUGGCGGGGGGGAUCUGCUGCAGUCGUGAGCAGAGGAUCCAUGGUUCCCCUUCCUUCCCUCCUCCGUGGUUACAAAGCAUGGAUCCACAUGGAUCCUCAGGAUUUUUGCAUUGGGCUACUCCAAACUCACUGUCAGAUCACAUGUCUGUGGCCACAGCAUGAACCACAAAAAUCAUAUAUCCACUAUUUCAUUUAGAAUUUUUUUUCCCUUGUUUUCCUCCUCUAAAAACUACGUGCGUGUUAUGGUCUGGUGUGUGUUAUAGAGUGAAAAAUACGGUACUUGCACAUUCAUUGCACAUAGAAUAUGACCUCUUUCCUCUUAAUUGAUGAUGUGCUUAUGUAUAUAGGAAGAAUGGCACCUUCUCGGUCUAAAGCAGAACGCAAAACAUCCAGAGAACAGAAAGCUGAGCAUGGCAGCCAGGUAAUAACAACACAUGUUUCUCGAAAAAAUAAAAAGCAUGUUGACGAAUCAAAGAACCAGGACAGAAGGCUGAAGAAAAGAAAGAGCAAUGAGAGAAAUAAUUCUGAAGAUUCAUCCUCUGAUGAGGAUGGGGUUCCUGUUGUCUCCGUGCAGGGCCCAGCAAAGGGCAAGGGAGAGGUGAGAAGGCUGAAGGAAGGAAGGAAGAGUAGCUUCAAGAAAGAAGGAAAAGAGAAGAGAAGUUCCAAGGUCAGAGAAUGUCAUUCUGAUAGAAGACAUGAGCAGUUAAUGUGCAAGGGAGAGAAGAACGAAAGAAGGGUUGUGAGGCAAGAUGAUCAGAUUUCAGGACAAUGGCACAAUGCCAGCGCGAAAAGCGCUGAAUCAAAGGACGCUGAAGACAAUGAGAAACACAACUUGAAAAGGAAACGUAAGAAGCAACCAAGCAAGAGAAAGAAUAUUGCUGAUACUGAGUCCCUCACAAUAGAAAAUGAACAAGGUUCCCCUUGGAAGAAGCAAGAGUCAUACCAGAGAAGUCAUACUGAAAGCAAGGAACAAUGUAAGAGGAAGCCUCGCUAUAAGGCUAGUGGUAAGACUACCAGAGAAAAAAGUGGAGGGCACAAGAAGACACAUACUGGAAAGUCAGCUAGAAUACUUUCCAAAGCAAAUCCUGUGGAUUCAGAAGGUUCAUCAUCAUCAUCAUCUUCAAACUCCCAAGAUAAAUACAGUUUGAACCAAAGAAUGGGAGAUAAAGAGACUGGAAAGGACAAGUUCAAAGUCAGAGAGCGUAGACAGAACUCUUUGGAAGAUGAAGAUGAAGAACUCUGUUCUAAGAAAGUGUUACCCGCUAUUGGGGAAGAUCAACCUGCAGGCAAAACUAGUGACUGUCAAGAACUUCAGGAAACAGCCAGUGAAAGUGAAGGAAAGUCAGAGAUCAUAGCAGCAAGACAAGAGGCUGAGAAUGAAGAGAGCCACUCUGAGAUAGAUGAAAAAAUAAAAGGGAGUGAUAAAAGAUAUGUGGCAAGAAAAGUUACAGCAAGUGAUAAUGAUGAGCAAAGUGGUAACUCAGACAAUUGCAGUAGUAGCCCUACAGAGGAAGAGAGCAAUGAUGGGGAGCAUGAAAAUCUUUCGGAAAAGGGGAGUGGCAAAGAAGCCUCCGACUAUGAGCAGAGUAUACCUGGAAGUGAAGAGGAGGAAAGUGAGACGAGCAGCUUUGCAAAAAGAAAAAGUAGAAACAAGAAAAGAUCAAAGCUCCUCAAGUUUGGCUCAAACAAAAAUCCUCAAGAGAACCACCAGACGGAAGAGAACUUGAGUGUCAGUGACAAAACAACCACCUCCUCACUACAACUAAUAAAGCACAAAAGUGAAUAUUGUGGUAAGACUGAUCCAUCCAAACAAGGCAUGCAUUUAGAAGAGCAAACAAGCCGAGAUGCAAGUUCAAGAGUAGAUGCAGUGGCCUUGCUCGAAAAGAGAUAUAGCCAUCUGACUUCACAAUCCCAAAUUCUGCUAAGCCUAAAAAGCAGGCAUAAGGAUGCUAAAGCCAAACUAUUGACAAGUGGCAGUUGUCCUAAGGCAGCAGAAAUUGGCUCUGAUUUGAAGAAAGCUGGAAGCAUUCAUCCGAAAAAGAGUACCAAAAGAAAUGACAAAAUUGUUUCUAGAGCCAAAGAGAUUAAAGAAUCAAGUCUCUCUACUGCUUCAAGCUCAAACGUUAACACUAGAAAGCUUUCUGUUGAGAAGAAAAAGAAAAUUGGAAAAGUAACUGGAAAUGUCAAAAUGGCUUCAAAUCAGGUCCUGGAGACAAGAGAGGAAGAGGAGCUAGUGGAGGAACAAACAGUUGAAGAUGCUGUCGGAAAAGGCACAAUCUCUUCUAAGCAAACGAGAUCCAAAUCUCUACAAACCCUUUCAGCGUUUAAGAAAGUGACCCAUUGGCUUAGCCAUAAGCCUCCCAAGAAAGCAAGCCUGAAAGAGCGCUUCUUACGUGUGGCACGUGCAGUUGGCCUCUCUGGAUGGCUCUUCAAGAAGUUUGGCAAGAAGAAGAGGAGCAACAAAUCAUUUGGAUUCAGGAGAAGAAUGGCCAUCCGGAUUGUUGGCACUGUUGGGCUGGCCAAGAGAUGUGGCAGGCCUUUCCAUGACUCAACAGGGGAGCAAAUGAAGAAACACUUGUGUAAAAAAGGGUCUUCCUGUUCCUUGUUAGAAUGUGAUCAAACCGGAGAUGAAGAUACAGUUGUGAACAAAGAACUGGAAGAAGGGGCAAGGUCUUCAAGGAAUUUCCCCUGUAAUGAAGACAACUUAAAACCUUUGCUGAUGAAUCUCAGUGGACAAACCGAGGAAGAGAAAAGCAGUAUCACGGAUGCCAAGUUUGCCAUUGUGUUCCCCAGGGUUCAUCAGUUGGUGAAGUCCAAAAACGCUUCUCUUGAAGUUGACUGUAGUGGACCACAGCUGCAGUCAUGUGAUCAACCAAGCAGGAAAACAAUAAUAUCUGUCCAGCCAGAUGUUAAAUUGCAACAUGAAUAUUCUAAGCCAAAUGGCCAAAGGAAUAGUCAAGUGCUUCCUUGCAGUCCUCAAGCUGAUGUAUCUAUACCAGGUAUGUAAAAUCAAGCUAAUCCUAAAGUAAGGUAAAGGGACCUCUGACUGUUGGGUCCAGUCAUGGACGACUCGGGGGUUGCGGCGCUCAUCUUGCUUUAUUGGCCGAGGGAGCCAGCAUACAGCAUGUGGCCAGCAUGACUAAACCGCUUCUGGCAAACCAGAGCAGCACACGGAAACGCCGUUUAGCUUCCCACCGGAGUGAUACUUAUUUAUCUACAUGCACUUUAAUAUGCUUUCGAACUGCUAGGUUGGCAAGAGCAGGGACCAAGCAACGGGAGCUCACCCCAUCAUGGGGAUUCAAACUGCCGACCUUCUGAUUGGCAAGCCCUAGGCUCUGUGGUUUAGACCACAGCACCAAAAAAGCUAUUAAGUUGCUUAUGCCAAAUAAUAAAGACUCUUAAGAAAAGGAAAAAGGCAGGUCUUUAAUUAUGCUCCAUUUCCCCCCAAAUAUAGUCCUCCAUGUACCUUCCUCUCAGCUUUCCUGCAGUGCCUCUUUCCAGUCAAUGGCCAUGUCUAUUCUAUAACUUCAGUUUGUAAGCCAGGAAAUGUGCCAUUAGCUCUCCCUUACUCAGCCUUACGCUAUAUAUCCCCCCCCCCUUUCUCUCAUUUCAUAAAACCAGACAAUGAAAAAAGGGGGAGAAAUCCUUUGGGCAUUUGUAAUAAUGAUUUUGAAUGUUCUUCUGUUUUUUCUUUUAACUAUAGCUGAGGUAAGAGCUGUUACCACACUACCUCAGGAGACAAACAUUGCUCUUUGCCAUGCUGCCAUUUUGAAAUCCCAUCCAGUAGGCUUUUUCUGUUGAGCUGAAAUUCUUGAGGGGGAAUGGUGGGUCAAAACAGUGUUUUGGUUUUCAUUAGUAUACAUUAGUGAAGUUUUUAAUAUUUGAAGUUUUAUUCUGUUUUUAGUGUUCUGUUGGGAGCUGCCCAGAGUGGCUGGGGAAACCCAGCCGGAUGGGCGGGGUAUAAAUAAUAAAGUUAUUAAAGUUAUUAUUAUUACUGUGAUGUUCCUCUAAUGAUGUGCCUUUGAUCCAAGAGGAAAGCAAGAUCGGGUUCCUUGGAUAAGAGUGAAGCGUUCAUUUGCAAACUUCAAACUUGGAUACCUUCAAAUACAACUAGAAACAGUUGAUGUAACAUGUAACCUGCUCUCUUUUCUUCUAAGUUGAAGGAAGGGUGUUACAAGACUCUGUACCUUCCAGCUUGGGGGAAGAUGACAAGGCAGACCUCACCCAGAGGAGCACGCCAGAAACAGUGGAUCAAGUGCACUGGACUCAGCAUCAGCCUUUUACAUGUGACCCUACCGCUUGGCUGAAUUCUGAAACGCUGCUCCCACGGUUCACCAUUGAGAACUUAAGCAAGUGGACUUUAUAUAAAGAGCAGGAUCUGGCCAAGUCUUCUAGGUCAAAAAAAGCAUUGCAGGGAAGGUGGGAGGCAGAAGAUGUCACUGAAGAUGUUCUUGAGAUGGACAUGAUGCAAAAGCAGGUUGGUGCAUUCUGUGCUAGAGAUCAUUGUGUGGGAUGCGGCUGAAUUGAUGUUAUGUAUCUCUUUGAAAUGCCAUUGUCAUAUACCUUCCAGAUGUACAGAGAUGAGGAUUGCUACAUGGAAUUUGAAAAAGUGGAGGACCUUUCCAGGUUGGAGUAAGUAUGGUACAAGGCGUUUUUCUGAUAGAAGUGUAUGAGGAAACCCAGGGUCAUCAGGGUCCGAUCCAGGAUUCAGAGUGUAGUUAUGUAUUGAUUUACUUCCGACAUCAGUAGUAAACAUUUCUUCAAAUUAACUGCUGGAUUUUGUUUUGGGGGGUAGAAAAAUAGGUAUGCUAUCAAAUCAAAAUCCUCAAAUAUAAUAUUUCUUCCCCCCACCCAGGGAAGUCAGCGAAAGCUCUGUGCUGCUGUGCCUGAAAAAGAGAUUCCAUCGCAACUUUAUUUAUGUAUGGAUAUUACUUUCUUAAUCUCUGUAACUGAUUGUCAUAAGGAGUAAGUGCAUGUGUGUAAGAAUGUUGAGAAUGGGAGACACUGAUUUCCCACAUGGGGAAGAAUCCGCAAUGGAACCCCUUGUGACUGAAUAACAGUGCCAUUUUCUUAGUGUGGAACAGGGGUUGGGAACAUUUUUCAGCCAGAGAGCCACGUCUUUAUCUCUCCCUCUGCUGGUGGGCCAACCUAGGCAGGUGGGCAGAGCUGGCUACCUGUCUCUCACCUGACAUCGUAGUAAGACCAGGGAAUGCUUCCCGUUGAAGCCCUAAUGGUUGCAAACCAAACCAUGGGGCUUUCAAACAACCCUUCAUAAUUGCAAGAAGAGCUGGCAGGCAGGCGGGAGUGAGCCUCGCUUGAUAAAGGAAGAACUAUGAGCUGUUUGAUGUUGGGUGUGUGGUAGGUGGUAGGUGGAUGAAAAUGGCCUCAUGAGCCAGUUGGGGAGGCCUAGAGGGCCAUGUUAGGUCUGCAGGCUGGAGAUUCUCCACCCCUGGUCUUUACAAGAGUUAAGAGAAGGGACUUGGGUUUGAAAUUCCUGCCCUGCUUUUGAGGAUAAGUAAAGCCAAGGCAAUGCUGUGCUUCUUCCUAGACGUACAUUGGGCAUAUCUUGAUCUGUAUCAAUCCUUUCAAGCCACUCAGCCUUUUUUCCGAAGAUGUGGUGAUCCAGUACCAGAAUGGCCUGCUCUCCAGAAAUGCACCGUAUGUCUGCAUUGUGUUUUCUCCUUGCCUUAUUCCGAUAAUCUUAUUCAUGCUGCAUACAAAAUCCUGGCUUUCAUUUGCAAGCUUGGGCUCAUUUCACUUGGCCAAAGUGAUUGUGCCUCUCUUUGGAAUUUAGGAAUAUGGCACAAUUCUUUCACUCAUUUCAGUGACAAUGUUGCUAUUGGAUUUUAUAUAUGCUUGCUCACACACAAACACACACACACAACGUUCAUCAUCUCACUCAGAUCUGCAAUGUAAUUUGUUUAUGUAUUUGUUUUUGAUUUCUGGGGCUUGGGCAACAAAUUACUGAUUUUUGUCAUAGGGUUGGAGUUUUUGUCCCAGGGAAGCAGGUCACACACAAUAAGAGUGUUCUAGAAACAAAGAACUUUACAAAGUGCUGCUAACCCACUGUGGGUUUAAAUUCCCACCCAAACCUUUGAUCAUUUUUAGCAAUGCUCAUGCUAGGGUUUUUAUCAUAGAAUACUGGUAUUAUUUUGAAAUAAAGCUGAUGUCCUCCUCCCCCCCCCCUUUUUAAAGCACUUUCUGAACACAUGACUCCAUAAUGGAAAGCCUGAGUGAUCAAUUUAACACACGCCUUACAAAAAGUUGGACUAGGACAAGUUAUCCUUGCCAAGCUGACUUUAAUUACCAGCAUGUUGUUGGUUUUUAAAAGAUAUUUCAUAGACACUCCACAAAUACUCUAAUUUGUAAAUACUUUGCAAAAGCGGAAAUUACUGAAAAUAAGGUGUUUGGGUGCUGACCUUUGCACCUGAGCAGCUUCUCUAGCCAGCUGUGGCUUUUUCUCCUAUGCCCUAAUGAUCCUAUGAAGGGUAGUCUCUCCUAUUCCUUAAUUCAAUCAGGGGAAAGAAAGUGGAAUUGAUUGUUUUCACAACACUGUGUGCUUGCCUUGCAGGGUUGCAGUUUACACAGAAAUAAAACAAAAGACGAAAAGAUUCCCAACACCCAAUAUAUUUAGUAGGUUACUGUAAACUAGGUUGACUUUGAGAUAGUAAUGGUCAGCCUCAUUUUCAAAGAGUAUACAGUUGUUUGUUUGUGUUGGUAAAAUCAUAAACUAGAGGGUGUCCAGAGAUCCACAGCAAAAAGCAGCCUCUAUUCAAUAGCCCUGUGUGGUAGACAAGCUUUAAGAUUGUAGUCCUUGAAUUGAAAUAAUUUCCAUUAACAGUAAAAAGAGUCUUUAAGAACUUGAUUAACUUUUAGAUGCAACUCUCUUAUUUAUCCCUUCACAACAACAUUGCUGUAAGGCAGACAGGUUUUAAAAUUGUAAUGGCCAGACUCAUAUUAAAUCAACAGGGCCUGAUUUAUAUAUUUCCCAUUGGGGAGAUUUUUUAAAAAAAUAAUGAAACAGUUCUUCACAGUAACCCUCUAUGGUAGGCAACUUUUAAGUAAUCUCUGGUUUCAAACCAAAAAUAGAAAAAUUCAUGGUUUCUUAUUGCUUAUGGAAAGUAAUAUGUAAGUGUGCUGCUGAUUUAAUCUGAGGCUGGCUAUUACAGUCUUAAAGGUCUGCCAUGCAGGGUUGGUGUUAGUGAAGGGUUGCAGCUAAGAACUAGAAAAAUCCACCUGUUCAAAUGCCAGUAUAAUGCUUUGAUCUGAGACUGGCUUAAACCAUAGAACAACAACAACAAAAUCUGUAUGAGACUCAUUUUGCUAUUAAUAUUCUGAUCACUCCAGUUUUAAAUACCUUCUUAUCUCACAUGGCUGUAUUAUGCCAAAGUGCUCAGCUUUGGGGUUUGCUGCCAACCAAAGUACUUUAUUACAAUAGCUUGUGGAGGACUAAGUAUAAUGUGGGGAAGUUUUUAAGCCUCCUGGUGUGCAUUCCACUAAAUCUAAUGUUUAUCGCCAGGAUGCUCAAGCCAGUGUGGUGUAGUGGUUAAGAGCGGUGGACUCAUAAUCUGGUGAACCGGGUUCACGUCUCCGCUCCUCCACAUGCAGCUGCUGGGUGACCUUGGGCUAGUCACACUUCAUUGAAGUCUCUCAGCCCCACUCACAUCACAGAGUGUUUGUUGUGGGGGAGGAGGGGAAAGGAGAAUGUUAGCCGCUUUGAGACUCCUUAGGGUAGUGAUAAAGCAGGAUAUCAAAUCCAAACUCCUCCUCCUCCUUCUUCUUCUUCAUCUUCUUCUUCUCCCAACCUCUCUCCCAAUUUCAUUCUUUAACUAAAACUUUCCAUGGCUCAAGCACUCUCAACCCUAGACUUAAUGGCUCUGAGCCACAGCAUCUGCACAGUUUGGUUCUGUUAGGUUACAGGUGGGCAAGCUGUGGCCCUUGGUAUAAUUUUUGACAGUUCUCGGAUACAACAAUCCAGAGAAAGUUAAGCACAAUUAAGUUCUACAGAAAUCUUGCAUUUAUUGGAAUAAGCUGCUCUGGUUUCUUUCCCCCCCGAAGGAGUGUGAGGUAUGAAAUGUUAAUAAACAUGGUCCAAUUUCAACAUCUGCAACCCAAUGUGGCCACUUCUGCCUCAGGAAUUUCCUGUCCUCCCUUACCUUACCGCUCUGCCAACUGUGCUGCCUAAAUAUUUCAAUGUGUUUGUACAAAAAGUAGCUGUUGAUAAGGUGUUGUGUCAAUCUCUGUACAAAUAAGCCUGAACUAAUUUUGAUGCAACUGGAAUUUAGUAAUAACUAAAAACUGGCUGAGUAAUAACAUGGGUUUUCUUCUUUCUCUCUCUCUCUCUCUCUCCCCCCCCUCCAUUUCUUUUGGUCCCCUUGCAGACAUAUAUUUGCCAUCACAGAAAUGGCAUAUGCCUUCUCUCAGAGCUCAGAGAAAGAGCAGUGCAUUGUCCUCAGGUAAGAGAGAGAUAAAGGCAACUUUCCUAAGAUUGUCUGAGAUUUAUUCUCCAUCUCCCUAUUGCUUCUUCUGCACUGAUGCAAAAGGGGCCCAAGUGUCAUUAGGGGCACUAUUCAGGCCAUGUUUGUUGGGUGCUUUCCUGGAAGUAAGCAAUUGAAUUCAGUGGAACUUACUUCUGAGUAGAAAUAUUGUGGUGUUGAGAUUUCUCUUCAGGAUUCUGCUGCUUCUGCAGCUAAUCUGCAGCCAUGUAAUACAGAGGGCCAAUAGACAAGCCACCUGCUUGACUAGCACAGGCUUCCUCAACCUCAGCCCUCCAGAUGUUGUUGGCCUACAACUCCCAUGAUCCCUAGCUAGCAGGACUAGUGGUCAGGGAUGAUGGGAAUUGUAGUCUCAAAACAUCUGGAGGGCCGAGGUUGAGGAAGCCUGAUCUAGCACAUUCUUUCAUUGGGACAGGAGGGGAGGAAUUAGUGCUUUGGAUAUGACUUGCCAGCAUUUGGUGUGUUUAGGAGCAUCAUACCAAUCUUCCAAAUAUGCAUCUCAUGUUGGGACAGUAUGUGGGAACCUUGGUGCGUGAUGGUGGUGGUGGGAAUCUGCCAUAGUUGGUUUUCAGCAUGGCUUUAUUUUAUGGACUACCUGCCCCUUAUGAUCAAACCUAUUGAUUUGGGUGGCCAUUAACACCAUUGAGGUUUCUCUUGAGCUUCUAGCAGUCUUUUCAGACUGGUUAUAUUGCCAUAAAAGUUGUGUUUUGUUUUUUUCCCCUUUUUGGCUGACAAAUUAUCUUCUUCUUUGUUGCUGUUUAUAAUAAGCAAUGGACAAUGAGAUCUUAAUUGGAUUUUUUUUUUCAAGAAAGAAAAGGAAAAAAACCCACCAGUUCAACUGUUGAUAAACUGCACUGGUGGAGAAUGUGAUCCAGCAACUUAAAUAACAGUGACGAUCUUUGCAUUACACCUCCCUCCUUUUUAAUGUUUUCCAGUGGACACAGUGGCUCGGGAAAGACUGAAACUGCCAAAGCGAUCAUCCUCUAUUUGUCCAGGCUAUACCAAAGGCAAGAAAGCCAUGGGAUAAAGCAAGUAUGUGUACUAUUAUUUAACAUUUCUUUAGUGACAAUAAGAUGUUCAGAAGUUAGGUUGUCAUUGAGCACAAUUAGUGCAUGUUGCAGCCCGAAUACUAAAUGCUUGGUCUGAAAAUAAAUCUUAAUGAAAUCUUCCAUACAAAUACAUUAAAAAAGGUAAUGAAUUAAUUAGAAUUUUAUAUCCGCUUACCCUGGGGAUAACCACCAUUGAGCUCAAUGGGACCCAUAAGAUUGUACUAAAAGUAAUGUAAUGUUGUUGAUUGAUUAAAAAAAAUAAGGCAGCAUCUUUAAUAUUAAUAUUGUCCUUGUCCUUACAGCCAUCUGAUGUGUUACCCAUCUUGGAAAGUUUUGGAAGUGCAAAGACCAUCUUAAAUGACAACUCCAGCCGCUUUGGAAAGUUCUUGCAUGUCCACCUAAGACAGUGAGUUAAAAAAAAGAAAUUAAUAUUUCUGUUUGAAACAGAAAAAGCAUAGAUAGUGGGGGAUGGAAAAUCAACAGUAAGGUAAUAACUUUAUUAGGAACAAUGUAUUUUUUAAAAACUUACUGAACGUGUUAAGCUAGUGGAUGUGUUAAUGGAGGAUAUAGCCUUAUCAGGGAUUCCUGUUGGCUCAUGUUCACAUGCUUGGGAUGGAUUCCAAGGGAUUCCAGUCAGCUUCUCUUUGCUGUUUGAAGAAUGAUUGUCUGCUCUUAAGAACCGUACGGACGCACCAAGGAGUCUUGAGCACAGCCUGCCUCUGUCACAUGAGAGGCUGUUCUCUGAAUUGUUUCCAAUGAGAGACUGGUUCUCUUGGGCUCCACCCAGAGCAAGGGCAAGGAGACAGGUUCCCUUCCAGCAGCAGGAGGAAUGGAGCUGAAAUGGCUUACCUCAGGAAUGGCAAAACUAUUGGCCCUCCAGACAAUGCUGGACUCCGGUUCCCAUCAUCCCUGACCUUUGGAUGUUCUGGCUGGGGUUGAUGGGAGUUGGAAUACAACAACAACAGGAGGGCCAGAUGUUCACCGUUUCUGACUUAUUAUAAAUCUGUUAAGAAAUAGUGUGCAAAUCAGCUCUGGUCUACAAGCUGGUGCCUCUUGAGAGAUGACAGUACUUCUUAAUUUAUUAUGUAAAAGAGACUGGUGCAGUAACAACAGAUUUAUCUUUAGUUUUUCUCACAUAAAAACUACCAUGUGCCUUAAUUUGUAUGUGAUGCUUUCAUUGACUGGGUCUCACUGUGCAUUUCAAACACUUAGAGGGAUUUGAGAGUCAGCUGGUUUGGUUGCUGUAGAAUAGGGAGUUCUAAACUCCCACAGCUUUGAAAUUCCAAGUAUUCAGACGCCAGUUGUCAGUAUUCCCCAGCAUUUAUUUGAAUCAAAAGACCUCCCUCAGAUACUUUUCCAUGAGAUUUCAGUGUUUUCCACAAAUCACCAUUAGUUUGGGGAGCAGGAGCCUGUGUUUUGAGAAUGCUACUAAACCUCUGAAUGCCUUAUUUCUUCAAUGGCGAGUGUUCAAAAAAUUGCCUUGCAUUAUUGAACAAAACCUCCCAUUCCAUAAAGUCUAUAGUCAGGGCAGAAAAUAAAACGACUUGUCUUACAGAAAUCUCUUCCUCAUAGCGGAUUUAUGGUGGGAACGUCCAUCUCUCAGUACCUUUUGGAGAAGUCCAGAGUUGUUUUUCAGGUAAGGACAAAAGUGUUCUCGCAUGUCAGAUGGCCGAUAAAUUACCUGUGUGCAUGAGACGCACUAUUCUAUAGUAAGUAAUCCCGCUUCCAUGUGUGACCUGCAAACCCACAUAGGGAAGAGUUUUUUGGGUAAAAGGGAAGGGAUGGGGGACAGGAUUUGUGGAGAUCUGAGUUUGUGCUAGUUGUUUGUGGAUGCUUUUGAUAUUUCUCCUUUACCCUGGCCUUUGAUACCUUGAGAUGUAAAUUUUUAGGACCCGCCCUAUUCUUGUGACUGCAAUUGUUGUAUUUUAAAUGGCUGUGAUCCACUCUGGGGUGUUAAUGGUGAUGAUUAUGAUACCACCUACACAUGAUGUGGGAAGUCACAUCUUCUUGAGCAAAAGCUGCACCUCCAUGUGGGAAGGUAACUAGUCUACAGAAUCACCUUGCAAAUUCUGAAGCUUGAACAUGGCAAAUUGGGGGGGGGCAGGUCUAUAAACAUGGAUUAUCAGUGAAGUUAGACAUCAGUCAGUAGUAUCCUACAAUCACUGUGUCCACCAUCUGUACUGUUCAUUUUAAAAUCUCAGAAAACUGUUGGCAGUCAGCAACUUUUUUUCUCCCAAGUAGUAUAUUCCUGUUAAAGAGAACGAUGCUGAUCCACACUAUCCACUGAUAGCACAGCCAUGACUCUCUCUAAAGCAGGCAUAGGCAAACACGCCCUCCAGAUGUUUUGGGACUACAACUCCCAUAAUCCCUAGCUAACAGGACCAGUGGUCAGGGAUGAUGGGAAUUGUAGUCACAAAACAUCUGGAGGACUGAGUUUGCCUAUGCCUGCCCUAAAGAAUCCUGAGAACUGUAGUUUGUUAAGGUGGCGGUAAUAAUAAUAAUAAUAAUAAUAAUAAUAAUAAUAAUAAUAAUAAUUUAUUUAUACCCUGCCCAUCUGACUGGGUUUCCCCAGCCACUCUGGGUGGCUCCCAACAGAAUGUUAGAAAAACACGAUAAAACAUCAAACAUUAAAAAAAUUCCCUAAACAGGGUUGCCUUCUCAAAGUCAGAUAGUUGUUUAUUUCCUUGACAUCUGAUAGGAGGGCGUUCCACAGGGUGGGCGCCACUACUGAGAAAGCCCUCUGCUUGGUUCCUGUCUAGGGACUGGUCCUCCAAGAAGGGAAAGCUGCUGUUCCCAGGACUCUUCAGGGCUGAGCCACAUGCUUUAAAUGUGUGUUGGAUGUGCUUUAAAUGUAUGGGGUGGGAUUCAACUUAAGUCCUAAAAACUAGGGCAAUGGGGCUUCCGCCCCUCUCCUUGUGCACCCCCUGAUAUUGACUCAUUGGAGUCAGAAGAACCUCCAAAAAAAAAGUGCAGGGGGGAGGAGGAGGAGGAUUGUUCUGUUUGGCAAGCGAAAAAGCCUGAGAUGACAUAACGAUUGCAAUAGCAGAAUGUUAAAUUCCUCCCAUGGUGUGGAUCUGCAAGGGCUACCUCCUCUUUGUUUUUUAGGGCCGAGGUGAAAGGAGCUUUCAUGUGUUUUAUGAGCUGCUGUGUGGUCUUCCAGUAGGACAAAAAGAGGAACUUUACCUGCAAGAGGCAGAGACUUACUUUUAUCUAAACCAGGCAAGUAAAUAGAUGGUUUUAGACACUCAGCUGAGCCACAGCAGUGCUUGCCUUGCUUUACAGAAAUAGCUUGACUCGGAUGUGUUUUUCCCACUCCCCAAUUCUGCAGGGCUAACCCUUUUAUAAGGAUUUAAAAGGUUUUAUAGGGGGUGAAAUUACAGUACUUGAAAAAGAAAUCUUGCACUCUGAACUAAAAUAAAUGACCCAUAUAUCUCAUGGGCAGGCUGACCCAUUAAUAUCGAUGCAAUUUCAUUUUACCUGCCUCUUUCCGAGGGCUUGCGGAAGUAAUAGCAUAUUCUUGUUGUUGUUUUUAAAAAUUUCCAUACGGCCCUUCAUCCGAGGAUCACAGGGCAGCUGAAACAAAAUGCAUACAAAAGUAACAAACCAAAGCAACUCCCCCAAGAAAUUCACUCUAUACCUACAUAAUCCUGGCUGUGGAAUGGCAUCCAAAAGAAGGCAGUUUUUAGCACUUUCAGCAUGCAGAAGCUUUAAUAGACCAGAAGAGGAAGGAUGUGGAAUAGUUGUAUACCCAGUCUACAAUAUGCCACUUAUACACCCAGUAGGUCACUGCAGCCUGUGGGAGAACCUCUUCCUCAUGUUCCAAAGAGCUCUGAAGCUCUGAAGUAACUUGAAGCAGGGCUUUAGGGUGGCUGCUCCCGCUCUUGCACUUUCUGGAAACAACUGAAGACGUUGUUCCAACAUCCCUUCCCAGGUGGAUGAAUAGGUCUCUGCCAUUGGUGCCUUACUUGUGUGGAAGGCGAUUAAAUGUGAGGUGCUCAUUAAGUAAAGGUAAAGGGAACCUGACCAUUAGGUCCAGUUGUGGCCGACUCUGGGGUUACGGCGCUCAUCUCGCUUUAUUGGCCGAGGGAGCCGGCGUACAGCUUCCGGGUCAUGUGGCCAGCAUGACUAAGCCGCUUCUGGCGAACCAGAGCAGCACACGGAAACGCCGCUUACCUUCCCGCCAGAGAGGUACCUAUUUAUCUCCUUGCACUUUGACGUGCUUUCGAACUGCUAGGUUGGCAGGAGCAGGGACCGAGCAACAGGAGUUCACCCUGUCGUGGGGAUUCGAACCGCCGACCUUCUGAUCGGCAAGUCCUAGGCUCUGUGGUUUAACCCACAGCGCCACCCGCGUCCCUGAGGUGCUCAUUACAUGAGAACAAAUUCUGCUGCCUGGGCUAGAGUUAAGUGGACUUGGAAACCCUUCAAUGGGCCUAGUUCUCAUUGUAGAAUAUGUUGGCAACCCAGGUCUAACCUCUCAUGUAUUUUGAAAAUAGCCCUUCAUUCACAAAAAUCCAGAGUUUAUGGGCUUCCUACCAGGAAGCGUAAGUAUUCCCAGUGCAAGUUCAUCCCUAACUAUGCGAACUUGUGUUGACUCUCAAGGGCCGAGUGUGUGAGCUUCCAGGAAAGCGGGAUGAUCACGAUUUUCUGGUCUUGAUUAAGGCUCUCCAGACGAUAGGUCUCUCCAGUGACCAGCUGAACUCCAUCUGGGCAGUGCUCUCUGGCAUACUGCAGUUGGGAAACAUCUGUUUUACAUCCUGUGAGGUAUGUUGCAUCUUUGCAAAUUCAAGGUGUCAUUAGCAAUACCACCUGAGCCCAGUGGAAAUGGCCCAGGGACAUUUUUUUCCAUUUAGGGUGCCUCUGAACAGCCAGUAUUUUGUGUGUGGCAGCAGGGGGAUUCUAGAGCUAACCCAAACCUUAGGUUUGCACAGUUAAAAGUGCAUUAAAGGGCUCUAGUGCAACAAGUCCACUUUUUUUAAAAAAAGAAACAGACUUUUUGCAGUUAGGAAGCUGACGAGGAAAUGUACUGAAAAUGUGGGAUUAAAUAAUUGUUAACCACAGUGUCAGGGAACUGCCAUCGGCUCAGAGGCAAGAGAUAGACGGGCAGUUGUGUUACAGGGAGCCUCCGAAAAUCUUGCGAAGCAGUUACUCUUCCAGGAGGAGGAAAGCCCCACCUCUAGUGGAGAAGAGGUGCAAGGACCAGAGGAUGCUAGUAAGAGCCUUAACACCGCGCCUGAGCAAGCCGGAGAGGAGGGAAGCACACCCCUGCCAUCACCCAUCAUGCGCAGUAGUUUGAGGCGCAGGGAGGGGCGGAAAAGGCUGGGGGUGACGAAACUUUUAUGCUGAGGGAGGUACAAAAACAGACCACUCCCGAAUUCUGCUAGCGAUUGAGCCAGACAUGAACUUAAUGACAUUCUUCACUGUAAAUAGUUUGCACCAAAAUAAAGCCUGUAAAAGACAGGUCGGAGUCCUGCCUGGUUAUUCUCGAGCAACCGCAACAGCACCUGACACACAGGAAGAGACAUAACGCCUGCAGAUCAAGACAGAUGCUUAUUGUCAUCUAACCACCCCACAGACAAACUGGAAUGAAUGCUCAAAAAAGACCCAAUGUGUUCUAAUCUCCAGUUAGGCAUUUGCAAGAGAUGAUGAUGAUUUAGGUAACCUAAUCCAAAACUAAGGAAGAUCUUAAGAGUUUUAGGAAUACUGACACCCUGUGAAAUGACUACAUUGCACAGUGCUGUCUGUGUUCUUGGAUGUCUUAAGGAUUGAAAUUUUGGUGUAAAGAAUGUCCUCAUUUCAUAUCUUCCUCUCUCUUUGUAUACACGACCAUCUAGAAAGAAUCCUCUGAGUUUGCACUCAUCCCCAGUGAAACGGAAAUCCAGAUUGUUGCCAGUUUGCUGCAUAUUUCAGCAGAUCUUCUUCAAAGGGCCAUCACCCACCGAGUCACUGUGAGCAUCUCUUUCUCUUGCUGGCACGUCUUGCUUCUUCUCAUCAUGCAUUUCACAGAGGAGGAUUUUGUAUUUAAGUGAUAUGGAUUGUGUUGUGUUGCCUUGUUAAGGGUGGGAACAAGAUACAAGAACCUAUCUGCCUGCCUUCCCUUUGGUUUAUCUGCUGUGGGAUCAGAAAAGAACGUCUACUGGUAGCUGGCUCCACUGUGCCAUCUAUUGUACAUUCGUAGGACUGUCCUAUCUUGCAAGCACUGUUUUUUUUAUAUGUCGAUGUAAAUGUCUUUAGGAAAACAAAUAAACUCCUUGAUUUUCCUAGCUGGAGCAUAAUCAGACAGUCAAAUUGUGAUUUUGGUUUGGUUCAGGUUUAAGCCUUCACUCGCAUUAAGUAUGUUUAAUUUGGUUCUAGCCAAUAAAGCAAAAUAAUGUGAAAAGCACCUGCUAGAUUUGAUGGUGCGUUAGACUCGAGUAAAUACGGUAUUUUCAAAACAAGGUGAAAAGGAAUGCAUGUUUUUCAUCUUGGUGCAGAUUAUAUCAGUUUAUGGGUACAAACAUGAAUGCCUACAGAUGAAAAGAAAGAACAAAGAUGCAGAGUCAUAUUAGAGCUUUUGUAAUCCAAAGACUCCUGAGCAGAAAUCUUUAUUAUACAAAGUGAUUGAAAUUGCCCAAAAGCUCCUGUUUUGAGAAAUUAAAAUGCCAUCAGUCUCUAUAUCUAACAUUUCUCUCUCCUCAGGAAACAUGUUAUGACCGGAUAUUCACUCCAUUGUCAGUAGAAAGUGCUAUAGAUGCCAGGUAACCUUCAUUGCUUUUAUCUGUCUGGUGCCUGUCUGCUAGCUUUUCAAAAUAACAAUAUUUUCUGUUUUUUUCUUUAAAAAUAAAAUUGCUCUCUCUCCACUUCUUCAGGGAUGCAAUCGCCAAAGUUUUGUAUUCCCUGCUCUUUGAGUGGCUGCUGAUGAAAAUCAAUGAGUGGCUGGCCCCGUUGGAAAUGGACAGCACUGUUGGCAUUGUUGACAUAUAUGGCUUUGAGGUCAUUUCCUGUGUUUACUUUACAGUGUCUUUGAGGGCAGCUUUGUGUUUUUGCCCUGUGCUAGUGUAUGCAUGAAUGCUGGCGACAAGUCUUCUUGAAGUUGCUUGUGGGAAAUACGUCGGCAGGUGCUUUUCCAUGCAGUCUCCCUUGAUAUUUGCUAUGUAGGAUCAGUUGGCAUGUAGGCAUUGGAGUCGUCUGCAAAGCAGCCACACGAAAUUGGGAAUGUUGGCAGUUUGUCUGUAUUGAAGUUCUGGGCAUAGCUGUCAACUUUCCCCCUUUUUAAGGGAAAUUCCCUAAUUCCGAAUAGGAUUCCUUGCAAGAAAAGGGAAAAGUUGACAGCUAUGGGUCUGGGACACAGCGGGCAGCACUUCCAGAGAUCUGGUUAUGAUUAGUUUAAUGAGCACUCAUGAAGGCUUGUCUCUGGCCACUAUGUGGCAUACCCUCCCCACAAGUAUUUAGGUCAGAGCAGUUUUGCUUCUCCCUCUCAACACCUCUAUGGUUCUAAAAUAGUACUGACGAAUGGUUCCUUUUGCUACAAAUGCACGUAUGAGAUAUAUCUCUUUCUCUCUAUACUGUCUUCUCACUUUGGAAAAUUUGGGAAAUUCAAAUGCCCACCAGAAAGAACAGUGCAGUGGAGAGGAGGUGCAUAUGGACUGUCUCUUAGAUCCAUAAACUUGUAGUAUUUCCAGGGCAAAACUACUGUAACGGCCAGCAGGUUGUAGACAAGAGUCCUACCAAGUCUCAGCCAUUAAAAUUGGUUAGUGCUAUAUGCUGAGACCAUGAGGGUCUGUUGCCAUUUUCUUCUUCUUCAUGCAAGGUGCCACCUGCCACUUUCCUUGUGGACUUUGUGUACCGGAAGCAAAAGAGGUCUGGGUCUUUCUUUGUAUCCACAGGAUCUUGGGGUGAACAGCCUGGAACAGCUGUGCAUUAACUUUGCCAAUGAACACCUCCAGCACUUCUUCAGCAGAAUAGUCAUCACCCAAGAGGAGGUAAAAUAUAAAGCUAGGCACAUGUAGGUAGGUGCACAACUUGUCCUGGAGCAAAAGAGGGAACCAUUACAUUGCACAGAGGCAGCUUUGUGUUAUUGCGCUUCAGCUUUGAAAAGGCAAGUUGAUAAAGAAAAAAUUCACAGUACAUUUGCAGGUCUGAAUCCUUUUUUCAUGAUUCAUUGUGGCUGGUUGGGGCCAAUUCAUGCAUAGAUCUUGUCUUUUAGUUUGUGAAUAAAGGCACAAAGAUUUGAUAUGUAUACAGCUGGCUCCAACCAGCAUCAUUGAAUCAUGAAAACAGAGUCCUCCUUAUCAACCUGUCUUCUCAUAGCUUCCUACCUCUCAUGCAAAGGGUGUGUUUUUGUAUGUAUUGUUGGGAAAAGAUACCUGAACCAUAGAUUAAGAAAUAGUUUACAGCACAGCUUUCCAAACUUUUAAUGUUGGUGACAUACUUUUUAGAAAUGCAUCACUUUGUGACAAAUUCAGUUUUACUAGCAAACCAGAGGCUAAACUAACCCCUUUCCAGCUCCAGGAGGAGUGUGGGGAGCGUUCAUGUGACACACACACACUGCAGCCGACACACUAAUGUGUUGCUGCACAGAGUUUGAUAAAGCUCCGGUUUACAGAAUGACACAUUUGAUAUUAUGGAUGCAGGCUUCAUUUGAAUUAUCUUUGACCACUAGGAGGAGUAUGCAGAAGAAGACCUCACCUGGAGUCCUGUGUCCAAGAUACCCAGCGAGUCCUGCCUGGAUCUGAUAGCUGCAAAGCCCCAUGGGAUUAUGUGCAUCCUGGACGAUCAGACUUUACUAUCACAGGUCAGGAGUUCAUUAGAUAUCCUUUUCAUAUUUGCAUGUCGGGUCCGGGGGUAUUUUUGUGACGGAUGGUUCGUAGAGAGGGAGCAAAAUGGGUGCUCUCAAAGAGGGUCCAUGAGUGCCUCUUCCUCAGAAUGUUAUUUUUCUUACAUUGGAUUUUGUUGAAGUGUUACAAGAGGUAGGUUAUACCUAGAUCUGGUGAGCAACAUGCACACACACAGAGAGAGAGAGAGAGAGAGAGAGAGAGAGAGUUUGACAAGAGUUGUUAAUCAGAUUUGCUGUGUGUACUUGGGUGACACAUUGGCGCCGGUAAAGGUAAGGGACCCCUGACAGUUAAGUCCAGUUGCAGAUGACUCUGGGGUUGUGGCGCUCAUCUCGCUUUACAGGCCAAGGGAGCCGGUGUUUGUCUGCAGGCAGUUUUUCUGGGUCAUGUAGCCAGAAUGACUAAGCCGCUUCUGGCACAAUGCAACACCGAAACCAGAGCAGCACACGGAAACACCGUUUACCUUCCCGCCAGAGCGGUACCUAUUUAUCUACUUGCACUUUUUGGUGUGCUUUCAAACUGCUAGGUUGACAGGAGCUGGGACCGAGCAAUGGGAGAUCACCCCGUCACGGGGAUUCGAACUUCCAGCCUUUGAUUGGCAAGCCCAAGAGGCUCAGUGGUUUAGACCACAGUGCCACCCGCGUCCACAAAGCAAACACACAAAGUAUGUACAACAGAUACUCAUCUCUAAACACCAGCAGAUGCACGUCAGGGAUCCCUGAUUGGGUUGGCCUGGUCUCUACCAUGUUUGCAUGUUAUGGGCAUUCAACACAGGCAUAUGCUGUUCCAAAUAUGUGUUUGCAAGCAUGUGUGCCUAGGGGGUGACUAUCUUGCUUUUGCCAAAUUUAAUAGAUUCCUACACGACAUUCUCAAAAGCCAACUGCUCUUCUGGCAGAAACCUUAAUAAUUUAAACAGAGUGUGUGUUGGUGCAGUUGUCUAGUCAUUUGGCCUAUUUUGAAGGCAUUUUCCAAUUCUCUUGAGAUGACCAUCUGCCAAAAAAAAAAAAAAGUUGGAAGUUGGCAGGCAUGAUAAAAUAGAACAGCUGUGGACAUUAUUUAAUAAAUAUUUGCUUUCUAGAUUUCUGACUGCUCAGCUGGUAUUCAUUUGUUGCAGGAGAUUCAGACAUCUUUCCUCCAAAGGAAGCUUCUGUUCUGAGGACACUUGAUUUCCACACACACACUGCCUGGUGUUAGAUCCAGGUUUUGGAGAGUUGCCUUGGGCAAGCCACCCUCCCUCCUGUGAGUCUGCUUCCUCACUGCUGCAAGUCCAGAGGGCUUCUUCCAGUAGGCCCCCUUCCUGUGGUGUGGGCCUUUGGCAUAUGCCUGGCCAUGCUGACCCUGGGCACCACCCUGCUGAGCAAGCAGUGCACUCCCUUUCUCCAGAAUUAGCAUGAACGUCUCCCUUUCCUGUAGAGAGAAUAAAGAAGUGGCAAACAGGAUUAGAGUGUCUUUUUACUUUGCAGCAGUCCAGUACAGUGGUACCUCGAAUUACAGACGCUUCAGGUUACAGACGCUUCAGGCUACAGACUCCUCUAACCCAGACAUAGUACCUCCGGUUAAGAACCUUACCUCAGGAUGAGAACAGAAAUCGUGCUCCGGCGGCAGCGGGAGGCCCCUUUAGCUAAAGUGGUACCUCAGGUUAAGGACAGUUUCAGGUUAAGAACGGACCUCUGGAACAAAUUAAGUUCUUAACCCUAGGUACCACUGUACUUGGUACCAGAUGGGGGAACUAAUAUAAGUUUAGCACUAGGAAUCCCUUAAAUAUAAGAUUGUACUUGUAUCAUAUAGCAGUGGUUCCCAAACCUUUUUCUUCCCACUGACCACUUGAAAAUCGCUGAAGAUUUUGGUAGGCCAUGCAAUAUUUCCCCCCCUGCCAAAUGUAAUGCUCUGUGCUGGAUGUUGAUAUGAUGUUUAUUGUAUUUUGUUGCUUCUUUUAUUUCUUAUAUUGUAUUACCACUUGGUUUCCAUAGAAUUCGAAUUCUAAGUGUUUUUCACAGGCACUCUGUGAGCCAUCUGGUCCGUGGACCACAGUGGGAACCCCAUGUCCUAUUGAAAUGGCAUGAUAACAAGCAAAUUUAGUAGCAUGUGGAGGUAUUUUUAAUGUUUAGGGAUCCAAACCCACAGAUAAACCAAUUUGCUUGCUAUUUGCUUGUUUGUUUUUAUUUAUAAAAGCAUUUAUCUACCACAGUUUCUACACUGCAAUAUCAAGGUGGUUUGCAGCAAUAAAACAUCAUUAAAAAAGCAAUCAUUACAAUCACUGGCCAGUCAAAACAGCUUCAAACAGCAGCAUAGACCUGUCAGCAUAAAAAAAGUAUUGAAAAGAUGCGUAAAAGUCAAAAGCGAGGAUACCUGCCAAAUCUCGGCUGGUAGACAAUUCCACAUCAUGGGGUUGGUGACACAAUGGCUGCAUAUGCACUAUACAUUUAAAGUAUAUGCCUGCUCUGUGAGGGCUACAUUGCAUUGCCCAGCAUUCUUUUUGGCGGGGGGGGGGUGUUCUUCCAAAUGUGCUUGAAAGGUAUAGCAUGCACACAGCCGAAAUGCCCAACUUCUAGUUGUUAUUUUGCUGUGUGUGAGAGUUUUCUUUCCUAUCCAGGCCACAGACCACACCUUCUUACAGAAGUGCCAUUACCACCAUGCCAACAGCUCUUGGUACGUCAAGCCGAAGCUGCCUUUGCCUGUCUUCACUGUGCAGCAUUAUGCAGGACCAGUUACCUACCAGGUAUAUAGGAGCCUGCUCCCCUCCCAACAUCCCCUGCUUCCCCUAUUUAACCUGCGCUUCUUUGCCUAGCUCAAGCAGCACAAAGCAACUUUUGCUCACCCAAGCAAGUAGGACAGUCACAGGCAAACUCCGGCCCUCCAGAUGUUUGGGACUACAAUUCCUAUCCCUGACCACUGGUCCUGUUAGCUAGGGAUGAUGGGAAUUGUAGUCCCAAACAUCUGGAGGGCCAGAGUUUGCCUAUGACUGAAGUAGGACAUGUCAAUUUGCCACAACUUCAUCUGGUGAGGUUCUGGACGGCAGCGUACACAAGUGCCACUUUACUGCUAGUAAUCCAAAGGAAGAGCCCUGGUUGUAUCAGUCUCUUCACUCUGGAUUGGUCACCCAACAGGGGUGUCCAAAGAGCUCACAGUUUUGCAACCCCAAAUUUAAUAGUCUUAAAGUGCCUUCUAAACAUGCAUACAGUGGUACCUUGGGUUACAAACCCUUCAGGUUACAGACUCCACUAACCCAGAAAUAGUACCUCGGGUUAAGAACUUUGCUUCAGGAUGAGAACAGAAAUCGCGUGGCAGCAGCAGGAGGCCCCGUUAGCUAAAGUGGUACCUCAGGUUAAGAACAGUUUCAGGUUAAGAACGGACCUCCAGAACGAAUUAAGUUCUUAACCCGAGGUACCACUGUACUGCUCUUUCAAUUUGUCCUCUUCCAAUCUGUUAUCUAGAGUAGAAUUCUAAGUAGCACUAAAUGGGGUAUGCAUACACCAAAUGAGGUCAACUCGCUCAAUAAGACUCCCCCUGUCUUAUUUCCCUAAAUCUGAUCUUGGUUUUUCUCCAACCCUCCAGAACAGAUUUACGGGACAAUGGAGGGGGAAGUCCCAUUGUGAGAGUAGUUCUUGUUUCAGGUAUGCAACAGCUUACUUGAACGCUGCUAAUUGUAUUGGAUGGUUCUUUAGAAAAAGAAGGGCUAGACAAUUUUUUGGGGGGCGGGAAUAGAACUGAAAUUAUGACUUGAUUAUUAUUACUUGAUUUGGGUUGGGCAAAAUUGUUUAUUUAACUGGAUAGUGGUCCUCCAGCUUUGCAGGCAGCUAUCCUGGUUUCUAAUCUGCAAAAACAAGUCAAGAGUUGGGGUUGAAGAACUUCCUCAGAAAAGGCUGGAAAUCAGGAUUGCAAGUAAACUAAGAACUAUACUGACAGGAGAUUCACAGUGCACUCCUGAACAUGUCUACUUAGAAGUCCCAUUGAUGGACUUCAGGGGAGUUUACUCCUAGGUAAGUGGGAAAGUUGGUAUCGGAUUGCAGCCUCAGAAGCUCUGUUAACGUAGUUUUUAAAAACAAAUGAGAGUGAUGUGGAAUUUGGCUUUACAGGUCCACAAAUUUCUGAAUAAAAACCACGAUCUGUUACGCACAGAGGUCCUGGAGAUAUUUUCCCACAGCCACCACAAGGUACAAUCAAAUAGUUUGGGUUAAUUAUUAUGCUUCACUGCAGACUAUUCCUAUGAUCUCACAGUCAAGAGACGUAGAGCUCUGUCUGAUACUAAUUUCUUUGUGCUGCGGUACUGGUAGACAUCAAGAGACACUUAAUUGUGUACCAGUUUCCUGGUGGAUAGAAAAAUCACUCCUGAGGUGUAUAUGCUUUCACAUGACACUCCCUUGUUCCAAGAUAGCUUUGUUUUGUUUGUUUGUUUCAGAGAGGAGUUGGUUUACAGUGGUGCCCCGCAAGACGAAAAGCUCGCUAGACGAAAGAGUUUUCCGUUUUUUGAGUCGUUCCGCAAGACGAAUUUCCCUAUGGGCUUGCUUCGCAAGACGAAACGUCUUGCGAGUUCUUGCGGGUUUGUUUCCUUUCUCUUAAAGCCGCUAAGCCGCUAAUAGCCGCUAAGCCGCUAAUAGCCGUGCUUCGCAAGACGAAAAAACCACAAGACGAAGAGACUCGCGGAACGGAUUAAUUUCGUCUUGCGAGGCACCACUGUAUUUUUAGAUUUAUUUUAUAACUGGUGCAAACAUCUGCAUCUAUGGUUUCAUCUUUUGCAUAAGCAGCACUGGUUGAUCAAACUUUUAUAUAUAAAGAACACAGUGGUACCUCGGGUUACAGAUGCUUCAGGUUACAGACUCCACUAACCCAGAAAUAGUACCUCAGGUUAAGAACUUUGCUUCAGGAUGAGAACAGAAAUCCUGCUCCGGCAGCGCGGCAGCAGCAGGAGGCCCCAUUGGCUAAAGUGGUAUCUUAGAUUAAGAACAGUUUCAGGUUAAGAACAGACCUCUGGAACAAAUGAAGUUCUUAACCAGAGGUUCCACUGUACUGUGUAAUUGUAGAACCUUAUGUAAAGGACAUAUGUUCUAAGAGGCUAUAAUAAAAGUUUUAUUUUAUUUGUUGAUCUAUUGGAUUGUUUGAAAACUGCUCUAUGCUUUUUUCAUUGGCAGAGUAUGGAGGGAGCUGGUCCUUCUCCAUGCUAACGUUUCAACUAAAUGUUCUAAGUUUAUUCUGAAACUUUGAUUUCUUUUGUCCACCUCUCUGAAGCUGGUGUCCCACCUUUUUGAGAAAGUGAAGGAACAGCAGAUGAACCAGAGAGAACCGGGAAGUGGAACUAGAGUCCAAGGGCCGACGCAUCAAGCUUCUACGUUAGUGUCUAGAUUCCAGCACUCCUUGCAAGAUCUCACAGCUAAACUAGACAGGUGAGGGAAUGUGGUGGUGCUACCACCAAUUUGUGUUGCCACCUCACGGCACGGAGCAUGAGCCUGUGGGAAGGCGAGGUCAAAGAGUGAGCUGCUGAUCACCCAUUCAGUGAGCUGUGGUGCUGAAGAUGGAGAAUUAGUUUGGAGCCACAUCUCAUGCUGUUUUAAAAUGGACGCACUUUACUUCUUUUCUCUCUAUCCUACAGGAGCCACAUUUUCUUUGUUCGGUGCAUCAAGCCUAAUUCCAAAAAGGUAAGACUUGGUCUUUGCAGGGCUAGGCUGUACCUGAGGCUGUCUUUGAGAUGCUACCAAAACAAUGCCCCAGCUGAGUUAUGCAAAUCAAUGGAAAGUUCUUCCAUACACAUGCUCAAGGAUAGCUCAGUCAGUAGAGCAUGGGACUCUUAAUCUCACGGUCACGGGUUCAAGCCUCAUGUUCAGCGAAAGAUUCCUGCAUUGCCUGGAGUUGAGCUAGAUGACCCUCAUGGUCCUUUCCACCUCUACAAUUCUAUGAUUCUGUGAAAACAUGCUCUAACCCAGGUGUUGGGGACCUCUGGAUCUCCAGGUAUUGCUGAACUACAGCGUCCAUCAACUUUUGCCAUUGGCAGUUCCAUGGAUGCUUGUCCAAUUACCAGAAAGUAUGCUCCUGAGCACAGUAACGUUUUGGCAGCCCACCCCACAUAUUCUGAUGGCUAGAAACAAGCUAGAAACUUGCUGUAAAAACAAAGGACACUUUAGAUGUCCAUCUAGUUCCUCUGCUAGAAACAGUGUCAAAUUACGUAUACAGUGGUACCUCUGGAUGCGAACAGGAUCCGUUCCAGAGCCCCGCUCGCAUCCUGAAGCAAACGCAGCGUGCACAGGUCGCGAUUCGCCUCUUCUGUGCAUGUGCGUGACGUCAUUUUGAGCGUCUGCGCAUGCGUGAGCAGCAAAACUUCUGGGUUACUUCCGGGUCGCCGCGGAGCGCAACCCGAAAACGCUCAACCUGAAGCAACUUUAACCCGAGGUAUGACUGUAUUUGGAAGCUAGAUGAGAAACUGUUUUGCUCAUUGCAGGUCUUGUACCAAUAUUCCCUCUCAUGUAUUCAAAAUCUCAGCCACCCAGUAAAUAGUAAUCAUGUGGACUAUAACACCUAAGAAGGGCUGGUGUCUUACUCUACAUAGGCUGCCCUGACACAAGCCAUUUGGGUAGCCAUGGAUUUGCAUUAUCCAUCCCUUUAAUGCAAGGGUGUCCGUAUGAUGUCUUCCUCACCCCAGUGUUGUCCUUUAUCUACCCCCCCCCCCACUUUAAAUGUGCUUUUCCUUUAAAAUCUUUGGAAAGUCGGAAUUGGGAAAAGACCUCCAAUUAAAGAGGGGAAAUGUCCAGGGCAGCACAGGAAUAUCCACAUGUUGUUCGGAUGUGGACAAGCCCAGGGAUCACAGAUGUACCGGUCAUUUGUGGGGGGAGCCGACAAGGUACUGGUUCUUUCCAGUGGCCUUUCUGUGUCUUGUCCUUGUUCCCUUCUUUAUUUGGCUAAUUGAGACCAUUCUCUUUAAACUUCAGGUGCCAAACAUAUUUGAUACUGAAUACGUGGCUUCUCAGCUAAGGCAUUCUGGGAUUUUGGAGGCCAUAUGCAUCAGGAAAGAAGGUUAUCCCAUCCGCAUUCCAUUCCGCCAUUUCCUAAUCAGGUGAGCCUGUUACCUCUUAUUUUAACACAUAGGGGCCCUCCUCCUAUUUUAACACAACGUUGUAAAAGAAAGGCACACCAAUAACAUAAUAACAAUUUAAGAUGCAAUAACGAUAGUAAAUCAAGCACGCCAAACCAAACAGUUGGAGCAAUAAAACACAGCGGCUCUCGCAGCCAACUUCAAAAGUUUUAGAACACUAAUUGGAAAAGACUUCCAGGGUCAAAAUUGGGUGUUAUUCCAGACUAUAGGAGCCAUACUCAGAAGAUACAGCAGUUGAUCCUACAUUUGGACAUUCUCUGCAGACUCUUCAUCUGACAUUAGGGAGUUGGAGGGGUGGGAAAGAGGGAGGUUUCUGAAAGCCUGGAACUUUGUGGUAAGGAAAAAUGCACUGGAAAGCAUAGAACCACCAUGCAAACAAAUCAGAACAAAUGCUCCAUAGACAGGUUGUCCCUGGCACCUGAAGUGCUGGGAUUUGCUUCCUUUCUCUGUAACACCCUGUGCUGAAGGAGUUUUAGCAGAUGGUUCUGUCUCCUUUCUGCUCAUCAGGUAUGGAGUCCUGGCCGGCCGAGGGCAGAACUCCUUGCAGGAGAGAGAUGGCUGCGCCACAGUGCUUUCACAGGUGGUGGGAGAUCUCUCGGAGCUCUAUCAGAUUGGAGUCACCAAGGUGGUGUGCCUUAGUACUUCUCUUCCCCGCAACUUAUGAAAGACUGUUGCAUGCUGUUGGUUUCAUUGGGGGGGGUGCAUUCUCUUGGUAACCUCAUGACUCUUAUCACUGCCAUGUGCUCUGUACAGGGCUACCCUUGGCCUGGUGCAAAAUGCUGCGGAUAGACAGUUGAUGGAGACAACAACUAUCGUCAGCAUGUAACUCCAGCGCUCGAAAGCUUUCACUGGCUAGUCAUACGCUACCAGGCCAGGUUCAGGGUUCUUAUAUUGAUUUACAAGGUCCUUAACAACUUGGGUCCAGGGCAUCUCAAGGACUGCCUAAUUCCUUAUAUGGCCAAGUGGGGAUUUGAAGGUCCUGGUCUAACACCUGGCCACUAUACUACAAAGGCUCUUGAUUCCAAAGGGGCAACUGGAUUAGAGACUUGGGGAAUCUCCAGGCUUAGGGACCAAUUUUGGCCCUCCAAGACUCUCUAUCAGGCCAUACCCUUCACUGACCCAAAUGUUUUUGCCUGUAAUGUGUCCUUAUACUCUGAUAGCGACUCUUACUUAUCUGAAUGGAGGAUAGAGGGUGUGUGUUGGAACUAACUGUACAGAGAUAAAAUGAACAUUUGUUGCUCUACCCACUUUCACCACUGGCAUGUGGUCCUUUCGAGGUUGCCCAAAAGGAAUGCUGCCCUUAGGCUGGAAAAGGUGGUUAGCCUAAAUGGGCUCUUUUAGUUGCUAACUGGUAAAAUAAAUAUUUUGGUAUAAAUCAAAUAUAUACACUGAGCCUCAGCAACUCUUCAUGCUCGACUGGAAAAAGAAAGUAAAGAUGAAAUAAACACUCACUAGAUGCAUUUAUUUGCAUAGUCUUUGACAAAUUGGUCAUUGAAGACUUGGGCGGAGGUAAUAAUUAGGGGUGUUCACUUGCAAAUAGCAAUGUUCUUUAUUGCCCCCUUUCCCCGCCCAGGUGUUCUUGAAGGAAAAAGCGAGGCAGAUGCUAGAGAGAAGAUGGAAUCAAAAGCUGAGCUGGGCGAUUGUUACCCUUCAACGCAAUCUCAGAGGCCUCAUCAACCGUAGGCGGUUCCAGGUCUUCAAGGAGAAGGCCUUGGUCAUCCAGGCUCAUUUCCGGGGUUACCUGGCCAGGUCAGAAAGUGCAAAGGCUGCAGUGCUGUUGGAAGGCUUGAAGGCCACAGAACUGAACUGUUUUUAGCAUUAAAUGAAAGGCCAGACUCCAUUCAGCCCUGGUGCAAUCAUGUGUACUGAUUUCAGUGGGACUGGCUAGAAAGCUCCCCACCACCACCACAUUCUCACAGUUGUCUCUUGUUUCCUGACUUCCCCUUUUCUUUGUAACCUCCAGGAAACGGUACCAAAGAUUGAAGAAGACCCUGAUGCGGUUUGGGGUGGCCAUGCUCGUCUCUAGACCACUGACUCAUAAGAGGAGGCAAUACCAGGUAAUAGGGUUACUGACAAUUGGCAAUGCAAUAGGUAAUAUACUUUUCUGCUAGAAGGUUUUAUUUGAGGGAUUGUGUGUGACAUGGGUUAAAGCUAUGGUUUUCCCAGUAGUGAUGUAUGGAAGUGAGAGCUGGACCAUAAAGAAGGCUGAUCACCAAAUAAUUGAUGCUUUUGAAUUAUGGUGCUGGAGGAGACUCUUGAGAGUCCCAUGGACUGCAAGAAGAUCAAACCUAUUGGUCCUGAGUGCUCACUGGAAGGACAGAUCCUGAAGCUGAGGCUCCAGUACUUUGGCCACCUCAUGAGAAGAGAAGACUCCCUGGAAAAGACCCUGAUGUUGGGAAAGAUGGAGGGCACAAGGAGAAGGGGACAACAGAGGAAGAGAUGGUUGGACAGUGUUCUCGAAGCUACCAGCAUGAGUUUGACCAAACUGCGGGAGGCAGUGGAAGACAGGAGUGUCUGGCAUGCUCUGGUCCAUGGGGUCAUGAAGAGUCGGACACGACUGAACAACAACAACAGUGUGACAUGGGGAUUCUCGGCACAUACGUUUUAGACAAGGUCCCAGCAACAGAAAGCAAGGCAAGUUAGCAAGUUAAUGCUUGCAACAGUGAAUGGUAGUGGAGAUGGUCGUACUUUGAAGUUGUCCGGAGGUCCAGCAGAAGAUAUAGAAAAGAGAAGCAGUUUCUCUGUGUGGGCUAUCCACAUGCUGUUCACACACUUCAGGGCAUUCUGUUAUUGGAAGUAUGUCACGGGACAGAGAGGGAACGCCCUUGGGGCAAGGGAAGGAGGAGUAUCAGAGCAAGGAGAAUCAGAAAGGAAAUACAGGGCUCUCUGAUGCUGCAAAGCCCUGUCACCAACCAGGAAGUUCAGGAACAGAAGGGGAAGCGGUGCCUUCCCACGCCUGCUAUGUUGGAGAAGGAACCAAAGGAAGCCACUCCCCGAAUCUGACUCGUCCGAUUCAGAUGCAUGAUUAGGAACUGUAGCUGUUUGCACAUAUGUUAAUAAAGAACUGUAAAUAUCUCUCUGAGUGAGCAGAGGGUGUUUAUUGCGAAGAGCAGACAUCACCUUGACAAAGUAGGACUGGUGGAAGAGGGGGGGAAACAGAGGUGCUGAAACUCACCAUGAACACCUCCCUUGUUCUGUUAUAAUGACAAUGAUGCCCACCUGAGAGGUACCAGAACUGAGUUGCAGCGAGUUCUGGCUGAAAAAAUGCCCUGAUUGUAACCAUUAUAUACAUAGGGCAGAAUGAUGUGGUCGAUUUGAGUGGUAGAAAUCUGGGCUGUACCUCUUUAGGAGUCAUAUGGAGUCAUUUAUUUACUUUUUGAAACUCUAUGCAUGUAGAAAGUUGUGCAUCAGAUUGGAAUGUUGAAAGAAGACCUCUUCCUGAUAUGCUAAGAUCAAGAACAGGCAUAGGCAAACUUGGCCCUCCAGAUAUUUUGGGACUACAGUUCCCAUCAUCCCUGACCACUGUUACUGUUAGCUAGGGAUGAUGGGAGUUGUAGUCCCAAAUCAUCUGGAGGGCCGAGUUUGCCUAUGCCUGAUCAAGAAGCUUUUUUAAUUGAGGAAGCAACUAGCUAAGGGUAGGAAAUGAAAAACAAUCCAAGGUGGCAUUUUUGGCGGGGACGGUAGAUUGGAGUAAGAGUCUCUGUAAUGCAUUUCCAAAAACUUGCCUAGGGAGUAGCCCAGUUUGGACCUGUGUCACCCACAUCUGGCUACUGGAAUUAUCAGGUGGUCUCAAUUUUUGUGUGAGGUUAGUCCAGAAUAAUGUGUGCCCAACUCCCAGAACGGCUGUGAGCACUAAUCAUGUGUGUAUGUUUUGAGAAACACCCUGAACACUCGUCUGCUGUGCUCUGACAACUUCAUUUAUAUCUCUAAAAUAUUUGUUACCAGUGCUAGGGUAUUACUGGUGUUACUAUACUAGAAAAUUUCAGCGUUUUCACCAGCAGUCAUGACUCUGGAGAAGAUGAAACUUGGAAAAGAAACCGAGGCUAGCGCUCAUUGUCAUUGGUUUUUUUAUGAUGCAUAUUCUGGCUAAAAAGCAACCCCCCACCCCUGGGCUUUUAAUUUGGGGAGCACCUUCUAACGAUAGUUUUGUUCUGGGCACCGGCAAAUGAGGACUGCUUUUCAGUCCAGGGGCAGUCAUGGUAACCCUGUGGGUAGCCUCAUUCUAUUGGUGGGUAAGGAUGAAUGCAGGCAAAAGUGGGUGGAGCAACAGAUGUGACCAUCACUUUCGUAUAGCCAGCUGCAUUCUGUUCAGAGGUUUCUAUGCAUACACUAGGGCCGCUUGUGGACGCUAACUGGUUCGCAGCACAAAAAAUGUUUGCUUUUUGCAAUCUGGAAUCAUUCGUGUUCAUCCUAAACAUGCUGCUUUCUGCGUAAAUUGAAUCUGGAUCCUGCCAUCCACAGGGACGGGUAUGGUUAUUGGAUACAUGUUUGAAAAACCUUCCCUUUGAUUAGGUUAUUUGGAACCUUUUGCUUGCUGUACAUGCCCCAGGUGAACAGAGAAGGAAGUGGCCCAUGUGAAUGUGGUAUAUGCCUACCCACAAUGUCACUGAGUGGGUGUGGAUAGAGCUGCCUACAUCUGUUGCAAGGGAGCAGGUGGCACUGAUCUUCUUGGUCUUGCUGAUCAGAAAGUUGGUGGUUCGAAUCCCCACAACAGGGUGAGCUCCCAUUGCUCUGUCCCAGCUCCUCCCAACCUAGCAGUUUGAAAUCACAUCAGUGCAGGUAGAUAAAUAGGUACCCCUACGACAGGAAGGUAAAUGGCAUUUCCGUGCGCUCUGGUUUCUCUCACGGUGUUCUCUUGCACCAGAAGCGGUUUAGUCCUGCUGGCCACAUGACCUGGAAAGCUGUCUGUGGACAAACGCCAGUUCUCUCAGCCUGAAAAGCGAGAUAGUUGCCUUUGACCUGUCUUAACUGUCCAGUUGUCCUUUACCUUUACAUCUUUUGUAAAAUGGACUCACUGCGAGGUAAUGCAGUGUGGAUCUGCAAUGAGCUUGUUUUUGGAAUGAAGCCACUUUCUCAUUUUUAGGGAAGAAAGAUAUGAAAUAGGCGUAGAUUGUGUGAGGACUACAUAGAAAAUACAAGUACAGUCAUACCUUGGUUGUUGAAUGGAAUCUAUUCCGGAAGUCCGUUCAACUUCCAGAAAUGUUUGCUGACCAAGGCGUGGCUUCUGAUUGGCUGCAGGAGCUUCCUGCACUCAAUCGGAAGCCGCAGAAGCUGCGUCGGACAUUCAGCUUCCAAAAUUCACAAACCAUUCACAGACCAGAACACUUACUUCCGGGUGUGUGGCAUUCAGGAGCCAAAACAGACGAGUACCAAGGCAUUCGACAACCAGGGUACAACUGUACUCUUUAUCCAUUGAUUCUAAAAUAGAAUGCUAAGUGUCUACAGCCACCACACUUUCUUUAUCUUAGAAAGUAAGAGGCAUUAUCACACUCCAGGCAAGUUUAUUCAAGAAGGGCACAGAGGAGGGCCAGUGAAGAUUGUGGUCUGGGAAGGGGCUUGGGAGCGUCUUAAGGGCUUUAUAAAAAGGCCUGAAGACCAUAUUCAGCGUCUCAGCCUGAGGUUCCCCACCCCUGGUUGUAAAUGAGACUUGUCAGGUGUCUUACAUGCAAAGCACAGGCAGCCUUGAUCUCCAGGAACUACGAAGAACCCUGGCUUAUUCAAAUGUGACGCAAUUAAUAUGUGGGAAGGUACAAGGUCAACAUGAGAAACUCUGACACACCUUUCCACCUGUUCUCCGGGACUCCCAGAUAAGCAGAGAACAUCCUGGUGUACCAUCCAAUGCUUCUGGCUAAAUUGCUUUUUGACUCGCCCUGAGAAAAGAAAGCUCAGAGGGCCAAAAGCCAUGGCAAGGAUUGUCUCUGAAAGUACCAGGAAAAUGGCCACCAGGUGUGUGGUGAUAAGUCCUGGGAGGCUCUGUGAUAUGCAUGCACUUCAAGUCUUCCUAGUCUGCUGUUCUGCCUGAGUUGAGCAUGUGCUGUGCACCUGUCCUUCCCAGCCUGAAUAGCUCCUGGCUCUUCUAUCCCAGGAAGCCACCACAAAGCUGCGCUUUGGCUUCAUCAUUCCUGCCCUCAGUGUUUACUUUAUGAAUACACUCAGCACUUAGGAAAGAAAACGCAGCAGUGUAAGGUCUCAAAGUUCACUGUUAAGACUCGCAGAACCUCCCUCUCCUUGUCAUUCCGCACUGGGAGGACUUUAGCCCUCUUCAGCCUUAACCUGGGCUGCGCCCCCUUGAAGCUCCUUUUGGCUGCUCAGUGGCAACAGCCACACAGCUGCGUUCAGUGGGGAGGAAGAGAAAGGAUACUCCAUAGAUCACGGAAGAGCAGGCAAGUGCCAUUGUACAGGGCUCAGCAAAUGUUUCGUUUACAUAUGGGAAAGACAAAGCCAGAUAGGAGAUUAUGAUUCUGCCACUCUAUAUGUCCUUCUGGGGAGAAAUAAACACUCAGCUGUGAACCUUCAUGGGCUGGUUUAAAAUUGCAUUCUCCAGCAGCUGGAAGGACAGGGGAGAGGUGAUUAAAUUUUCCAAGCACAGUACUGUAUACGUUUGCUGGGAGCAGUCAUAUAGGACAUUUGUAAUGUUAAAUGCUAAUGUAGCUUAGAGUUAAAUAACUGGGACUAAAUAGCAUUGGGUAGAGAAUUGCAUUACCCUCUCCCAUUCCAUGCUGUUAAAACUUCCUGAAGCACCUGAUUUUAGCCCCAGUUGGAGACAGGAUACUGGAUUUGAUGAACCAUGGGUACGGGGCCCACCUGAAAAUAAAGUUGUAUGUGACCUGCCAAGGACAUUGCUAUAAAGUCAUUGAUUCAUAUUCUGGUUAAACAUCUGUGGAUAAUUGUAUUGUAGGCAUAAAAGAGUUACCGUAGUUUGCCAUGCAUAAGACAAUGUUUUUUUGCUUAAAAAAUUGGGGGUCGUCUUAUACAUGGAUGGUGAAUGCACAGGGGUUAAAGAAAACACUACUUACAUCCCCGUGGCUACUGUGAACAAGCUGCCAGAACCGCCCAAGCCACUGUCCCUCCCGGGUGCCAGGCUUGGGCGAUCUCUCAAAAAACACUCAAAAACUUUGGGCGAUCUUGGUUCCUGGUGGGGCAUGCUACCCCAGGUUGCUAUGCCAGUGCCGGUGCUUUGAAUAUUUAAUAAAAUAUCAAAGUUGUUCUGUUUGAUGUUUAAAAUAUUGAUUUCUUAAUUCUGGGUUCAAAAAAAUAGGGGUCGUCUUAUACCUGGUGGUGUUUUAUACACGGGAAAAUACGGUAUCUGCUGCCCUGACAUUACAACAAUGAUGAUGUGGUGUGUGCAGGGUUACCGAUUGUAGGGUUUAACAGGGUUAUAAGAAAGGUCUGUGAAACAAACCAGAAAUGAGGGGAAAGUGAAAGAGUCUUAAAGAGCUCAGCCUGCCUUGGUUUUCAGUCGUACCUUCAGAGAUGGGAGUUGCUAUACCUUACAGUGAGGGUACCCAGUGUGGUGCCCGCCCUCUGAUAUUCUGAACUACAACUCCCAUUAUCCCUGAUUGUUCACCAUGCUAGCUUGGGCUAAAAACAUCUGGAGGACGCCACAUUGGCUACUGCUCUACAGUAGGGAGAUUUGCAUCAUCUAGAUUGACAAGAGAAUUCAAAUCCCCUUAUCAUAAGGAGAACAUAAAAAGGGCCUGUUGGAUCGAGUCAGUUGUGGUGCAUCUAGUGCAGUACCCUGUUCUCACAGUGGCCAACCAGAUGCCUAUGGAAAGACCCAAAAAGAAGGACAUGAGAGAUGAGUGCCACAACUCUCUCCUCAUCUCUGAUUCCCAUCAACUUGUAUUCAGGAGCAUACUUUUCUCUGGGCAGUUUUGUCACACCAUGCAUAAGAUUACCGCUCUGUAUCAUGUCUCCUCUUACCUUUUCGUUUAAACUAAAAAGGCCAACCUUUCCUCACAGAGGAGUUGUGCCAUCCCUUUGAUGAUUUUCCUGAACCUUCUCCAGCUGUAUAAUACCCAUUUUCAGGUGACUGGAACCGUACACAGUACCCCAAGUGUGGUUGCAGCAUACGCUGUCAUAAUAUCAAUACGAUCUGUGGCAAUUUUAUUUUAAAUUCGUCCCUAAUUAUCAUUAGCAUGGAAUUUACCGUACCUUGCCUCACAUGGGUUCAUCUUCAUCAAGCUAUCAGGCACGACCCCCCAGGUCGUAUUCCUGGUCAAUCAUCUCCACUUCAUUUUUUAAUAAUAAUAAUAAUAAUACAGUGGUACCUCUGGUUACAUACGCUUCAGGUUACAUACGCUUCAGGUUACAGACUCUGCUAACCCAGAAAUAGUACCUUGGGUUAAGAACUUUGCUUCAGGAUGAGAACAGAAAUCGUGCUCCGGUGGCGCGGCAGCAGCGGGAGGCCCCAUUAGCUAAAGUGGUACCUCAGGUUAAGAACAGUUUCAGGUUAAGAACGGACCUCCGGAACUAAUUAAGUACUUAACUCGAGGUACCACUAUAAUAAUAAUAUUUAUUUAUUUAUUAUUUAUAUUUUUUAACAUGCUUUUUAUUAGGUUAUUACUACAACACAUACACAUACACACCACACUUUAAAAAUAUAUGUAAAAAAUCAAGUCCACUUCAGACCCCUUUUACCCUUGUUUUCAUUGAAUUGCAUUUGCUGUUUUGCAUCCCCUUCGUUCAGUUCAGAGAGGUUCUUUUGGAGCUCUUCGCCACCCCGAACAAUUGAGUAUCAUUCGCAAACUUGACUACCUCAUUGCUCACCCCAAACCCUUAUAUCAUUUAUAAACAAUCUAAAAAGCACAGCUCCUAGUAGCAAUCCUUGGGUAAUGCUGAAAUUUCUUUUGCACAAAGGAUAGUCUGUCAGUGAACACACCUUGCAAGCAUGCAUGAUUUUUUUUUUAUCCUGUCCUGAUUACAGAGGAACGAGUCACUGGGCAAAGGUGCUGAGGAACGCAGGUGUCUGGAAAAUGGUAUGUCAAUUAAAUACAGGGUAUAAUCUGGCAAAGCCUGAUAACAUUUGUGAAACCAAAGCUUUGUUUUAGAGUUUUAUGCUGACACCCCCGGUUUGCAUGGGAAAUAACUACCAUUCACUUCAAUGGGAGAUGUUUUCCCCUGUGUAAAUCUCCAGUAUGGAGGCAUCAGUCCAGAUUGAGACCAUAGUGGGGUGGGGGGUGGUCAAAGGUCUGGACUGGGCAGCUGGGCUGGCAGGGAUGCUGUCACAGCAGAAGUCCAGGGUCCCUCUCGCCAGAAAGAACAGGAGGGGUCUGACAAAUGCAGCAGGUUUCACUUACACAUUUUAAAGUGAAGUAAUUGCCAUCUGGGACGCGGGUGGCGCUGUGGGUUAAACCACAGAGCUUAGGACCUGCCGAUCAGAAGGUGGCGGUUCGAAUCCCCGCGACGGGGUGAGUUCCCAUUGCUCGGUCCCUGCUCCUGCCAACCUAGCAGUUCGAAAGCGCCUCAAAGUGCAAGUAGAUAAAUAGGUACCGCUCCGGACGGAAGGUAAACGGCGUUUCCGUGUGCUUCUCUGGUUCACCAGAAGCGGCUUAGUCAUGCUGGCCACAUGACCCGGAAGCUGUAUGCCGGCUCCCUCGGCCAAUAAAGCGAGAUCAGCGUCGCAACCCCAGAGUCGGUCAUGACCGGACCUAAUAGUCGUUACCUUUUUACUAAUUGCCAUCUAAAGAGGGUCCUCACAUCAGGCCGCUAAGUACGAAAUCUAAAAUUAUCUGACUCCAACACUGCAGGCUGACAGUGUGUGUUUUUAAAAUGCCAUGCUCUUAAGGACACAGUUACAGAGUUGACAUAUUGUCUAGUUGAACCCUUGGUGUCUCUACUGUGUCAGAGACAGCGUUGGCAGCAAGUUGCCCUGUUCUGUGUCGACUUUCUUGAAAUUGGUGCCUGCAGUUAUAAGAUGGAUCAUGCAGUUACAGUGCCGAUACACCAAUGCCAAAACAUAUAGGUGCUUAAGGUGCUGCCAGGACUCUUUGUGCUCAGUCUGUCCCUACAAAAGAUCUGUCUGUCCCUCUGGAAUACUGGCACAGCUGUGUGUGUGCAGAUUUAGCAAGCACAAAGCAGAGUUCUUUGAAGUCCACGCAUGCCCAGGUUCUGGCAACGCCCUAAUACUCUGAACAUUAGGGCAGAUACAAAUUGAAAAUUCUGGUAUUUCUCUCACAGUUGUUUUAAUAGGGCCCUGCCACAAAAGGCAACAUGGUAAAGCAACCUUCUCCAGGUGGCAGCAGAACUCAGGAAGGGAGAAUAGAGGCAGAGAUUGGGGUCUGAAUGCUGCAAGAAGCCUUCCUAAAACGUUGACCCUAUUGUGGGGGGAGGGUGCUAUUUGGGCUCCACUUUAGGCAGCAAAACCUCUUGGCGUUGUCAAGCUCUGGUAUUGCCAGGUGACUUUAAUCAUUGAUCUUUCCACUCUGUGAUGAUUGGUUUAGUGUGAUUGUUAAUCAUUGGUUUAAAGUGAUUCACAUGAUGUCACUCAAGAUAGCACUUGUGUUAAGGCAAUUAUCACAUUUUGUUGGCGCCCAUUACAUAAUGCCUGUGGCACAUGAGAUGCAGCUUCUGCCACCAUGCAUGUCCCUGUUUGUUUUAAAGGUUAGCAUUUUAGUAGAUAUGCUUUUUACAUUGUUUUAAUCCCAUGGAUAGCUUAAUAGCUAAAAUAUACGAAAGCUUAUUGUUUAAAAACUAUGUGUGUGUUUUGUCUGUAUUCAUUUUAUUUUUUGUGAGCCCCCUUGAGCCCUGGUUUCAGAGAAAAGGUGGAGUGUAAACAAGCAAAUAAUCAAGAGUCACUGAGAGUGAUUCCACUUGGCAGGUUUUUGAGCAUGGGUAGGCAAACUAAGGCCCGGGGGCCGGAUUCGGCCCAAUUGCCUUCUAAAUCCAGCCCAUGGAUGGUCCGGGAAUCAGCGUGUUUUUACAUGAGUAGAAUGUGUGCUUUUAUUUAAAAUGCAUCUCUGGGUUAUUUGUGGGGCAUAGGAAUUUGUUCUUUCUUUUUUCCAAAAAAUCAAAUAGUAUGGAAUUUGUUUGCAACUUUGUUAACAGCAUGUAUUAACAUCAUAGACGUACAUCGGUCUUUGCUGCCCCUUUCCUUUCUCCCUAAUCUGACCUGUGAAUACCUUUUGUAAUGCCUCUGGUAUUUUAUGCAAGUGUAAGGAAUAGGAAGGUGGACCAGGGGUGAUUGCAAGGACACACAGAAGCAGGCUGGGAACUGCAAUGAGAGGGUUAAUUGAAAUCUGGGUGGAAGGUAUGGAUAUGCUAGAGACUUCUGGGAGGUGGUCUUUGGGGAAAAAUAUAUCUCUGCAGUAAUGGGGCAAUUGAUACCCUAUUAGCAUUGGCCCUGUGUUGGUUAAGCUGUCAGACUAGCUCACUGGGUGAGUAAUUAGAUGAGCUGCAAAAAAAAGAAUAAAUUUUGCAGGCUUAGAUGCCUUUCUUGACCUAUGUAAACAGGAACAGGAACUUAAAGCAGCUUUCAGAAACUCAGGUUGAUUUGUGGAGAGCGUUACUAUGAGAUGAAAAGUAAUUAAUUCUUCUGAAUGUCUUUUAACUGAGCAGGAAUAAUUAACAGCUGUAUUUGUAUUCUAUGCUUUUAUUUUAGUUGGUCAAAUAACAAGUUUGUACUCCCAAGUGUUGUUUCUGAUGUUGCUUUAUUGUGUUAAACUUUUUUUUUUAAAAAAAGCUGAGGCACAGCAGGUGGCCAGCACCCCCCCCCCCUUAUACCGCUUCUGAGAGGGUAGUUUGCUUUGAACACUAAACUCCUUUGAGGCUAGACUGAAACAGCCACAAAAUGUGCUACUGAAGAAAUUAAAACUGUUCUUGCAAAACAAAAACAAAAAACAAACAAACACCCAUUUGUUCUCCAGAAGGCCUUCCUGUGACAAUUUAUUAAAAGAUAAUUAAAAUCUUGGUUUUUCCAUUAAAAUCUUAGCUUUACAUUGUAAAUAACAUGUCAGACUUACUGGCACUGAAUGUUGUAAUGGGCAAUAGUUGGGGAGAUGUGUGAAAUGUGUGCAGACGUAAAGGUGCCAUCUGUGUACAACCUUGUACAUUCUUGAAUUUGAUUAGAUGCUGUUGCGAUUGUAGGUUUGUUCCAGUAAGCUUCCCAAACUUCAUCUUCAAAUUCUGUAUUCAAAUCAGUUUCCCAAACGUAUUUUGAGGCCUGACAUAUCGCCUCAAUCUAUAUCUAGCAAGACCGAGUGGAUAGCAGAGACUAUGUGUUUGUUAAGCCCCUUUCAUUGAUGAGGCAUCACUGUCCAGGUAUUAUUAUUUUUUGCAAAUGUAGUUGCCACUCGGAUCACGAUGGGUCAUCACACUGUAUUUCUUUACCAUACAACUCUGCAUCCCACAUCACUAAUCAGUCGUUAACUGCAUGGGAAGCGGGUGGUGUUUGAAAAUCACAUGUUUUGAUUUUGUCACAUAAGCAUUCCGGCAGGUACAGUCCUCUGUACAUAGAACAUGGUAUGUCUUUUCCUGUUUUCCUUUUCCUUAAGGGUGAAUUCAUACACCAAUGCAUAAGUAUUAAAUAUGGAAGUUUUUAUCAAGUGGAAACAUCUAUCUUCUGCUUUUAAUAACAACGCUUUGAGUGUGCUCAGAGAGGCACUCUGUUGUUCCAUUCAAACUGCAUGACUUUUGUACCUCGCUCUGGAUUCUAGAUCUUGGGGUUCUGGGGGGGAGGGGAAGCAGCUCAUUCAAGUCUACCUACCCACUUACCCUAGUUUAUUAAGUUGUUUAUGGAAGGGAUAGAUUGCUGUUGUAUUCUUUUGAGUUUUUUUCUUUUAAAAAACAAAACGCUAAUUUUUAAAAGAGGGGGAAAGUUAUUCAAUCAAUCAAUCAAUCGAUCGAUCGAUCAAUCAAUAAACCACCCCUUUGAUUCAUUUCCUCUGUAGGAUGUUCGACGGCUGGAAAUCCCUGCUGAGCUUGCUGCCUUACUGCGUUUGGCUGAAGGUGAGCAGAGAGCCUUUGACUCGUAAUUUUUUUUUUUUGCUAAAGUCCAUACACUUCACACGUGUUAUGCUUUAGAGUAGAGCUGAAAUAAAUUCCCCCUCCAAAAAAAAAGUCUUGUAAACUUACAUAGGGUGUCUAUGUAAGGACUAUGUCCUGCUGCUUGUGGGCUUCCUAGUGGCAUCUGGUUGGUUACUCUUGGAAUAGAAUGCUGGCCUGGAUAGGUCUUUGGUCUGAUCUAAGCAGGGCUCUUUGUAUAAAUAUUGUUUCAGCAGUUGCUUAAGUGAUCACUAGCCAGUAAUGUUCGAUUUCAAUAUUAGAUACAGUGGCACCUCGGGUUACAAACGCUUCAGGUUACAGAUUCCACUAACCCAGAAAGAGUACCUAGGGUUAAGAACUUUACCUCAGGAUGAGAACAGAAAUUGUGCGGCGGCAGCUGAAGGCCCCAUUAGUUAAAGUGGUACCUCAGGUUAAGAACAGUUUCAGUUUAAGAAGGGACCUCCAGAACGAAUUAAGUUAUUAACCUGAGGUACCACUGUAUUGACAGAUAGUGCUUGCCAAUUUGUGAUAGCUAAUACAUGCAGUGGUCUUCCAAGCUUUGGGGAGAUACUUUUGCCAUUGAUUUGUUUGCCAAAGGACUUGAGUGUCUGCCAUAGAACCACUACUUGUCACAAAGGAUUCUGGGCAUAAACACUGCUGGGCCUCACCAUGAACCUUUGUGAACUGAGAAUGUGCUAGUCUAGAACCCACCAAGCAUUCGCUUCUGGCUAUCUGGGUGGCCACUGUUAGAACAGGAUGCUGGACCAGAUGGGCCAUUGACCUGAUACAGCAGGCACUUCUUAGGGUCCCCCCCCCCCCGCCCAUUGUAGCUACAGUUGUCGUUAUUGCUUUCGCUUAGUAUUUGUUUGGACACCCAAAAAAUCCCUGUUUAUCUCAGUAGCCACAUAAAAAAGCAAGGGUGUGCCUCACCAACUGAGCUAACAUUAUUAGUGUUUUCCUGUCUUGCAGGUCACCACCAUGCCCAAAUUAAUCAGGUCACAGAAGUCUCCCCUCCAGAAGUUAAAGCCAAGGCUGAUCUCUCUCUGCCACCUGACAUCAAUAGCUUUCCAUUCUCUUCGUUCAUAAGGUCGCAUUUCCAGGUAGGAGGUUGUUUCGGAAAGUUGGAGUUCACUAGAAAAGCCAGCGGCCAUCAUUGUCUCUUCCACUCACUUCAUAAAAUGUUAAGAGUUGGAAGGGACUUGGAAUGCCAUCUGGUCCAAUCCUAGGUGCAGAAUGCAACUUCAACAUCCCUGACCCAUGGCUGUCUAGCCUCUGCUUAAAUGCCUUAAGCAAAGGAGAGCCUGUCAUAUUUCAAGGCAGUCUAAUUCAUUGUCAAACAGAUCUCAGUUCUGUUUAUUUCCCUGUAGUAAAAGUCCAUCUAUUUGAUGGUGAUCAUCCAAGUGUUUUGCGGGAAGAAAGGCUCUAGAUAAGUCUUUCCCAGACACUGGGUCUCCAGCCGUUUUUGGACUAAAGGUAAAGGUAAAGGUAAAGGGACCCCUGACCAUUAGGUCCAGUCACGGACGACUCUGGGGUUGCGGUGCUCAUCUUGUUUUUUUGGCCGAGGGAGCUGGCAUACAGCUUCUGGGUCAUGUGGCCAGCAUGACUAAGCUGCUUCUGGCAGCACGGGGAUUCUGGCAGCACGGGGAUUCCCCCGUCACGGGGAUUUGAACCGCCGACCUUCUGAUCGGCAAGCCCUAGGCUCUGUGGUUUAACUCACAUCGCUGCUUAACCCACAGUUAAUCCACAGUUUUUGGACUACACCUCCCUUUAUCCCUAGCUAGCAAGACCGGUGGUCAGAAAUGAUGAGAAUUGUAGUCCAAAAGCAGCUGGAGACCCAGUGUUUGGGAAACACUGAUCUAGAUCUUUCCUUCUGGCACCUGUAGCCCCCCAGUCCACUGAGCUUCUUCACCCUUCCUCUUUACUUUGGCUGUCAACUCUGCUGCUGUCACAUGGGAGAAAUGAUUGGGGGAAACAAAAGGCCCUUUGCUUUGCCCUACCUGAACAGUGGUGGCUCUGAGAGCGAUGCACAUCGCAGUGUCUUCACUUUGCCUAACAUUAGUAAUGCUGCUUAUGAACUCAGUGCUUCUGUUCCUCGUCCAUUGUAGGAAGUGGGUUUCCCUGCCCUUGGGCAGCCCCUGCAACAGCCUUUGACCAGACUGGAUGGUGAGCAGAGGCAAAGUGCUCUGCAGCUCAACAAAGUGGUAAGGGAAAAAAAUAUAUGAGCAAGCAGUUAAGUAGCUAGGCCUCGCUGGAGAUAGGAGAUGGUCCCGUCCCCCCACUCAAAGUUAAAGGAGCUUUGAAGGAGGGAAUCACAGCCCAUGGUGUGUACAGCUAUACUGAUUUUCCUCUGGGGAGCAAGCUUUGCAAAGUGUUAGUAUGGUUUCAGAAGCCUGCAAAAUCUCUUUGACCUAGACACAAUGAUGACCUGUUGCAUGCUUGGCUGGGGGUGGGGUGGGGGGUUGUGUUUCUACACUGUGGUGCUUCCAGUCAGGGGCUUAAUUGCCAACGGGUUGUUCUGCUAUCACAAAGGAGUGGUUGGCAGCUUCUUCAGAUGGGGGACUGAGAGAUGCCAAGGGAACUCCUCCACAACUCAGAGAGCUUCCUUUGCGUUUGUGGACUUACUGAGGAAUCCAGAACAGGAAAAUGCUGAGCAACUGAGAAAAGAGGGGAGAAAAGGAUUGUGGUGCCCAAUAUGGGUGCAGGUACCUGAGGCCCAGACACCUUUGUUCUCCACUCAGCAGAAGCUCUGAGAGAUUAAAUGGAGACACAGGCUUGGGUAUCACUUUUUCUGGAGGUGGGGCUGGGAAACUUGCUUUCUUUUUUUGGCCUGUCAAGGCUUCCAUUCUCUUAGGGGUUCCAUUUGGUUAGGGGGUCACAUGCCAGAUAUGGAUUGGGCCAGAGCCACCCCACAGUCUUUGGCUGAAUACUAUACACAUUCUGAGUCUCUUUUGCCCCUCAAAGCAUUCUGUAGUUUACUAAGGGUUGCUAGGAAUUGUACCUCUGUGUGAGGAGUAGACUACAGUGGCCAAAAUACAUUGCAAGGUGGGGUAGGUGUGAGGAAUGAGCUUUUCACGCGUUGUAAAGGUUCAGUGCUUAUGCAGUCUUUGUCUAAUCACCCCACAUUCAUUCUCUGUCCCCCUCUCUCUUUCUCUAUCACACACAUGACAGAGAGAGCAGGGAGAAGCCAAGUCUAAUAGUGAAGCAUUUUUGCUGUAAAUGCAAGGUGGCAGAAUGGGUGCUCCUAGACAGGCGCACUCUUUCCUUCCCACAUACACGAAGCACCCCAUACUGGGAGUGGCCAGGAGAAGUGUUUGGGGCCUCCCCCUGCUCUGCUUCCUCCUCGCACUUCCACCUGCAGGAUGUUGCUAUUGAGAGGCAACAAACAAGAAGCUGCAAAGUGAGGGUUGCGGCGCUGCUCCUUUCCCAGACCCUGUGAAGGGGAGAAGAAUGUAGACUUGGCACUCAGAGCAUCUCUCUUUGGGUGGUGGCAGGGAGGGGAAAGGGAGGUGGCAAAUUAUUAACCACACGUCUGGAGAAGGGUGUCUUGCUCCCAUGGGCGUUGUGGCUUUGUUGAUGGACCUUCGCCCCCUCUCACACAAAGAUACACAGCCUAACCCCUCCCCACUAACCCCACUAGGGCCACCUGUGCACUCCCCUUCUCUCCCACCCCAGGCCACACCGUUGUCAUGCGCAACAGGGGAGUUGACAGCAUUGGCUUCACAACAAAAGGAUGUAAGCAGCUGCUUGCCAGCCUUCCCUUUUUCUCACUCUGUGUGCAGAGUCACCGGUGUAAAGGAGUGGGGAAGCAGAGAGGGUGAGAUGUCCCCCGAAACUCAGAGGAAAAGAACGAGCCUGUUUCUCCCUCUGCCCUCCAGUCUCUCUGGCCGCCUCCUGCACACUCUCACCUCUCUCCUGUUUUCACAGUAUUCAAUGUCUUCCCUCUCAAAUCCUCUUGUUGGGGAGACCGCAGGGCGAUUAAUGUGUUACUUGAUGUCUGUUAGCGUGCAGUGGCUCAGGACUUGCAACUCUUAUGUUCGGAAUCAUUCAGAAGCCAUUCUGCUGGGAAGCGGGAAGUGACCACAACUGAUCCACUGGCCGCAUGUUUUGCAAAUCAGUUCUGGUAACUGGCUCUAGAGAGAGGAUGCACGCUGCCUUCCAGUUAGUCCUUAACUGUCCACCAGCUUCCAUUCUUAUUUAUAGGUUCUUAGAACUUGAAGGAACUGAGCAGUAGGUGGAUCAUUUUUGUGACUUUGCUGUGAUCAUGAAGAGAAGCUAUUCUUAGGGAGGAGGCUGAGGGAGGACCAGGGCUAUGGAGAUAAGAAUAAGUUUGACUCAUACAAUGUGUAUGUACUACUAAACCCCUUCACACAUUGCUACUUAUUUAACGAUUCUUGAAGGAAGGCAGUUUUCUUUUUAACUAAUCGUCUAUGGGAAGAUGGUGGCUUUUAAGUAACUCUUUUUUUAACAGGGUUUUGUUGUAAUAAGGGAAAAAAAGAAAGCCGCCAUUUAAUCCAGCUUGCACAUUGUGUGUAUUUGCACCAUACAUUUAAAGCACAUGACUUCCCCCCAAGAAUCCUGGGAAAUGUAGUUUUUCCUUGCAAAGCUAUAAUUCUUCUUAACAAACCACAGCCCCCAGGGAUCUUUGAGUUGAAAGAAAUGUGUUUUAAAUAGGCAUGGACUGAGUUCUAAAUGUGUGGUGUGGAAUGAGAAAGAAUGAGGGCAGACUCAAGGUCAGAGCAACUGAACAAGAAUUCCUCCACUCUUAGCCUUGGACAUAUUGAAGGGCUUUCCUGCACGAUGGGCAAAACCGUUCCCCAGCGUGUAGCUCAGCAGCAGUGGAGCACAUGGAGGCUGAGUGCAAUCCAGAUCUCAUGCACAUUUUUUGCUCCCAAAAAGCGCAGAGAGAAACCAGUUUCGUUCCAAAAACAAAUGCUCAUUGCCUAUUGAUUCUGCAUUACCCUACAAUGUGUCCAUUUGAAAACAGUUGUAGGUGGUCCUGGAAACUGGAGGUGCAUCCACAUUGUGGCAUUGUGGGUUGGGGUGUCCCAAGAUCACAAUCGCUACACCCUCCUCCAUUCACUUGGGGCAAGUGCAAGGGUGAUACUAAUCAAGGGGAGGGUUUCCAAAUGCAGAUCAAGUAACCACACCCACCUCCUUGUUUAGGGCUGAAUCUAGACUUAAUCUAGAUUGAAAGCAGCAUGUUGAAGAUGAAGAUGAAUGACUCAUUUUUUUUUUUUUAAACCCACUACAUUUUUGUGUGUGCAGCAAAAGCGAAGUAAUCUGCUUUGGGCACAGUUCUGCUGCAAGUGCCAACUGCCUCUGUUCCUACCUGCCAUGGAAAAGCAAUGGUUCUCCAAGAGGGUGAUCAAGGUGGGGGCUUGAUCUUGUCGCUUGAGGUCUGCUGCCUGACUCGAUCACACCUUUACCGGUUCCCUUACAGAUCCUGCGGUUCAUCAAUGACAAAGACCUGCAGGACUGGGAAGAAAAACUCCUGGGGAACUAUAUAGCAAGUCGAGGGCUGGCCAGCCUCUCCCUGCGCAAUGAGCUGUUGAGCCAGGUGGCCAGUCAAGUGUGGAAGAACCCAGACCUGGAGCAAGGCCAACGAGGUUGUGUGUUGAUGGCUGCCCUCCUGGGCUCUUUUGCCCCUUCUCCAGCUCUGGAGAAGCCCCUGUUGAAGUAAGAAAAAGGCUCCGCUCUCCACUUUUUAAAAACACCACUCAUAAAAUGGAGCCGUUUACAGAAGGAUUCUGCUUUUUUGGCGUACAGGUUUGUGUCUGACCAUGGUCUGGAUGGAUAUAACGGCGUUUGCCAGCGUAAACUCCUGAUGUCAAUGAAGCAGAUGGAAAGCGACCCAGAAGUGUCCCGUAGCUUUCCUCCCACCCAGCUGGAGUGGACUGCCAAUCAGAGGAAAGGCAAGAUGGUGUUGGAUGUUUACACCUACAAAGGUAACAGCGAAUACUUAGCAUACUCACAAGGGCAGACCUUGGUAAUAUGCCGCCCUGUGCGAGACCAUUGGAAGCCCUCACCCACAGCCGUCGUGGCACCAACUUAAGCCAGACUCUGGGAAGGAUGUGCAAGGCCCUCUACCUCUUUCCCAAAGCCCAGUAAGCGCUUGGCCAGCUUUAGGAGGGAGGCAGGAGGACUCUAGGACCCUUUCAGAGCCCUACACCUCCUUCCCAAAGCAGGGCAAGCGCUUACCAGGUUUUGAGAAGGCACCCUUCUUGGCUAUGUGCCUGAUGUGACCGCACCACUCACACUGCCCUAAAUCUGCCUGUGAUACCCAUCAGAAUUGUUGGGAACAAAUAGUAUUUCCGGACCGGGCCCUCCUUGAUUUUGCAGUUUGCAGUUGUAAGGCUUUUAUUUUAGCAUUUUGUCUUUCGCUUUUUUCCUCCCUGGCUUAGAGGAGAGGCUUUCAGCCGAAGUGGAGUCCUGGACAACAGGAGAGCAAUAUGCAGGCUGGAUCCUGAGUUCAAGGUACACACAGAAGCAAAAGGAGUAGGUUUUGAUCUGACAGUUUCUGUUGUCAGAGCAAUUGAUCUUUGAGGUCAGCAAAGGCUCAGGCUGUUAUCAGCGUGUUCUGCAGCAGCAUGAGAAGGGUAAAUAAUUAUGUAAGGACCAACCCCAGGCCGUGUUAUUACUUCCUCAUCCCAGGCUGUUGGAGUUUGUCUUUAGUCAUAAAAAUGAAUGUUUGAGCUCCCACCUUCCCUUUUUUAUUUUUUUAACUGGAAAUCCAUUUCAUGCUUUGGAGAAGUUAGACUGGCUUUGGAGAGAAGAGUGGUAUUCAUGGGCCUCAGUUCAGCUCUUUUUCCUCAAAGAGCAGUGGCCUCCCCCCAACCUCAUGUGCCCCCCAAGUGUUUUGGACUACAGUGGUACCUUGGGUUAAGAACUUAAUUCAUUUUGGAGGUCCGUUCUUAACCUGAAACUGGUCUUAACCUGAAGCACCACUUUAGCUAAUGGGGCCUCCCGCUGCCGCUGUGCCGCCGGAGCACGGUUUCUGUUCUCAUCCUGAAGCAAAGUUCUUAACCUGAGAUACUAUUUCUGGGUUAGCAGAGUCUAUAACCUGAAGCGUCUGUAACCCGAGGUACCACUGUACAAUUCUUGAUCAGCCCCAGCCAGCGUGGGCAAAACCAGAAGCCUUUUGUUUUUCCCUCUCUGCCUCACACCCAGGGCCGUCUUAAGCAUAUCCGGCGCCAUGGUGCAAAGAUCCCUCUGGCGCCCCCCCCCUUCCCAGAGUUGUCAAACCUUUCCCCAAGCCUCUGCAGGGAUCGCUCUCCUCCCACUGAGGCUUGGGAGGCAAGCUGCAUACCCACCAGCCAUAUGGUUGGCAGGGUGCCGCUGGUGGGCAUGCAGGGAAAGGGGAGGCCGCCGGCAAAGCCGCACAGCUCCCCCACUUGCUGGGGUGCCCCUGAGAGGCUGGCGCCAUGGCACAACGCGCCACUAAGCCCAAUGGGGAUAACGGCUCUGCUCUCGCCUUCUUUCUCACCCCUGUCUUCUGGCACCCUGCACUUCCUCUCUGUGUCGUAAUGUCCCCUCCCUCUGCUGAUUUCAGGGGCCUGGAUACAGUACCUCGCGGCUGGUCUGUGUCCAUGUUCACAGGCAAGGCGUGGCAGGAUUUGCCUGGUUGUGACUUUGUGCUGGAUCUCAUUGGAGAAAUAGAGGAAGGCAACUGGCCCUCUGAAUCCUCCCCUGACUAUCCUAUAACCCCAGAGUGGGAUGAGAGCUAUUCCUAUCAGAGCUCUUCAGAUAGGUGAGUGACCUCCUUCCUUGCCACUUGUCCCCAGCUACAGCCUCGAUCGUAUUCCCACAAACCUCUGCUUCUGUGACCUUACUGGCUUUCUCCCCUGGCAGGAUGCCCUUGGACAUCCCCCCUGCUCCAGGCAUUCGGGCACCUUCCGUCCCCCCACCCCCCCUGCCUCCAGACUUGGACAACAUCGCUCAUUCAGGUGAGUCCCAAUCUCAGGGCAGUGAUGGUCCUAAAUUCAAAGGCGGCUGGACAGCACCAAGGAGUGUGUGAACCUGAGUGUCUGGUUUCCAGGCUUUGAAGCAAUGUGGGCUUUGUGUGUGUUCAGUGUGUGCGGGAGACUUAAAGAGAAAAUUUUGAGGCUGUAGAAUUAGCAUAGGUAAAGGUAAAGGGACCCCUGACCAUUAGGUCCAGUUGUGGCCGACUCUGGGGUUACGGUGCUCAUCUCGCUUUAUUGGCCAAGGGAGCCGGCGUGCAGCUUCCGGGUCAUGUGGCCAGCAUGACUAUGCCGCUUCUGGCGAACCAGAGCAGCGCAUGGAAAUGCCGUUUACCUUCCCGCCGGAGUGGUACCUAUUUAUCUACUUGCACUUGACAUGCUUUCAGACUGCUAGGUGGGCAGGAGCAGGGACCGAGCAAAGGGAGCUCACCCUGUCGCGGGGAUUCGAACCGCUGACCUUCUGAUCAGCAAGUCCUAGGCCCUGUGGUUUAACUCAUAGCGCCACCCACAUCCGUAGAAUUAGCAUGGGGAAGAACAAAUGGUGCUAAGAGAGUAGGGAGGAGCUUGGCCUGAUUUGUUUCCAUCUCCCAACAGAGUCGAGCUACAGAGGUAGCUCCAGAUCCGCUGGAGGGCUGGAUCACUAUGUGGACGGUCUCUUCAUGCCUCUGCUGCAUCAUGGGGCCAGGAGUCAGACGCCAGUAAGUCUGCUCAUUUCUCAUCUGUUCAGUUGUUUGCUGCUCCUUUUCUCGUGCACUGUCCUUCCAACAAGUCUGUCUUUCCGUUUCCCGUUUCGUUUGCUAGCAUUUAGAUCUGUAGUGACCAUUCAUGUAAUUCAUAGUGAAUUACGACCCUGUCCUACGUUCAGUUGUCUGAACUCAAAGACCAAAUGAGGCGGAUAAGCUGUGUACUAAAUGUUGGGCUGUCUCUUGCUUCUCUGCAGGAUAUGGAGAGUGAAGGGAAUCUGACUGGACGCAUGAAAGGAGGUGGGAAAAUUGGACCCACUCACCAUGGAGCUUUCUCAGGUGCGACCCAAGCAGGAAAGAUCCAGCAUUUGUACAUGAUGGGGAAGGGAGUUCAGGGUUUGGUCCUUUGGGGAUGAUGGCCACCAGCGGCUGUUCUUUUAGCAAGCAUUAAGCUGUAUGUGAUCUAAGAUGUGUGUGGAAUUAUGCUCAUAUACCUGGCACACACUUCAUGCUGUUGGGUGUGAAUAAUGAGAUUCUAGACAUGCACACUUUGGACAUGUAUAAGCCCUAGGAAAUUCUGUCAGGCCUACAGAAUCAGGCAGGGACCUGCUUCCACAACAUGCAAUGGUUGCCAUUCCCAGAAUGCCCAGCAGCACCCUCACUAUAUGGCCAACUACGCCAAGGUUAUCUCAGUGCAAGUCCUAGGAGAUAUAAUUUUUUAAGGAUUUUACCUUGAAUGUCAUUUCCCCCAAAAUAAUAAGCAUUUCUAUGAGUCCUCCAUUUUCUCCAUUCCAUCAUAUUUCUACGUGUGGUGAAAUAAUUGCCUUCCCUAGAGCCAAAUGGUAGUAGGCUCCUACUUUGUGGUGGUGGUUGCUGACUAAAGAUGAGGGAGAAAUUUGGUUCCGUUCCUGUUUUAAUGCGAACCUGCUUAAUUCACACUUCCUGAAACAAUAUGAAAUGGCUUCCUGAAACAAAAAUCUGCACUUUUCUGACUUUUGUAAUGUUGUUCUCCAAACGAAACAGUGUUCAGAAAUGUGCUUAUUAGGGGUAAGUGUGCAUUGCGUAAAAAUGCACAUAUAAGUUAAAGUAACAUACAAAAAUGCAUCAUUUUAGGGGAUACUACAUGCAAAGAGGUGCCUAGGAGGAGGAGAGGUGCACACUAAAAUGCUGACUUUUCAUGAUGACUUUUUUAAAAAAACAACCUGCUAUGAAAAUGUGAUUGGAAAAAAUGAGAAACCAAAAGAACGGUGUUGCAUUUUGGGCAGGAAUUUUAAAUUCCUCUUUGCCGCUCUCUUCCAGCCUUCCCAGCCUUCUCUAGUUAUUCAAGGGGUUUGUAUGUCUCUUGUGGUGGUUUGUGUGCAUUGUGUGCUGUUGUUGUCCUUGGUGAUGUCUGGUUGCUUGUUCUGACUUGGGAAGAUACUUAGCCGGGUACCACAAGGAUGGAGCCAGCAGCCUCUAGGUUUGCUCCAAAGGUAUGGAGUGUGUGUGAAGAUUAGUAGUUAAUGGAAACCGGGGUGGGGGUGGGGAUUUGCCCGGUGCAUGUGAGCAGGACCAUCAGUAAGUCUGGCCGAUCAACUUGGUGAUAACUUUCACACGAGACACAGCAAGCCAGUCUUUCCUUCUUCCAUUAGGCUAUUCGGGAAUGAUGAACAUGCCGUCUUACCAACCUAUGCCUGUCAUGGGCGGAAUGAUGCCAGCCACCAUGCCGAUGAUGCCAACGCUUGGUGGAAUGGGAACAAUGCCAGGUAAAAAUAAUACAGAAAAUGUGGCAAGCGUUGGAACAGGUUGAAAUGCAGGAGAUUUUGAGGUGGGGCAGUGGGGAAGGCUGUCAUUCAUCCUUUGCACAAUAGAUCCCUGUGUCUCUUUUCUUACUAUCCAACUGGCUUGCUAAAAGAAGGCUGAGAAGAAAAUGCGUAAGUUUAAAAACAAGUCUUCUUGCCUCAAUGUGUUACAAACAACAUAAAAGCAUGUGGAAUGUACUCUGCAACUGUACUUCUGCUUCAGUCAUGCUUUAACAACUAUUUUACAAGCUUUUUUGGAUUCACUGAAUAUAGUAUUGGAAAGAGGAGAGUUAGUAUGGAAUUGUGUUGAAUUUUGCAGUCCUGUCCCCUGAUAAUAUUAUCCCCAUCUGGGAAGAAGAGCCUCUGGUUGCUGUGCAUUCAACAGGAAGUAACCACAUACUAUGUGGAUCUCGGACGUUAGCUUGAUGAGCCUUCAUAGAUGUCUCUUUCUCUCACUCAGCUAUGGCUAUGCCUCAGCCUCAGCCCAUUAUGCCAUCAGUGGAUCCAAACCAGAUAGCUGCACAGCAACAAGCCUUCAUCAACCAGCAGGCCAUGCUCAUGGUAAGUGAAAGGGUUAAGAACAAUGGGCGAUGAGCAAGUGAGUACAAGGAGCUUUGGAAACAUAACUAUGCUGUUGCCUUUUGCCAUGAAUCAUGUCUCACUUGCCAGUCGCCUGCUAAAAUGUUUAUUAUGCACCACAAGUGUCCGGUUGUUAGGUUUUUAAUUCUUCUCUCAAAUGUUGUUUUUGUGUUCCUAACUGUUUUUAAUUAUUUUAUGUAUAAAUCGCCUUGGGAUGGCGGUUUAGAAGUCAGUUAAUGAAUUAACUGUAAUAACAAACAAACAUAUAAGUGCUCUUAGUAGCUUCAUCCCUUCUCUUUCCUCCAAUAUGUAUCUACUAGUCUCAAAAUCCCCCGGGUUAAAAGCCUGAAACUGCCAUGUUGAUCAGGCCAAAGCUCCUGAAAAAUUGGAUUUCAUGUUUCAGGCUCAGCAGAUGACCCUUCAAGCCAUGACAAUCUCCCAGCAGCAGCAGCAAAAGGAGCAACAGCGCCAGCAAAAAGACAGGUCUCCUGAGCUUUCAAGGCCAAGACGAACAUCACCACAGAGGAGGUCACCUGAAUUUUCAAGGCGAAGUCGAGCAUCAGAACAGGAGCGAUCGCCUGAAUCUUCAAGGCCGAGGCGAGUGUCACCACAGGAACGGUCACCAGAAUCUUCAAGGCCAAGGCGACUGUCUCCUCCUCCACACCUGCCAGCUCCAGCUGCUAAACCCAAGAGCCUCAAAAGCACCACCAAGCAAGAUGCAUCAGUGCCUGAUCUACAAGAAUCUCCAUCUCCGCCACCAGCACCGGUACUGGGUGUCCAGCAAGUAUUCCUCUGUAGAAAUGCCCGCACGACUUCUGCAUCAUAGCGUGGUUUCUGCAAAACCAAACCUUAAAGCAUUGGUCUUCCAGAUGUUGCUGAUUUGCAACUCCCAUCACCCCCAGCAAGCAAGGCUAGUUGCCUGGGAUGAUGGGAGUUGUAUACAACAACAUCUGGGAGUUGUAGUUCAGCAACAAAGGUUCCCCACACCUGACUCUAAAGAGAGAAAGAGCUGAACUCUGGCCAUGCUGCUUUAUGAUUUUACGCUCCCGUUGCUCGGUCCUAGCUCCUGCCAACCUAGCAGUUCGAAAGCACGUCAAAGGGCAAGUAGAUAAAUAGGUACUCCUCUGGCGGGAAGGUAAACGGCGUUUCCGUGCACUGCUCUGGUUCACCAGAAGUGGCUUAGUCAUGCUGGCCACAUGACCCAGAAGAUGUACCUUGGCCAAUAAAGCGAGAUGAGCGCCGCAACCCCAGAGUCGGCCUCGACUGGCCCUAAUGGUCAGGGGUCCCUUUACCUCUACUAUUAGCUUGUUAGAACUCAGAUCUGAUUCUCACAAACAGCAGAUAACAUUCUAAACCUUUGCCCAAGUGGGGGCUCACAUGACUGAAUGCUACUCAAUACAAAAAGAGGUUCCCUCUAUAUAGAAAAGAUGCAAAGGUGAAAGCCAGAAUUCUUUCCCUGACAUCUAGUUUUGUUGGGGUUUUCCUUUAAAAAAACCUUAAUGGGGGAGCAUUUAGUCAUGUGAGCUCCCACCUGCAGCUUGCAGCGUUAAAGCCCAGGCACGGGUUUCUUUUAAACUAGCUUUGAGUUGGGCAUGACUGAACUGCCACAAAAUGCUAUAUAUGGGGUGGGGAGAUGGCUCCUCGUUUUUUCAGACAUCCCUGACUAGGAUCAGUCAGUGAGGCCUAACUGAGGAACAUAUUGGGUUAUGUGUUCUAGAUCCCCCUCCUCCACGGAAACCAGUCCUCAGACAUCAGAGAGGACCCCAUCUCUCGAGAGUCAUUCCAGAAGAAAGUGGAGUUCUUCCAGAAAAUUGGUGAGCCACUUCACGCUGUUGCCCUGGGCUUCAUCCCAGACGGGGCAUCAUUCCAUUUUUACACAUCAGUAUAUUUUCAUGCUCCACACUAAUACAAAUUACUAUAAUUAUUAACUGCUUUGUGGUACUAAUUCAUUCCUGAGGGGAGUGCCAGUGUUUUGUAAGAACCCGAGUGUAUUCCUGGGGAAUAAACAUUAUUUUGAGUUCUGCCAAGGAAAAAAUAAGUAUCUCUAGGUGAAUGGGAGGCAAGAUGAGGAACCUCUAUUGACAGGUCAGUCUUGUGCUUCCAUGGCUCAACUGUUUGGGUUGAGGAUGAAAAUUCCCCCACCCCCCGGUAAAUCCUACUAGGAACAUUUCUUCACCACCAUCUUUAGCAGCCUUCCUCAACGUUGUGCCCUGUGGAUAUUGUCCCAUCUGCCCCAGCCAGCAUGGCCAGAAGUCAGGGGUAAUGGGAACUGUAGUCCAAAACACUUGCAAACACCAGGUUAAGGAAGGUUGAUCUAUAUCUGUGUGUACUUUACUAAACUCUCACCUAAGGUAUGACACGUUUUAUGUCCCUUCUGCUGUGCUUGUGGCACACUAUCACUGAAAAUAAAGAAAUACAGUGGUACCUCGGGUUACAGACGCUUCAGGUUACAGACACUUCAGGUUACAGACUCUGCUAACCCAGAAAUAGUACCUCGGGUUAAGAACUUUGCUUCAGGGUGAGAACAGAAAUACUGCUCUGGCGGCGCGGCAGCACCAGUAGGCCCCAUUGGCUAAAGUGGUACCUCAGGUUAAGAACAGUUUCAGGUUAAGAACGGACCUCCAGAACGAAUUACGUUCUUAACCCGAGGUACCACUGUACAGUUGUACCUUGGUUUUGGAACAGCUUAGUUUCCGAACGUUUUGGCUCCAGAACGCCGCAAUCCCAGAAGUGAGUGUUCUGGUUUGCCAACAUUCUUUUGGAACCCAAAUGUCUGACCUUCCGCAGCUUCCGAUUGGUGGCACGAGCUUCCUGCAGCCAAUCAGAAGCCGUGCUUUGGUUUCUGAACCUUUUGGAAGUCGAACGGACUUCCAGAAUGGAUUCCAUUCCGACUUCCAAGGUCCGACUGUAAAAAACAUUAAAGGAGGAUGCACAGUCAGUUUAGGGAGAAGGGGUGUUUUGGGGAACAUCCUAAGGGCUAGGCAGAGAAGCCAGGAGGGGCUCAUUGAGUCCCCAGGCCUGAUGUAGGCUGAUCUGCUAAUAUGGGGCUGAUUUACAAGUUCCUUCCAACCAACAGUGGUUUGUAUUUGGUAUUCUAACUGGACUGAUGAUGCCAGUCCAGGUUUAAGAAAUUGUUGGUGCUUGAUUGCCCCUGCUUCUCCACACAGGGCAGCAGAAAAGUCAUGUGAAGAAAGCACCUCCUUCUCCAAAGAGGUGGACACCUCCAAAUAAACCAUCAUCAGAAGACCAAGAGACUAGCCCACAACCAAAUUCAGGUAAGUUCUGGUCAUGAAUAUAGUCUUCGCAGAGCCUUUUCAUUCCUUGCUGGCUACCUCACUUGCCCAUUCUAGCUUCAGUAAUGGAGAUGGAUUGCAGCUAAAUAAGGAAGUAGCAAAAUACUUAUGCAUGAGAUUGGGAAGGCGCUAUGUAGAAAGAGCUAGCCAGGGGUAGAGAAGUGUGUAAGGUAGAAACAAGGCAAACUCUUUUUGCUUAUUUAGAAAACAAGCACGCACACCUUUUCUCUUAAUCCUCUGCUGCAGGUUCGCCACACUCUACACAGACAGAAAAUGACCAACAUUCUCAACCAACCCAGGAGAUACGGAGGAUCAUCAAAACUCACAAGGCUCAGCCUGUCCCACCACCAAAACCCAUCAUCCCACUCAGGUGAGGAAUGGACCUGAGCCUGGUCACGGAAUUAGAACUCCUUUUAGAUAUUUGUGCCUGCAGAAGCUUCCAUGGUUGCCCCUGUGCCAAUCAGAGAACAUCUAAAGGUUUGGUGGGUUGCCACAAUGUUGGGCUUGUCCACAUGUCACAUUAAAGCCAUAGCUAAUGCCAACCGUUGUUAACAUUAUCCUUCGUUUAUGAAGCUUGGUUAAAGAGGAAGUACGAUCGGAUUAACCUUGGUUUGUUAUGCUGCAGCUGAGUUUAUCUGAGUUAAUCUCAGUGCCACCCAGUGGCGUGCGGUGAAAUUUUUUGUAGGAGAACAAUUAGGGCAUGGGUAGGCAAACUAAGGCCAGGGGCCAGAUCCAGCCCAAUCACCUUCUAAAUCCGGCCUGCGGACGGUCCGGGAAUCAGUGUGCUUUUACGUGAGUAGAAUGUGUCCUUUUAUUUAAAAUGCGUCUCUGGGUUAUUUAUGGGGCAUAGGAAUUCGUUCAUUAUUUUUCCCCCAAAAUAUAGUCUGGCCCCCCACAAGGUCUGAGGACUGGCCCCCUGCUGAAAAAGUUUGCUGACCCCUGAGUUAGGGCCAGAGGAGCCAGCUUGCAAGGGCGAUGGGGGAGGGGAUGUUGUGUGUGUGAGCAUCAUGCCCCGCUCCCUGUCGUCGCAUUGCACCUCCCUCCCUAAGCCAGGCAGAAGCUUCCCAGGCUUUGGAAGGAGGCACCAGGCAUUAAUACCAUAAUUUACCAUGAACAUUUAGGAGACUAGCCUAAUCCCUCAAGUACACUGACCACACACCAUUGGUGCACCUUCUCCGUGACUCCAACUUGUUAUCAGAGGCCUUUGUGGCACCCUUUCCCUGGCAAUGCCUCACUGUGCCAGUGGCAUCACUAGCCUGCUUGUUAUUAUUGGCUGGUCAGACAGACGCAGUGGGCCCAGCAAGGCCAAUGCGGUUAGCUGCUUCGCAAACCGUGAACUUCCCAAGGGGCUGGAUGUUGCCUGUGCACGAACCAUCUUGUCAUAGCAACCCAACAUGGGCAGAACUCUCUAGCUGUUCUUUGGCCAACAUGGGAGGAACGGCAGAGUUGUCCAGUUGCAUUUGUAAGAGACUGUCUGAAGAAGGGUCUCUGAGGACAGGCGUUUUGUUGACUUUUACUGUUGGCCCAUGCAGCUAACUCCACCAGAGCUGGUUUUAAGUUUUUCCCCUCCUAUUUGACUUACAGAAACGUCUCUAAACCUUUCGUGAAGAAGAAUGACCCAAAGGAGGAAGCUCUGGCAAAGCUGGGGAUUGUGGGACACUCACAGGUGAGUAAUAGCUUGUAACUUCCAGAUGGUUUCUGUUGCGACACACCUAGAAAAACCAAUGUGGUCAGCGGCCAAAGUCCUGUUGGGAUUCUCCAAUUAGCUGUCAGGGUGGCAAUAAAAAUGAGAGAAAUCCAUAUAAGCCACUACAUGUUCCUUAGAGAGAAAAAUUGGGAUACAAAUAGGACAAAUAACAAACAAAAUAUAUAUACCAAGUGUGACUGGAUAUCAGAAGGCUCCAGACUUUUAUCGAUACAGACUUGCUGUACUACCAUCACCCCUCUGUCUGCACCUCUGCUUUUGGAGCAGCCGCAUGAGAGCCAUCUGGUUGAAGCUUAUUUGGGUUUUAGAAAGAUGCUUGAGAUUGAAAUGAGGAAAGUAUCACAAUUUUCGUUAAGAACCAUUCACCACUAACUCUGAUCCCGAUGUCCUUGGAAGGCAAACUUUUGUUGAUUUACAAUGCAGUAAGCUCACUUUGGGGGUAACUUCCCUGCCACACCCAAGUCACCUGGAGUCUUGUUACUGGUAUGGUUACUUUAACCCUCCAGUCCAGGCCUGCUGGAGUGGGUUAUCCAGAGAAGUAGCGACACGGAUGUCUCUUGUCUCCUGCAGUUUACGAGAUUACUGCCAGAAAGCUUUCCUAAGUGGGUUAAAUUAAGCAGUUUGUUUGCUCUUCAGCCUUCCAUGUUGCUACUCUAGGACUGCAGGUGUGACCUGUGGCCAUGUUUAAAACACGUCUCUGCCUUGCUUUUUCUUUACGCAAACAGCUGUCCUCUGCAUCACCAGAGGGGAGCCCCCAAGCAUCUCCUCCUCCACUGCCACCACCUGGCAAGUUGUCCAGCUCCAUCAAAGAAAAGCAGCUGCCCCUCAUGAACCUAUUUGCUCGGCCGCCACCAACCUCCCCUCCUAACCCGGAGGUUCCUCCUCCCCCCAUUCAACCUCCACCAGCCCUUCCUUCGGACUACGCUUCAGAAGAAACUGGCAUGAGAGGUAUGUGGAGGAGCUUAGACUCUGCAGCCUUGACUUUGUGAUUAGUGAGUUGAUCUUCUCAUCCCCUGUGCCUGCUGAUUAACUGUGGCUCAUCUUUAGGGUGCAGAGCUAUGUGCUCGCUAUCCAUUCAAAGCACAUUUCCUGUCCUCAAAGAAUCCCGGGCACUGUGAUUUAUUAUUAAGGGUUGCUGGAAAUCGUAAUUCUGUGAAGGUUAAACUGCAGUUCCCAAGAAUUCUCUGGUGGAAGGGAUGUGAUUCGAAUGUGUUUUAAAUGUAUGUACAGUGGUAUCUCGGGUUACAAACACUUCGGGUUACAGACUCUGCUAACCUGGAAGUAGUACCUCAGGUUAAGAACUUUACCUCAGGAUGAGAACAGAAAUCACGCAGCGGCAGCGGGAGGCCCCAUUAGCUAAAGUGGUACCUCAGGUUAAGAACAGUUUCAGGUUAAGAACGGACCUCUGGAACGAAUUAAGUUCGUAACCAGAGGUACCACUGUAGUGUGUAUGCACCUUGGGGCUGCCUUCCCUGCGUCUGAUGGGAGUUGUAGUCAUAGCAUCUGCAGGGCCACCAGGUUGGGGAAGACUGGUAUGGGCCACAAUUCAAAGUGCUGGUCAUUAUCGAUAAGAGGCCUGUUAGAAAUAAUGUCUUCUUCCACAUGCCUCUGCCAAAGCCCUUCUUUUCAUUGCAAAGACCGCCAUUUUUAUUAUUGUGUGUAUCAUUAUUCUUUAUAAAACCCUUAAUAAAAAUUAUUAUCUGAGGCCAUUGUGUGAGUCUCUCGACACCUGAAGUUAGGCAGGUGAAGACCAAGGAGAGUUUUCUCAGUGCCCAACAUAUGAAUCGUUUCCCCCUGAGAAGCUGACAUGACAUCUACCUUGAUAUCUAUUUGACAUCAGGCAGUGGUUCCAAUUUGGACUUUUAGCUGGUCUUAAAUAUCUUCUUCAGGAUAUUGCUGACUUUGCUUACUCUGUGGCUUUAGCUUAUGUGUAUUGUUAUUUUAUUCAGUUUCUUGUGUUCGUUUUUAUUAUUUUAAAUAGUACACAGCCUGGGGAGCCUUGUAAUGUAGGGCAGUUUAGAAAUUCACCCAACCAGCAAAAACACUUCCCUUUUAGUAAGUUGUUGUUUUAGAAAGCUUUUUACCUACCUUAUGGAUACGGUAGGCUAUAAAUCUCAACAAUUCAACAAAUCUACAACAAUAUUUACUGAAACCCCUAAAAGGGGAGUUAGAUGAAUGAUGCUUUCUUAUUUUGGGGAGAACAUGACGGUGGAUAGUGAAGAUCUUGGCAGUACACUAAUAUAUUGAUUUGUAAGCCCCUUUGAGGGCCGCUUUGGUGGAAAAGUGACAUAUAAUUGGUGAAGCAACCGUAAUAAUAAUAAAAUCCCUUCUUCUGACAUCCCUUUUGUUACACUUAGACUCAGCUCAGACAGUGGUGGAAGACGGCGGGAUCAGAACCCAGCUCUUAGGACACUCUGCUAGUGUUACUUUCUCCUAUGCCAACCCUACUUGGAAGCUCUUCCUACGCAAAGAGGUAUGUCAAGGUCCAUUGCAUCCCAGUGCUGUUUUCUGGAAGUGGGAGAACUGGCCAAUCCAGCUUUGCCGUGUACAUCUGUGAUGGGAGCAUCUCACAAGAGCUGGGAAUCCUGGUCAUGUGACCUGUCACGGACACUGCUCUGCUUUGUCCUGCUUUUCAAAUUGAGCUGGAACCAUCUCAGUGUGUUCCCUCGUUCUAGGAAGUGCAACAAAACAAGUGUUGUGGUAAAGACAUGCGAUGGCACGGCCUCAUGGUCUCUCCCACCGUGAUAAAUUCUGCAGGUUUGGAGUAGGAACAAUCCUGGGAAUGGUAAAGGAGGAAAAUAAAUUCUGAAUAGGUGUGAUGACCACAAGGCCUGGGGCAGAUAUAAAUCCACACACUGUGAUAGGGAUUGAUUUGGACUCUCUGUCAUGUUUGCAUGCCUUGCCCUGAGGAAGACAGGAGAUGAAGAGCAAGAAUGGGACUCCUCACUCUCCCUAUGCCAAGUGUGUUGGGUGGGCGAGUUGUGUAAAGAAUUGGCUGUUCUUCUUCUUUGAACUUCAGUCAAAACUGUGUCCUUAAAAAAUGAACUCACACCAGUCCACUGGAUCACUGGUUGGCUUGGAUGGUGAGAGAAAUGGUUACAUAUUUUGAAGACAGCUUUGUGUUUGUUUCCCAACAGGUUUUUUACCCCAAGGAAAACUUCAGUCAUCCUUAUUGCUUAAAUUUGUUAUGUGACCAGGUGAGCAGCAGCGGGGGUGGGGUGGGAGUGGGAACUCACUUUCCUUCUUCUUGGUCCAUUAACAUCUGAACAUUUCUUUCUUUCCCCUUUUUCUUCUCCUUGGGUUUUUGUGCCUUCUUAACAACAACAACAACAACAAGGACUUUAUUUGCGUAGCCAACAGGCCAUAGCAUCAAAGGACAAACACCGACAAAAAUACGUUACAAAUAUAGUUACUUUUUUUUUUUUAAAUUGAUAUUUAUUAAAUUUUCAAAAAGUAACAAGUAACAACAAACAUCUCCAAAAAAAAAAAAAAAAAAUUUAAAAAUACAAAUAAAACAGAAACAAUACAGAAAUAGUAAAAAAGAAAAAACCCAGCCGCAAAAAAGAAGAAAAAAGAAAAACAGACAAACAGAAAUAUAAAAUCCUUUACGAUCUCCAUUAACUUCCUUUCUAGACUUCCUCCUCCUUCCGUCUCUUGUUUCUUAGUAUUUAAUUUUUACAGCAAAUCCUUUCUGUUUUUUCAUAACAAUCUAUCAUUGCGUUUCCUUAUUCUAUUUUCCCUCUUGUCAUAUAAAAACUUUAAAACUCAAAGCUUAUAUUCAAUAUUUAGCAAAUUCUUACAUCAUUACCUUUUUCAAAUCAUUUACCAAUCCUUACUUAAGUCAUAUAAUUUCAUUCAACAUCCUUCAAACAUUUAUAAACAUUCCCAAUAUUAGAAAAUAAGAAAGCAAAAACAAUAAGUCAGAUUCAAUCCAGUCAACUUCCAGCCUCCCUCCCCUGGACCCGGGAUUGUCAGUCCUUUUAACCUCAAUAAUCCGGCUCCUUAACCUGGUUGUCUCAUAUCCGAGGCCCUCAAGUCUCUUUCUUGCCCCUUUCGCCACUCUUGUUGAUAUUUCCCUUUCAGUCGUGGAUACUCCAGCAAGAAGAUGCUUUUGACUCUUUGCAGCAAGUCCAUCCCAAACCCAUUGCCCAAGCCAGACAGCAGAUAAUACCACUUCCAAUUUCCACGAAACUUGGAGACUUCGACUACUCCAUUCCUCUGAUGGCCCAUCACUAGACUCGGAAAGUCCAAAUAACCAUAUAGAGGGGUGUCAAUCCAUCCCCCCAUUUCCAAAUCUGACCACAUUUCAUCUUUCCGAAUCAGGUUUGUCCCAAGUUCAUUUAUCAAGUUCAAAGGCUGAUCUUGCCCAUCCAUAGGUCCCUCCAUCUCUGAAGCCUCCGUCGCUACAGCAGGUUCAUAUACUUGUAUAGACUUUAACUGAAUUUCAUUUGUUUGCUGCUGUGCUCUGGUAACUUCCGUCCUCAUCAAGGUCGACUCCUGACGCAUCUGGUCCAGCUGGGCACUUAAUUUUGCAAAACCUUCCAGGAACACUUGUUCAAGCCUUUGUACAAGCAUUGUCCUUCAAGGUCAGAAAAAAUUCUUUCCCACGAGAAUGAUCCUUCUCUUUUAAACUCUCUGCAUUGCAAUUUCACUCAGUUCCACUAGAUGGAAAACCCUUUUUUUUUUAUUUUUUAAGAGGGGGAAAAACAACAGUAACAAUCUUUCUUUUUCCAGAAACACUUUAUCCAAAAUUCCCCCUUUCAAAUUCAAGAGGCAACAGUAGAAUCAAAAUGUUACCCUUCUUUUAACUAUCUGUCGAGCUGGAUAAGCUUCAAAACGUCAGUUCUGACAGCCCGCUCCUGGUUCAGGGCGGUGGAAAAUUACUUUAUUUUAAACUCACUCCCGCAGGGUUGAAAAGAUCAAAACAACCCCUUCUUCUCCUGCAAUCGAAGGGGGUUCAGAAAUCUUAGAUGUUGAAUUUUAGUUCUCUCAGAAUUUAGUUUCCAGGCUUUAGUAUAAUUUGUCUUUGCUUUCUUCACGUAACAAAAGAACGGAAGGCGACUUCCUGUUUAGACCUUUCCGUUCCGAGUCCCAAUUAAAUUCAAUUUCAAGUUCAAGUCCAAUGUUAUUUAUUUAUUCACCAAUCUUAAAAGUAGUUCAGCUCUUCCAGGAUCGGGUACUCACGGAUAGAUGUUUUAGAUGCCAAAUUGUCCAGGAAAAAGGCAGCGCUCUCCGAAACGGCAGUGCGGCUUUGCUGCACGGAGGAAGCAGACGACUCACAGCACCACGCACCUCCACUCCGGAGCCCGUUACCGGGCUCCUGUACAAGGGAGAGAGCGCUCUCGGUGCCCGCCGAGUCCCACGCCCACAGGCUUCUUCCGCCUGUGGUUUUUAAGGGUCCCCGCUGCGCCGUAGCGGCAGGACCCAAGCCUCCGUGCAGCGGGUUCCCUUCAGUUCGAAGGGAAUUCCGCCAUUUUUCGGAGGCGCCACCCCGGAAGUCCUACAAAUAUAGUUACUGUAUAAUCUUAUGGCCUAUUAAAACCCUAGGUAAAAGCUGGAUUAUCAUUCAUCAAUGACCCUCUGUCCCAUGGGCGGCGGCCUUUUCUCUGGUAGAUUGUUCCAGGUCGGUUAAGUAAAUAGACCAGCCAAAUUGAAAGAAUAUAAAUAUAAAUGGUCAGGACAGGGAGAAAGAUAAUAAUAACCAGAUGCAGAUAAAUUAAUAAUCUCAGUACUUAAAACUUGGCAGAGAUAAUAAAAUACUAAUAAUAAAACAUAAUGAUAAUAAUGAUAAGAUUCUAAGCGAGAAAUCCGGGUGACGACACUGAUUUCAUUCAGAUGGCAGCUCUCAGUCUCAUUGCUCUCUUGAUAAAUUUAGCAACCUUCUCUGUUGUCGAGCUGUUCUGGUCAGCUAGGAGUGAGAACAAUUUGGCUUCACAAGAGCGGCCCGGGAUGGCAGAUAGGAGUGGCGUGAUGGUCUCGUCCCUGAGAUCUUUAUAUAGGGAACAAGACAGGAGAACGUGUGACACAGUCUCUACGUAGCCAGCUCCACAGGGGCAGAGCCGGUUCUCUACCUUCAAGAACAGCUGAGGGUAACAUAUUUAGUCUGGCCAAUGUAAAGGCCCGCCUGAGUUUUGGAAUAGUUAAGGUAGACAAAUAAGGUGCCCGAAAAUCAAAGUGGGAGGGGGGCAGAUAAGCGUACCAAGCACUAAAUUUCUUAAUAUAAGCCAGAUUAUUCUGCUGCUCAAUAUUCUUCAUGCGCUGGUCAAUAAUGGUUUUGGGGAGACCCAUUUUCAGGAGAUGCUGUGCUUGGAGUGUGCCUUCUUAAAUCCACGCACCUGCUUUCUGCUUUGAGCUUUGAGCUUCAAAGCUCUUGGACUGAUGUUUCCAGUAAGACGUAUGUGAGUCUAAUCAAAGUCUAUCUUCUUUGCUCCCUCUCAGAUCAUGACAGACACUUAUUCAGAGUCAUGCAUUCGGAUCUCCAAAGAGGAGAAGCGUAAGAUGAAAGACCUGUUGGGUAAGCAGCCCCCUCUCCAACCACUCAACCCUAACCCAUGCCCCAUAUAUCUUGGGGACAUACAGUUUCUUCCUGGAAUUAAAAAGGCUUCUUGGAUGCAUCUGCCACAGGCUGUGCAUUAGGGAUGUGUGGACUGUCAUGUGCAUAUCCUGUCUUAUAGCACACUUUGUGCUGCCUCGGUAUUUUAUUAACUUAUCAAACAACCACCUAAGAUUCCUCUUCGUUCCACAAGUGUGAUUCAACAGAUGUUAGAGUUGCCUCUACAUUUUUGCAGAUAUAGUAUUAUAUUACCUGUCCUUCACUCUAAAAUCCCAGGGUGAGUUACAACCAUUUAAUGCAACAUUUAAACAGGUUAAAAAAAAAGUUUUUACUGAUUUUCACGGACAACAGAGGUACAUUUGGUGUGAGACAUUGCUGUCAUAGCAAUUGUGAGGUUUGGUGGCAGGAGGUGGGGAGAGUUGAGAGAAAGAAGUGGGGUGGUGAUUUUGCUAUCAGAAUAUCAGAUUCCUGCUUCUAGAAUUUUGCUUUCCUUGCUUGAAACAUUUGGGGUUUGGUGCUGCUUAACUAAGGGGGCUGACUAAAUGUACGAGCCCAUUUCUCCAGCAGAGUUAGCACAGCUUAACUCUGUUAAGACUACUAAUGACAAAUUUGAACCAUUUCCUGUCUCUGCUGAUGAAACGUUUUCCUUUCUGCAUCCUUGCCAGUGGAGUUCCAGGUGGGCAUGGAUGCCAGCUCCAUUCUAGAUGAUGGGAUAAAGAAGAGGAUUGUGGUAGCUGCUCGUGAUAACUGGGCCAACUAUUUCUCUCGCCUUUUCCCAGUUAAGGUAAGUCAGGCUAGCUGUUGCUUGAGGGACCUGGGACCUUGGUCUCCUGUAGUGGGACAGGGCGGGGGGAGAGACUCUCUUGGGUUUUGCUUGCGAGUUGGGUGGGUGAUUUGUUUAUGUCCCUCACCCUUUCAUUAGCUACUACUCAACAUUGGUGUUGACUCUACCUAGGUCACUACUUGGAAUGUUUUAAACAGUUAAACUAACAACAACAACAACAACAACAAAAACUUUUAUUUAUACCCUGCCCUCCCCAGCCAAAGUCGGGCUCAGGGCGGCUAACAUCAGAUAUAUAACAUUAGUAUAAAAUCAAACAAUAAUUAAAUUACCUCCUAAAAACAGGUCAAAAUCAAAUAAAAGUCUAAUUAGAUGGCUUUCCGCAGGGUUAGGGUUGGGAACAGUACGUGCUCAUCAGCCCAACUGUGAAGCCACAAGCUUCAAGUUAAAGCUCAUCCCAUCCGUUACCUGAUUGUAUGGUGUCUUAGGCAAGCCAUGAUCCCCUCAGUGUCCUAUCUUCAAGCAGUUGGGGGCAAGGGUUGGAGAUGGAGUAAGAAAAUAGUACCUCACAGGGCUAAUGUAAUAAGGAAAUACAGUGGUACCUCGGGUUACGUACUUAAUUCGUUCCGGAGGACUGUUCUUAACCUGAAACUGUUCUUAACCUGAAGCACCACUUUAGCUAAUGGGGCCUCCUCCUGCUGCUGCGCCGCCAGAGCACAAUUUCUGUUCUCAUCCUGAAGCAAAGUUCUUAACCCGAGGUACUAUUUCUGGGUUAGUGGAGUCUGUAACCUGAAGCGUAUGCAACCCGAGGUACCACUGUAAUUUAUGUGACUAUCUCAGAAUGCUUGAAAUGCUCUGCAUAUAUACAAGGUGGUACUAUUCAAGCAGGCCUAACACAUCCUCAAAGCCAAACCAAAUGCAUUCAGAAUAAUCCAGUGUUUGUGUGUGUGAAACUUGUUGUACCUGAACAACUUAAUGCUGCAGUUGGGAGGUUGCAUAUUUGAAAGCUGGCCAAUGUGCGUAUUGAGAGGGGGAGACUCCCUGCACUUAGGAAAUGACCUCAUUGGCGAGGAGAUACUGUCGUGUUGGCCUUUCCCUGGUGAAUAAGUUCUCCAGCCCAGUUUAAUCAACAGCUAGUUGAGUGGCAAUAACUUUUCUGCUCAGCAUGUCAUGCUGCUCUGCUUCCUUAUCGAGGAACAUAGAAAGCUGCCUUAAUGGUUGCUCAAGCUAUAUAUAUAUCUGCUGAGCCCAGUGUACUGAUUAGUGGCAGAUCUCCAGGGUCUCAAGCAGAGAAGGCCCUUUUCCAGCACCCACUUCCAGUAUUCUUUUCUUACACAUGAACUGCCGUGGGUUGAACAUGAGGCCAUCUGCUUGCACUCCACCACUGGAAUCAUGAAGGCCGGCAGUUGUAAGGUGUGGAGUGUUAAGCAUGAUAAGUUGUCCACCCACCGCAGCAUGCCAAUGCUAUUCACACAAAGUGACGUGACCUGGUUUAAAUGAGACAUAGGACACCUGGAACACACCACACAGUUAUAUUUUCCUUAUACGCCUCCCCCUAUGUUUAAAUGAGGUUUCCCCCCUUCACAGUGCUCUGUUUCAUUAUGCUUAAGCAUAAUGGCUUCUCUCUCUAUCCCUCCAUCUCGCUUGGUCUGGCCCCCAAUGGACACAUCUCAGAGUUGGUUGCCCUGCAAGAUUUUCUGACGCUUCUUGCUAUCUCUGCACUAAAGGUGCCCCUCAGGCCACCACAAGACAUUCUGUCAGUCUUUUCCUCCUCUUUAUUAAAGGGAGAAAAUGGGAGUGAUGUUCAGAUUCUGGGUGUUUCUCACCGGGGGCUCAGGCUGCUGAAGAGAGCAAAAGCAGCCAGCUUCAAUGCUGAGCAGCUGAAAACCCUUUGCAGCUACAGGUAAGAGGCAAUAAAAUCCAGCUUUAAGGAGAUGGUGGUGGGUUUUGGGUUCAUGAGGUUGCUGAGAAGCUGCAACAAGUUGACCCAAACCUGAUCACUUUGUGGACGAAUGCAUAAUAUAGAUCUAAGAAGUUGGCUGUAAGUUGGAACGCAUCCAAAAUUAUUAAGAUUUGUAUACUGCCCUAUACCUGUAGAUCUCAGGGCGGUUCACAAAAUGGCACAGCUCUGUAGGAAAAUCUCUUUGGGGAGAGUUUGAUGACAUUCAGGUUCCCAGUAGGAUUCAGAACAUGUGUUGCUCUUUAUGGCUAUAGCAAAACAUCUCUCCCCUUCCUUUGGUAUGCCCACUUCCCUUUGCGCUGUUAGAUUGUAAGUCUGUGGUCAGGGCCUGUCUUGUGUACAUUAACUCCCUUGCAGCACCUGAGAUCUUUGGUAGUUAUAUCUUCUGAUUCUCUCUCACAAGAUCAACUGAUUCCCCCCCCCCCAUGGCAUUUAUGUACCAGUCUUAACAAUAUUUAUCUCAGGACAGUUUACUAUGCAUAUUAAUAAAGCAAAAACAAGAAUAAGAGAUGCAGCAAAACAAUUAAAAUCAGUAAUCAAAGAAUACAUUUAGUGUGUAAAUUGAAAAUAUGAAACAUGGCUUGGUUCAGUUGCUUGAUUCAUCUGGAGCUAUUAACUCUGCACACUGUGGUCUGUUUUGGAUGAAUGGGUUUGUGUGGGAGUCAUGGAGGGAUGAUCUAAGCAAGGGAAUGGGGCAGGAUGGCCUUUGCCUCUUCUUUGCAUCUUCUCUCCUUGCCCAUGUCUUGGCACCUUUUCUGCUUGCUAUUAUUUGUGCACCAACCUUGGAUUUCUUUCGAGCGGCAUCAAGGCAAGGAAGGUCCCAGGGGCCUUAGUGAGGUGCAGCCACUGAACUCAGCCAGGUAUAAAGGCCAGCUACGAACCACAUUCUCUGGGUUUUUCCAGUUAUUCAGAUGUGCUGUCCUUAGAGCUGAUGGACCGCAAUACCCUUCAGUUCUCUCUGAAGGAUGAGCAGCUCAUCCUUCACUCUCGAAAGGCUCGGCAGAUUAAGACCAUGGUGGAGCUCUUCCUGCUUGAACUGAAAAAGGUGAGAGAAAGCGCCUUCGAAACACCUUUACUCUUUGCUUAAGAAAAGUACAGGACUCACUGCCACCACCUCCAGAAUAACCACACCUCCUUAAUUGUGCUAUUCCUUCCUCUCUCCGCUCCUCCCCGCCAAAAGGACUCCAACUACGUCAUAGCUUUGCGCAGCUAUGUAACAGAUGACAAGAGCCUCUUGAGCUUGAAGAAAGGCGACUUCAUCCAACUACUGCGCAUGGAGGGACUGGAGCCAGGUGAGAGGGUCUGGCCGUGAAAGACCACGUUAUUGUUCAAAGGUUCCUUCCACAUCUCCAGGUCCUUAGCAACUUGCAUGCCUGCUACAGACAUAGCAGCAUAGUACUUGGUCGGUUAAAACAUCCCAAUACAAAUGAUUUGAGCAGGGAGUGCACUGCAAUUAACCAGCUGCUCAAUCUUGCUCUUAAGGAUCAAGCUCCAAGGAAUCCUGGUCUUCCCAUUUGCAGCCAGAGUGAGCUGUGCACAGCAUGGAUUGGCUAAUCCCUGUGAUACCAUCUCCAUUCUGCUUCAGAGAAGUUUUUCAUAAAAUUAUCGUAGGUUUGGUUGUUUUCAAAAGGAGGUUAGAAGCCAGCAUUCACUUGAAUGACUCUGCAGUCCUGUGCUUUAAAAAACCUAAAACUUCCCAAAAAAAGGGCAGACAUUCCCCUAAUUUCCCCCCCUGAAAGCGCCAGACAGUGGGGGUGGGGGAAACAAGACAACUGAUUGAAUCCAGAGUAUUGAUUGUAAAAAACAGAAGAAAGGAAAAGGAAGCCAGAAUUGUCCUGCUGAUACAAAAUUCAAUUACUGGGUGCUUUUAUUUAUGUUCACCUGUGUGCAUCCAUUCAUAACAAUAUAUUAAACAUAUGUGUGAAAUGCAGGGUUUCAUAAAAAAAUACAGGCUCGGAAUCAACUUAGCUAGAAGCUGGGUAUAGAAAGGGAAGCUUCAUAAGCAGCCCCAUCCGCAAAUGUCCAGAUGUGAAUUUCAGCCUCUUAUCCCCACAGGCUGGCAGUUUGGCUCCGUCGGAGGUCGCUCUGGCCUUUUCCCUUCCAGCAUGGUGCAGCCGGUGGCAGCUCCCACUUACCACCGUUUCCAUCCAAACCGUACAAACCGGCAGGAAGCCGUCAGGAAGAGCCUAAGGAGAGAAACACAGCUGGAGAGAAACAUUAGCAAGGAGGUGAGGCAGGCUGUGAGGAGGAGGAGGAGGAGGCGGUGGCAAAUGAUUCUACAGUUUCUCUCAUGGGUGGGGGAAAAUACUCUGACAGGGAGUAGGGCCUGUGGAUUUGAGAGGUCUGUGAGGAAAUACAGAGCUCCAAAAGAGUUCUGCAGUGGGAGAGAAAGGUUAUUUGGGCAUGUGUGUUUUUGCUGUUGGAAGCAUAUGUAGACUGCUGUUAAUUAUAAUUAUUUGCUUAUAAAAAUAUUUAUUUAUGAUUUGCUUAGUUAUAAAAUAAUUACUUAUGUGCUGCUAUUCAUUUUUUAAAAAUCAGAGCAGUUUUUCCAACAGUUAUACAUAAAACCUGAAGUGACGUUUAUAUGAAGGUUUUCUCUUCCUGCCCCAUCAGAACUUGACCUCCAGCCUGGAGUCAGAAGUCAAUAGUACAACAGCCAGCACUCCUCCUUGCAACUAUACUAUGACGGAGUUUGCCGCAACACACUUCCAGGAAGCCCAGUCCGCGUGAGUAAUAUGUACCAGAGGUCCUUAAUUAUUGUGGGUGCUUCCAGAUUGGUAUUUCUUAUGGGAUGGUUGCUCCUCAUGUCUGCAGCUUUUUCACAGUAGCUAUACAACAUGGUUGGCAUCAAAACACUAACCAGUAUUUCCCAUCCCAUUUAAUUUUAUUUUUUUUAAAGAUGGGAUUGAAAUAUUUUAAACGAAUAACACUCUGCUGACCUCCCCUCUCUCUAUUUCCUUUAUACAAGAGGUAGGGAACCUUCUUUCCUGCAAAGGACCUUUGACCAAUGGGAAAAGUCAACUGGAGGUCGCAGCCAAUAGCAGGCAGAGCUAAAGGCAAUGGUGGGUGGGCUCCCAGCUGAAAGUGGGUGGGAAGAGGGCCAAAAUUGAGUAGAAUUUGCAGCAAGACUGCAAGAUGCUGUAGCUUUGCUCUUUCUUUCAAACUGCCACUCCAUCUCUGAGGGCUGCCUGACAUUAGGCUGCAGACCACAGGCUCCUUACCCCUCCAGCUUUAUGCCAUAUUUUUGUCCCACUUCCACAUAGGAAGUUGUAUGCAAAAGAGUUCCCAAGGAGGGCAUGUCCUUUGGCAAGGUCUUUGCCCCCACCCACCCCAAAUUUCUUUGGGCGCAGAUAUUCUUCCUCUCCCUUCCUGCCAACCUUCUCUGUACCCACUUAUUUUAGAUUACUAGUAUUUCAGAAUAUGUAGGCAUGUGGAAUGGUUUGAGUUUGCAAUAUAGUAAGCACAUAACUGCAAACUCAAACCAUUCCAUAUGUAUAGUAAGCACAUAACUGGGACGCGGGUGGCGCUGUGGGUUAAACCACAGAGCCUAGGACUUGCCGAUCAGAAGGUUGGCAGUUCGAAUCCCCGCAACGGGGUGAGCUCCCGUUGCUUGGUCCCUGCUCCUGCCAACCUACCAGUUUGAAAGCACGUCAAAGUGCAAGUAGAUAAAUAGGUACCGCUCCGGCGGGAAGGUAAACGGCGUUUCCGUGCGCUUGCUCUGGUUCGUCAGUAACAGCUUAGUCAUGCUGGCCACAUGACCCGGAAGCUAUCUGAAGACAAGCGCCAGCUCCCUCGGCCUGUAAAGCGAGAUGAGCGCCGCAACCCCAGAGUCCUCUGCGACUGGACCUAAUGGUCAGGGGUCCCUUUACCUUUAAGCACAUAACUUACACAGGGGUUACACUCCAGGGAUUGCUCCUAAAGCCAAAAUCAUAGAAUUGUAGAGAUUUUUUGCCCACAACCCUGAGAUUAAGAGUCUCAUGCUCCUAUACCUGCGGGUGUAGGCUGGUAUACUUAUAAUAAAAUAAUAAUGAUGCUCUGCCGAAUGAGCUAUACUAGGAGCAAUCAUGUAUAGUCAAAACACAUUGGGUGCUAUGGCGGGUGGGAUUGCCAAAGUCUUCCCCCCCUAGACUUCUGCCUCCUUUUAAAAAAAUAAAAAAAUAAAAGUUUUCCAAGCACGUAAAGCUGAAUGCGCACAUUAAACACGCGUAAGUUGCGUGGUUACUGUAUUGCCCUAGGGCCUUUGAAACAAGAAAUGUACUGUUUCUAGUGAUAGCACACACACACAAGUGGAAAAACAUUGAUGAGAGUAGGAGACUCACUGGAAAAAAGAAACUUCAAAGGUAAGAAUACUUCUAGAACCUUCUUUUUCACGCAGAUAACCCGAAGAAAGCUGAGCCUGCUCCUCUCCCUCUAUAUCACUACAUGCUUUUUAAACCAACUUCAUAUCAAAUUGGCAGCCGAACGUUCACUUGUGUCUCUGGAGAUAUCCAUGGAACAGCUACCAUAUCAGCAGUGAAUAUUAUAACAGCCAUAAAUAAUAUCCUCUGAACACCCCUUCUGUACGAGAACCACUCUUACAUUUGGGUUUGGGAGCUGGACUACUUGGACAAGAGUUUGGAAGAUAAUGACUGCAUUGCCCAUUUGAGAAUUCAUUUGCUACGCUGUCAAAAUGAACACAAAGAAGCUCCCAUAUGAUGCUUUUCAGCUGAUGGUAUAUAACCUCUCAACUCCCAUGAAUACUUCCAAACUCUAACAAACACUUUUGGAAAGAAUGUGGACAAAUGGGCACCUACUUCCACCUUUGGUGGGAAUGCCUUCCUUCAAUACAAUGAUUUUGGAAUGUCUGCCAGAACAGUUGCUCUCCAGGCCACGUGGGGCCUCCAAAGCAAUGCUAAUGAAUUGUUUUGAACACAGUCAUUCUGGUGGUUUGGAUAAAGACUUCCAUAAACAACUACAUGACAACAAAAUGAUGACUAGUGAGGAAGUGGAAGCAUAUCAGCAAUAGAGUCGCCAUCCAUCCAGAUUUCCCUGGACAUAUCCAGAAUACUGCAGUCGGCAGCAGUGUCCAUGCAGAAAUCGGGAAGAAAAAAUCUGGGGAAAUCCAGACUUAUGGCCGCGUAUGCUGUUUUUGCCUGUUUCCCCACAAAAAUAGCUUGAAAGCCCUAGUCAGCAACCUUCCCAGAAAAGUAUAUUGAUAAGGUAUGGAAAAUACUGGCUACAUGCUAAAUUAUCCAUCUAUUACUUCAGGUAGCAAGGAAUCUCACUCAAAAGAAAAGUCCUCUGACCCCAUGGUUUCGUUUACGUUUCCUUUGCUAAGUCCUAGGCCAUGAGCACAUUCCCUUAAAAUACUAAUGUGUAUAUUUAAUUUGAUGCAUUCCGUAGAAUUUAUCAUGCCACAUCUUACUAGAAUUCUCAACAAAAUCCCAGGAAUCGUGCAAAUUCUUUACUAUUCAGUUUCUAUUUCUUCACUCCAUUUUGUUUACUGAAAUCCCUCUUGCUAUGCUGUAAUGAUGUGCUGAAUUUUUUUUGUGAGUUCAGUAAACCUAAAUAAAAUAUGGUUUAAAUUAUUUUUCUUGGACUAUAAUCAAAUUCUACAGAUAGCAUUUGAUCUGCCUUUUGUAUAUUUCCACACACAUGUCAAUAAAAUCAUGUUUAAAAAUUCUUCUAACUUUUCUAACUUGCCUGCAUUUGUGUUACUAUGAUGAGGUGGUACCAAGAUCUAAAGGAGUUGUGCUAAGAUAGCAUUACAUUUUCUGAUGACAAAAUUCCCCUGGGUGGGACCUGUCUGACAUUUUCUUUCAUACCACUUCAAAGGAAAGUAUGGGCAUCAUGGGAUAUUAAGAGGGAAGAAGUUCAUCCACAUGACUUGACAUGUACCUCAAGUGUUGCCCAGACCAAGAGGAAAGGAUUUGGAGUUACUUUGGAAUUCCCCACUUAUGCAACAUCUACCCUCUUCCUAGAAAGGCCUCUCUUUUCUCUUCAUGCCAUCCAUUUAUUAUUGUAGACUGGGGAACUGUGAAGUUUCCACCACAGCAAACAAAGAACCUUCAACUCACUCUUGUUGUUUUUUAUCGUUGUUUCCCAGACCGCUGGUAGUCCAUGGACUGCAGCUUAUGAAUCACUGCUGGAAACAGAUAAAGCUGCUUUAUACCAUUUCAGGCUCUGUCCUUCUAUCAAAAGACUGUCAAUUCCUGGAGCAGGGAACCUCAGACCUUGUGAGGGGGCAAGUUACUGGCACUCCAGGACCAAUUCUCAAGGCUCUCCCUGGGCCAUACGCCUCUGCUUCACAUCCCAAGUGUCUUUGCCUGGCUGAAAUGUGUGGUUGAACUCAGAAAAAUUGGAUGAAGGAUUCAGAGGGCGCUGUGUGUGUGUGUGUGUGUGUGUGUGUGUGUGUAGAACCUAGCCUGCUGUAAAAUGGUAAAAUCUCCAUUCAUUGCUCCACCCAAUUUGCCUUUGGCCUCAUCUACUAAUGGCAUGUGUUGUGGCCCUUGGAAAGUUGCCCAAAGGGGAAUAUGGCCCUCAGGCUGAAAAGGGUUCCCCACUUCUAUAUUCACCUGUUACAGACCUUCAGGGUCACCUGAUACCAAAUAAAUCUAGGAGAUUCCAGGGAUAGAACCUGCAACCCGCAUGUGCUUUGCCACUAAGCUAGACUGCAAAGCAGCUGGAGAGUAGGGCAUAUGUCAGACCAGAUUCUUGAAUGUUUUUUUCUCCUGGGUAAUACCCUAAUCUUCUGUCUCUGCUAGGCUGGGAUGGAAGGGGAUGAGUGCUGAACAGAAGGACCCAGCUCUCAUGGUUCAGCAUACUAAGGUAAAUCAGAGGGAGAGGGGAGUCAUCUCUGGGUAAUUCCUUUAUUACUUGGAAUGUGGAUAGUUGAAAGCUUGCCUUUUGGAAGUCAGUGCUGAAGUAUCUGAUGGUGCUUGUUACAUGGGUCACCAGGCAGAGGGCCUUCUCGGUAUUGGCGCUGGCCCUGUGGAAUGCCCUCCCAUCAGAGAUCAAGGAAAUAAACAACUAUCUGACUUUUAGAAGACAUCUGAAGGCAGCCCUGUUUAGGGAAGUUUUUUGUGUUUGAUGUUUUAUCGUGUUUUUAAUAUUCUGUUGGGAGCCACCCAGAGUGGCUGGGGAAACCCAGCCAGAUGGGCGGGGUAGAAAUAAUAAAUUAUUAUUAAGGGUGUGCACACUUCUAUUAGACCCACUUGAACUUUGCGCUGAGGGUAUCAGCUGCCUUCUUGGGCUUUGCCUCUUCUUGAUUGCUUGUAUUCUGACCUCACAGGAACCAAUCAAAGAAUCACUCCUGUUCUACUCUGAUGGGAAGAUGAAUGACCUGGCUACGAAGAAUUUUCUGAGUAGGUGGUUUUUCCUUGUGCUAGGUAAUGGGGGAGGUGGCAGUGGCUGUGUUUCCAGAGCUCGUCUCAUUUAUGCAGUUCUGGCACCAGGGGAAUGGCCUGAGACCAUUUCUUUUCUCCCCUAAUGGGAGAAACCAUUAUCCAGACAUUUGACUUUCCCCUUGGUUUGUCAAUAUUGGCAGAAACGGAGGCUAUAAUUUUCUUAAUUCCACUAUUCCCAGUGCCUGUGUUUUCCUUUUCCAGUUCUGAAGUAGGAGCAGAGAUUAAUGCUAGCUCCUGUUUUGCAGCUCUGAUGAGAUUUAUGGGAGACCAGCCAGGCCUCAAGAGCAAAGAUGAGGUUGAUUAUGUCUAUGAAAUCCUCCAGGUUUGUGGCUCUUUUUAUGAUGGGCUUGCGUGGGUGAUGGCGACCAGAAUGGGCUAAUGGAAGGGAAGAUCACAAUGUCUCCUAAGUGCUCGACUCCUAUAAGGAUGGGAAAUAAAUAAUCUAUCGAUUUUUUAAAAUGAGAUUUUUAUUCUGCCUUUCUGCUUCAAACAGGGAAACCCCACGGGGGCCCCUACAUCAUUUUUUUUUUUAAAAAAAAACAACCCUCAGAGAUAAAGCAAUUUAAAAUACACAAUAUGGGAAGCCGAAACAGAACAGCAUCGGGGAGCAAAGUAAAAAGUAAAUAAAAUAAGCUAAUCAGGAAAGUGCCAUUGCAUUCAAGUCCUGCUUGUGGGCUUCACAUAGGCAUUUGGUUGAGCACUGAGAGAACAGGAUGCUGGAAUAGAUGGGCCAUUGGCCUGAUCCAGCAAGCGAUUUUUAAUUCUUAUGUCUGGCCAAAUACCUGCUGAUGAAAGGGAAGGAAAAGCUGGAAGAUACCAAAUGCAGGUGAGUGUUGGAGGGACCGUUUAGAUCAGGGGUCAGCAAACUUUUUCAGCAGGGGGCCGGUCCACUGUCCCUCAGAUCUUGUGGGGGGCCAGACUAUAUUUUGAAAAACAUAAUGAAUUCCUAUGCCCCACAAAUAACCCAGAGAUGCAUUUUUAAUAAAAGGACACAUUCUACUCAUGUAAAAACACGCUGAUUCCCAGACCGUCCACGGGCCAGAUUUAGAAGGCAAUUGGGCCGGAUUCGGCCCCCAGGCCUUAGUUUGCCUACCCAUGUUUUAGAUGCAACGUGCUUAUUGAGCCAAAUUAUUUUCAAAUAUUCUGGUUUAGGAGUUGCUAUCUUAAGUACAACCCAAUCAAAUCUUUAGACUCUAAACCGCUGCAAAAUUAUUCUGGUCAUCGUCAUCUUAGACCAGUCAAGCUAGAGGCAUCUCCUGGGACAGUGAGUCCCACAUCCUUUGCACUGCAUCAGAGAAGGCGCUUUCCUCCCGUGUUCCUACCAACCACGACUUCAUGGGACCCACAGAACAGCCUCCUUCACUGACCUCAGUGGAUGGGCGGGAUUGUCUGGGAGGAGUUGGGUAAUAUUACCAACCCACUGAUGGCUGCCUUGGGGGAAGAGGUGCCAAGUAGGGAUCAGCUUGAGAAAGACAGGCCCUCAUUAACCAUCACCCCUCUCUGUUGACCCCUGCAUUGCCCAAUUCCAUGCAAGAUGAUAAGUCAGGAAGCAGUACGGAGGUCUUUCUAUUCUGUGUAAGUUACGGAUGUUCCGAAAUGUAUCUGCUUUUCCUCUUAUGCUUCUCUGCCUUGUACAGCUGUGCAAAGAGAAGGAGAAUCUGUGUGACGAGGUUUACUGCCAGGUCAUCAAGCAGAUCACGCGGAACCCCAGUCAGUAAGUACCUCUGCAUGUGUGUCUGUGGGCGGUGGGAGCUCUGAAAUUGAAGGAAUAGGGGAACAUGGGUGGGGAUAAUUGGGAUGUCAGUGUGAAGUGUUAAGUAAGGGAGCCUCUUGUUAGAAUAGAGGAGAUGUAGGUGUUAAUUUGAGUGAAAAUUUCAUCAUUAGAAAAUCAAGAUCUUUUGGUGGGUGGGUGGGAGUGAACCCUAAUGAUGCAUUUUUUUACAUUGAUUUAACUGGCUGUUGGCUCCAAUCUGUUUAAUUUUUUGCCAAAUUGGAAUGGUGGAAGAAAAGCGGAGAUCUGAGUAAUGGAUUACUGAUGAGCCCCAGCGCUGAGGCUCUGGGCAUGAACCGGGUGUUGGAUUUUAAAGGAGUUGUUUAUGUAUAUUGCAAUCCUCACCCCGCCUUUCUUCAAAGAACCUCAAGUUGGGGUCCUUGGGCGUCCCCCCCCCCACUUUAUCCUUACAACAGCCAUGUGUAGUUAGUUAGUCAGUAUGAGAUAUAGGGACUGGCCCAUGGUCUAAGCACCAUAGCCUAGCUUCUACAGCACACUAGCUUCAAAAAGUAAUAAUAAUGAAAAUGUUCUAAACCAGAAGUGCAGGGAGUCCUUUCCAAAUAUUGUCUGGCUUCUAUACCUGUAGCAAUACACUUGCGCAACUCCAGCUCUCAUCAGCCUAAGUCAGGCAUGUCCAAAGUCUAUUUCAGGGGCCUAAUAUGGCCCGCCGGUUGGUUUAAUCCAGCCCUUCACUUCAUCAAAUGUGGCCCUCUUUGAAAAAAGUUUGGACAUCACUGGCCUAAGUCAACAUGACCAGCAACAUCUGAAGAGUCCCCUUUUCAUGGAAAAGUGUUGGUUUUCUCUGUAACCCUCUUUGGGCUUUUAUUGAAAACAAGAUCACAAAUACUGAGGAUUCCACAAAUUCAGCACUAGCCUGCCAGGUUCCCAGGCGUUGUGGCUGCCCAUUCAGCUGCACUACAGAAAUGUCAGGGUUAUGUAGCUCUCGUUUAUGGCCUGUUAUAAAUCAGGACUGAUCCCAUUCAUGUGACGGGAGGAGUCAAUGAGAGAGCAGUCUAGCCUCAGAUAUCAAGUUGGGACUAUGGUAUAUCCUCCCGUCCCUCUGCUGUCUUCCUCGUUGUCAAUCAUGGACUGUAUUUUCAUCUUCUGAGGACUGUAGCUGUGGGCCUGAAUAAAGGGAAUUGUAAUGUUGAAGUCAGGGCUUAAACAUAUUUAUUUAUUAAACUGCAAACUGCCCAUCUGUAGACCUCAGGGUGGUUCACAAGUAAAAAACACAACAUACACACUCAAAACAAAACAAUAACCUCCCCAUGUGUUGAUACAGUGGCUUUUGUGCCUUCCAUCUGCCUGCCUCACUGCUGUGAGGCUGUAAUUGCCCCUUAGGAUCUUUGUAUUGAAUCAUAGCCUUUGAAAGUCAAGGACCUUAAAGUGAACUCUGUGCUGUAAACACCUGCGACUUCUUUGGAGCAGCUUCAGGGCUCAUCUACUUCAGGCUCUUUGCUCUUCUUCAGGGAAGAUGCAUUUCUUAUGAACUGAGCAGGUACAUGGAGUACCUUAAAGGUAAAGGGACCCCUGACCAUUAGGUCCAGUCGUGACCGACUCUGGGGUUGCGGCACUCAUCUUGCUUUAUUGGCCGAGGGAGCCGGCAUACAGCUUCUGGGUCAUGUGGCCUGCAUGACUAAGCCGCUUCUGGCGAACCAGAGCAGCGCACAGAAACACUGUUUACCUUCCUGCUGGAGUGGUACCUAUUUAUCUACUUGCACUUUGACAUGCUUUCAAACUGCUAGGUUGGCAGGAGCAGGGACCGAGCAACGGGAGCUCACUCCGUUGCGGGGAUUCGACCUUCUGCCGACCUUCUGAUUGGAAAGUCCUAGGCUCUGUGGUUUAACCCACAGCGCCACCCGCGUCCCAUAUGGAGUACCUUAGACACACAUAAUCCGCCCCCCCCCACUCCUUGGAGCUUCUCAUUUCCCCAUCUUUCCCUUCCAACUUUUCUCUUUUCUCUCCCCCUCAGUCCUCCUUUCUUCCUGGAUCCUUAGCAGCCCACCAGAAGUUGUCUUUUGUCUAAUCCUGCUCUGUGCUCUGCCCAAGGGAACUAUGCCCCAUGUUUUUCUCUGUCCUGCAGAGAGAGCUGUCUCCGUGGCUGGAGGCUCCUGGGCCUCUUGACUGGAUACUUCCUCCCUUCCAGCAUUUUGAUGCCAUAUGCCACCAAAUAUUUGCAGCAGGCCAGCUCUGACCCCAGUUCCAGCACAGGUAUCGUCUGCCUCCCACCCUUGGGGCCAUAUGUGCUGGCUUCAUUCAGCACCAAGGGAAGCGUGAGGGAGAGCAAGAAGUGGCUCUUACUUCACUCCUGGAGUGGUGGUCUUGGGAGGGACUUUGCUGACUUUGAACUGAGGUCACACCACCUGCAGGAUUCCAUAAUUCAACAAGAUUCCAUACAUGUGGCUGUUGUCUACACAAUGUCUCCUCAAGUUAUGAUAGCCAGGAACUCCGAACUCUGCUUCAGUAAAUUAUAUGAGCAGUAGGCCCUAGCCCUUGAGGCUCGGCUGGUAGGGAUAUGAACAUAAGAAUAGUCUGUUGGAUCAGGACAAUGGACCAUCUAGUACUCAUAGUGGCCAACCAGAUGCCUGUGGAAACCAGGGAGCAGAAUAUGAGCACAAGAACACUCUCCCUUCCAGUGGUUUCCAGCAACUGGUAUUCGGAAGUAUUAUUAAAUCCAACUGGAGGCAUAGCAUAGCCGCCAUGAUAGCCCUCUCCUACAUGAAUGUGUCUAAUCCUCUUUUAAAACCAUCACCCUCAGGGUACUACCUUCCCAAUUGAAAAUUGGGUGGGUAAGGGCUAGAGUAGGAGGCCGUAACAACUAUAAUGGACUUGGACCAUCCUAAAAGGUAUGGAAAGAAUCCAUUGGCCUUCUUUGGUCUGUGAUAAGUUAAUGAGGCUGGCUGUGAAAGAAGCAACUCAAAAGCUUCAUUGAAUUUAGCUGAGGGGUUUGGUGGGAUCUUCCCAGUGCUGGGCACAGUAUCACCGACUGCCUCACUCCCGUGUGGUUCUUUGGACUUCCCUUCAUUGUCACAAGGCAAGGGAUAUCCUAAAGGGUUGUUGGGGCUCCAGUUUUCACACCAAAUCGGGGGCUAAAUUCAGAAUCCCAACUGAGCAGAGUUCUCUAGCUUGUAGUAGUCGUAAGGCAACACUCGUAAGACUCGUGAGGUGACAAGCUCAGCCCUUUGCCCUUUCUCAACCACAGAAAUAGCCAGGAUUUGCCAGAGCAACCUGAGGAAAAUGGUCAUGUACGGAGGCCGUCGACACUUGCCGUUCCGUGUGGAGACUGAAGCGCUUCUGGUAACUGAGUGAAAUAUGGUUGCAGGAGGUCGGGCGUUGAAGGGGGUAUUCUACCAUUUGGGUUGCUAAGGCAAGUCCCUGAGACAGCAAAUAUUUGGGGCUAGGAGGUAUGUGCCAGUACAGGAACUGUGGAGUGGACUUUCCUUGAUGCAGGGCUGUGCCUGGACAUUUUGCUGCCUGGGGCAAUGGACAAAAUAGUACAUACAGGCACACAUUACACUUAAGAGGCAAACAGUUGAAUCUUAUUUCCAUACUGGCAUUGGAACAGCAUCCCCCACUACACUUGAGGGAAGAAGGACAGUUUAAGGACAGGCUGUGUGGUACUUACAGCAUGGUGCUCCUUGCUGUGUGAGGCAGUCACCUCACUCUGGUUAAUGGGAGGGCCGGCCCUUGCUUUAUGUGCUGCAUGAACGGGAACUCUGUGGAUAUAUACGGGAAGGAGACAAUAUUCAGCAAGGGAGAAGAGGAGUCGAUUAUAUACUGGUUGAGAUUGUUCGUGAGGGGUUACUAGCGUCUGACUGGGAGGUUGUGAGCCUACAUGUGUGUUUAUAAAGGGGAACUGAGUUUCCUUUGUGGAUGGGAUUUGUGAGGAGAGGUGUUAGCGAUAGCAAUGGAUGUUCUGAGGAACAGACAGAAUUUCUUGGGAUGAUGGAUGUGGUUGAAUCAGGAUUUGAGAGAGAGAAGAGCUGCCAAUAGGAAAUGCCAAGGGAAUCUUCCCCCUCCAGCUAUGCUGCUCUCCCGGAAAUCACAAUGCCUUUGAUCCAUGAUGCUGAAAACCCAGAGCAUGCUUAAGUAACGCAAAUAUCUUCAUUCAUUCAAGCUAUGUUCUUUAAGAUAUUAAAACCCCAAAGGUCACAAUCAGGUCAGGUUUUUAAGCCCUAUUCAUUUCACUGUGAGAGUCAAGCAGAUGCUGGAAUCUGUAAUGGAAAGCCCCAGUAGGGUUUCAUAGUGAUUACAUUUGCCUGGAUCCUGCUCUCUGGGAAGGGGACAAAGAUGUCUGUACUGGAUUCUCUCAAACCCUGAAUCCUUUCCCAUUGGUAGAAGGGACGUGGCUCACGUCAUGUAUCGGUCAACCUACCUGGAGGUAUGAGAUACAACACGAAAAUCAAGACAUUCACGGUGAGUCCCUCUUUGGCGUGUUCAUCAGAGUGUUAUGGGGUGGGGGGAUUGUGGGGACAGUGCUGGCCAUGUCCAUUUUUGGGUGGAUGAGACUGACUUUUGAAAUAUUUCUGUCUUUUGAUUUUCAUCUCCCCUUACCGAGGUGACCCAGAGUAGGUCACCCCAUUUUUUUAAAUGCUAUUUAGAUACAGAGAUCAAGAGAGCCAGUUCUGCACCUUCUGCCAUUGAAACAGCCUCUUUCUAUUGCAGGGGCCUGUGGUCAGUCUCAUCACCCAUCUGAGCCAGGGCUCUUACGCUUGUGCUAUUAUUUUCUUUUAUUUCCAGGGGUGGGGUGGGGGCAUAGUUCAGUGUUAGGGCAGCUGCAUUGCACACAGAAAGUCCCAGUCUCCAGAUUAAUUCCCUGUCACCUCCCGUUAAAAAAGAUUAAGGUAAAGGUAAAGGGACCCCUGACCAUUAGGUCCAGUCGUGGCUGACUUUGGGGUUGCGGCGCUCAUCUCACUUUAUUGGCCGAGGGAGCCGGCGUACAGCUUCCGGGUCAUGUGGCCAGCGUGACUAGGCCGCUUCUGGCGAACCAGAGCAGUGCACGGAAACGCCGUUUACCUUCCCGCAGGAGCGGUACCUAUUUAUCUACUUGCACUUUGACGUGCUUUCGAACUGCUAGGUUGGCAGGAGACGAGACCGAGCAACGGGAGCUCACCCUGUUGCGGGGAUUCGAACUGCCGACCUGAUCGGCAAGUCCUAGGCUCUGUAGUUUUACCCACAGCACCACCCACGUCCCUUUAAAAAAGAUUAGGUAGCUGGAAAUGUGGAUGACCUCUGCCUGGAGAGCCACUGCCAGUCAUGGAAGAUACGUCCUGGGCUAGUUGGAGAAGUAGUCUGUCUUGGUCAAAGGCAGCCUCCUGUAUUCUUCAUCUCAUGAACUCAAUGACUUUCAAGGGAAUCAUAAGGGCUUGCGUCUGUACACUGUGAUUUAGCCAUUUCCCUUCCCAGGGAAAUGGGAGUUGGGGGUUGGACGCGAGCCCGCCCCGUGCGCAGGGGUGUGGCUAGCCCCUGCAUCAUAGGGAGUCCCCUCCGUGUCACGCCCCCAGGCCAACCAAUCCGGGCAGCCGGGGGGGGCAUGGCGUGCUUUAGGAGUUGGUUGCAGGUGUGAGGGUAUUGGCGGCGAGCCAUUUGGCUCGGGUGGUAGUUAGGCAUUGGUGUAUUAGAUUGGAGGGGAGGGGAGGUAGAGGCCAUCACCUACCCCUCCUACUUCAAGGGUAUUCCAUUAAAGGAAUCUGGGGGGCGUGAUCCUGUCUGAAGCCCAGGUGAGGGCUAUGGCUAUGGCACGACCCCUAUCAGUAACCCUGGGGGAGCUUGAGUUGGUUUGCAUCAACAGGGCUCUCCCUACCAGUGGUUAACCCUUCUGAGACUUCCUGCAGGUGGGCAGGAGUCAGGUAUAAUCGGCUCGGUUCCAAUGCCUAAGCCAAUACCACUCACAUUCUGUAACCAAUAAAGUUGUGGCCUUUUUUAGCCCAUUAACCUAAAAUACUGGUGUCAAGUGUCUUUAUUCCAACAAAGGGGCGGGUUCGGGGCCUUGCCACACAACCCCCAUUCUUUCCAGCAGUUCCCCAUGUCCUCCCAGAGGCUGCUUGCAAAGUAUCUUUGAAUUUGGAAGGAGGGUGCUGCCAGAGGUGCAAGAGUGUACUCUUGAGAAGCCCUGCUGUAUGCAUAGAGCUCACCAUGCAUCAGUUUGCCACUGGGGCCUAUGAUGAGCAGACUGAGCAUCUCCCUCUUUUCUCCCUUCUCUCCCACUGAUGUGAAUCCAAGAGGAGCCAUAUCAUCUUUCGGAAGCUGGCCAGAUUUGCAGCUCACCUGUCCCUUCCCAAACUUACUGUUUUCUGUUUGUGGCUGAACACAUCACAAUGGAAUUAAAACUACAGUGGUACCUCGGGUUACAUACGCUUCAGGUUACAGACUCCGCUAACCCAGAAAUAGUGCUUCAGGUUAAGAACUUUGCUUCAGGAUGAGAACAGAAAUUGUGCUCUGGUGGUGUGGCAGCAGUGGGAGGCCCCAUUAGCUAAAGUGGUGCUUCAGGUUAAGAACAGUUUCAGGUUAAGAACGGACCUCCGGAACAAGUUAAGUACUUAACCCAAGGUACCACUAUACUGUACUAUAAAAUCUCGCUAGCCCUCCUCCCUCCCAUCACUAAAUGAGGGGGGCUGGAACUUAUGCCAGCACAGGUCAUUCCCUUGUGUUUGGAAGCCCUUCCAGUUGCUUACAAAUGGCUAGGAUGCUACUUUUAGACAGCCAGUAGCAGGGUAAGGGCUAAAAGUAUUCCUUUCCCAUUUUGGUUGUAGGUUGCUGCAGACAUCAUGAAAGAAAUCGCUGAGCAGAUGGGGGUCACUGAGCCAGAAGAGAUUCAGGAAUUUGCCAUCCUGGCCAACAAAGAUAACGGUAAAGUGCCCCCAUAGCAGUGGCAAAUGGUCAGCUGCAGGAUACUUUUCUUAUACAGUGGUACCUUGCAAGACGAAUGCCUCGCAAGACGAAAAACGCGCAAGACGAAAGAGUUUUCCGUUUCUUGAGUCGUUCCGCAAGACGAAUUUCCCUAUGGGCUUGCUUCGCAAGACGAAACGUCUUGCGAGUUCUUGCGAGUUUGUUUCCUUUUUCUUAAAGCCGCUAAGCCGUUAAUAGCCGCUAAGCGCCGCUAAUAGCCGUGCUUCGCAAGACGAAAAAACCGCAAGACGAAGAGACUCGCGGAACGGAUUAAUUUCGUCUUGCGAGGCACCACUGUAUGAUGAAAUGUACUAAAGAUGACUGCCCAACAGCAGGAGCAGGGAAGAUGAGUAAAUGGCACCCUAAUCAAGACAAGAUGGGGAUAUUUCCGUGGGUAGUUUGUUGACUAGCAUGACCUGGGUGGACUCACAUCCCUCCUAAGACCAUCAAGUGCCCACCAGCCCAGGAAUGCCAGUAUGCAGAGAGAGAGGCAGUGUGAAUUACUUCGCAGACUGCGUAGCUGGCCCAAGGUAAGGGGUGGCUUAUUGAGGCUGUACUGAUGGAGGGCUUCCAGAUCCUUCCUAUGACGGCACCACUAAAUGAGAGGGAAUUUAGAUCUUUUAUUUUCAUCUUAAAAACACCACCAAAACCUUCAAGGUUCUAAUGGGGACAGAUGGAGACAUAGGUGCAGAUUGUAUGAAUGAGAUGUAGUAGCCGUUGUUGACCAGUACGUUUCACAUGAAAUCGCCUUGUGCAGGAAUGUGCAACACGGUGCCGUUAGGGCUGAAUCCUGGGGAAUAAGGUGCCUUUGAUUUGACGGGGGAGAGGAUGACUUGAAGCGCCACAUCCUGCUCUCUCUGCUUUACUUAGAAGUGGGGGUGAUGUUCAGGUGAGCAGGGUUCUGUCUCUUGUUUUGCCAUGCAGGUAAGAUUGUACGUCCCUUGCGCCAGACUGAGUACAUCCAUGAUUAUUUGCUUGAGGGAAGUUCGGUAGAGCUGGAGUUCUGCAGGAUCACCUGGAGGACGCCCUUGCACUUUGAGAAUGACAUGUAUAUUAACCUUCACUUCAACCAGGUAAGCUUAAGGAGAGGCGCCUUUCUUCCUUCUGUGCGUUUUAAAUUACAGUUGUAAAUCUUUUAGUGGUAAUGUUAUCUUUUUUUUGUAAACCGCUUUGAGUUUUUUCUGCAAUCUGUAAAAUUUAUGUAAAAUUCUGUAAAUUUUAUAAACAAAUACAUAGUUACAGGAUUUCAAUGGCAAACAAAGCUGCAUGUCUGCCCAAAAUUUUUUGAAGGCACAAACAGUGCUGAAAUCAGAACUGCAGAUGACCGUUCCAAUGCCAUUAUGAGCAGAAAUCACAAUGAAUGCACAAUAAAAAGGAUGUCUGAAGGAACCCUUUGCAAAAGGCUGGGGAUUCCUCUGAAGAUGCCGCACACAUUGCCUGUGAGCGUAUGGUGACAUCUUGUUCCCAUUAGGCUAAAUUUGCUGUGACCUAGCUUGAUGUUUGGGACACUUUCAGGGCAUCAGCUGCCAGAAUUUGCUGAAUAUCUAGAGUUACAUAACCAUUAAUAGGACUGUGUUGUUCAACCAGCAAAAGGCUUCCCUGCUGGUUCCUGCUCAAGGGAUUGUAGGCAAAGAGUGAAGUACAAUGCAAUGCUCUCUUUGUUAGGAGCAUCCUACUCUCGUGUAGGAACCUGGUAGAGACACAUGCCCGACUGGCAUGUUCUCUCCCUCCUGGUCGGUCGUUCGGGAGCUUCAAAAGCUUUCUUCUGCCUGAACAUCACAGUGACUGAUACCAAAAGGCAUUAGCACGCUUAGGGAUCCGCAGAGUAUUCGCAGUUUGCGUAACAGACUUCAGUAGCACAGCAUUUUGGCUAAUCUAAGUUUAUUUACAUAUAAUACACUCAGAGCAUUCUGACUUGGCUCCAUCCUCUUUCUCAUCAGACAGCACAGAGAGAGAACAAAGGACAAUAGUCCCACUUUACAGAACACAGUAACACAAACAUCCUGUCUCCAUCACUUCCCACACUGUGGAAUGAAAACAUACACCGUCAUGUGAUAGACAACAAUCCCGUGACUGCAGACACGGGGAAUGAAUCUCCAACACUCUUGUUGGUUGUUCCUAGGUGCUGCAGAAUUAUAUGAAAGGGAAGCUGCUGCUGCCACACACCAGGGAGCUAGAGAAGCUGGUGUGUGCCUUGUCUCUGCUCCAGCACUGGGCCAAGGGAGCUGGAUCAGUCCCUUCCAUGUAAGUCUCCUGUUCGUAGCCUUGGGUGGUUUGUGUAGGCCAGAACCUGAUGCUUGGCAGAGACAUUUCCCUAUGUGUGUCAAGAAGACUCAGGGAGGGUGAAGAUGUAUUCACAAAGUCCAACCAUCCUUAAUAUAGGCAAGACGAGGUCCCUGGCCUGAUCCUCAUUAUUCACAUCCCCCUCCCCCCAGCAGUUCUUCUUGUCUUCCUCAGAGCAUGUGCAUACUAUCACACUCCUAGUCCACACACUCAGAAGAGCUACGUGACUCUUCCCUGCCAUUUUGGGGGUUUAGCCAAUGUUGUUUAGAGACAGAGCAGGUAAAAUGUCUCUCAUACUUGUUUGCUAAUGGUAACUGUUCCAAGAAAGUGGUAACAGGGCCAGUCUGCCCAUUAGCCUCAGGCGGCUGGCUGGGGACAGCUAGAACCCAGAUGCCUAAGGAAUGUGCUGUUUGCCACCUCCUGUGCUUGUAGCUCGUGGCCAUUGCCUGGGAAGAGUGGAUCCACUAUUGCCACCUGAUCCUCUCUAGCCUCCUUUCCCCCCACCCUUCCAGUUGCCUCAGGCGGCGGAGGCAGGAAGGACAGUGAUGGCGGAGGGACACCAUUCUCUGUUUUGCCUUAAGUGGCGAAAUAUCUUGGGCCGGCCCUGGUGAUAAGGGGACUAGGUUCUGUCACUCACUAUAGGUUGUGGAUGAUUCUGUACUCUUACCCACUUUUGCAUGCUAAAUUUCAGCCCCAUUAUGGUUUACUUCAGGGGUGGUGAACAAGUGGCCUUCCAGAUAUUGAAGCACCAGACCCCAUCGGUCCCAGUCAGUAUGGCCAGAGCUGAGGGGUGAUAGGAAUUUUAGACUAGCAAUAUCUGGAUGGCUGCAGGUUCACCAUUCUUGAUUUACAUGAUCCAUAUACCUUGGGGGUGAGAGAAAUGAUGCAAGAGGUCCCGCUUACUAGUUUAUUUCCUCUCACAUCCUCUAAUUAAUCUACUGAACGUUAAAUGAAGGCACCAUUCACACAAUCUGAGUACAGAGGUACAUUGGUUCUCGAACGUAAUCCGUUCCAGAAGUCAGUUCGACUCCCGAAACAGUUUAAAAACCAAGGCGCAGCUUCCAAUUGGCUGCAGGAACUUCCUGCACUCAAGCGGAAGCCGCAUUGGAUGUUCAGCUUCCAGAAAACGUUUGAAAACUGGAACACUUCCGGGUUUUCGCUGUUCGGGAGCUGAUUUCUUCAACAACUAAGCUGUUCGAGAACCAAGGUAAGCAUAUUUCUUACUUGGGCCCUGUGGCAGCAGAGUUCUUUCUACUAAACCCAGCCUGAGGGGAAGAGGAAGUAGUAGUAUUCUUGAAUUGUUGUUCAAAUAUUUCUUUCCAUGGAGCACAGCUAUGCGUCCUAACCAUACCUUUAUUUUCUGAUCACCUAAAUAGAGAGGAACUAGUAAGUUACAUCCCUGAUGAUGUUGCACGCCUCAUCAACCCAGUGAUUGUUCAAAAUUCUGUCACCUAUCAGCUGAAAACCACGAACCAACUUGAGCGACAGGAGGCAAAAAUCAGUUUCAUUGGUAAGUUCAAGUGGGCAAUACGGUUGGAGCUGGUAUGAUCUUAUUCUGUAAUCCCAAACUUUCUGCCAGUUUCCUGUUGCCACAUGGUAUUCCUCCCAAACAUCAAGGCAUGGAAUCCAGGAACAUACUGACAUGUUUAUUUUGCAUUCUCCAAAGAACUCAAGGCAAUUUACAUGGGGUUAUCUUAUUUCAUUCUUCAACCUAAUUGUUAUGAAGUACAUUACUGAUUCCCACGUUACCCAGAGCUUGACUUUCAGUGAGAUCUUCCCUGAGUCUGGCUUUUUUCUUUUAUGUACAUGUAGAUUACUUGAGGGGAAAUGCACACAUAUUGCAAAACGUGCUUUCUCUUAAGGGCAAGCAUCUACAAAUUACAGCAGUAAAAAUGGAUUGAGGCAUUUAUUUAUAGUAUGUCUUAGUGCCUGUGACUUUUGCUUUUCCUUUGGUACAGCAAGAUCACCUCUAGGUUCCUAUAGGAGGAUGGUCACAGCUUGUUCUUAGUUCUCCUUUAUUACUGUUCAAGUAAUUCUAAGGAUUUUUUUGUAAAAAUGUGGAUUAUCACUCUUCUGGUCCCAUCAAUAGCCUUUUUUGAAACACACAAUAAUUCUGAUCAGGACACUGGUCUGUAGGGUAGGCAAAAUGUGAAUGCAAAAUGUUCAUGUUUUUAUGUAGCGGGACUCUUGGUGUCAGCAAAACCCAACACAAAAAGCGUCUCUUAUCUACAAAGAAUGCCCAAUCCUUCAAAACCAUGAUCACCACCUGCAGGAUCCUUCCAGCUGAAUGUAGAAAUGUGGUCCCCGCUGUCGACACUUUGCAAACAGCCUUUUUUGCUGCCUCAGCUGCACUAUAACUUCCAAAUACUGAAAAUAGGUGGCAUCCAAUGCAUUCAUCCCAUUAGAUUUACCCUUGCGCAAUGGUAUUUUCGUCCUGUACCUUCCCCAGAAGAGAUGGGGUGGGGUGGGAGCUAAAUCCUAUGCUAACAGAACAAGGGACUUGUGUUCUAUAUUGGAUAUAAGCCACUGUGUGUGACUGUAGAACUGUACUGCAUUAUCAAUAAUGUGACAAAUCACUGCUUCUGUAGUUUUUGGAUGUGCCAGGGUAAUUGUGCCCUCUGGCUGUGGCAGCCUUGGGAAUACCAGGCACGGCACAAUAGUCUUACCUUUUAGCCAUAUUCUUUUCAGGAGAUGGGGCAACCCCACUGCUACUAGAAAGUCAGCAGCAGCAAUACAGUGGUUUGGCUUGGCCUGUGGGGUUUGACAUCAUGACCGCUUCCUUCUCUUGUCCCAGAGCACGUGAUCCAGCUGCCACUUUUUGGCUACAACGUUUACACUGUGGAGAAGAUCAGUACACUUGGGAUCCCCACGCCUUGCUUUGUAGGAGUGAAUGAGGAACAGAUCAUUGUAGUGAAUGGGAAGACCCAGGUAUGGCUUUAGUAGAAAUCCCUGGAGUAUUAGCAGCUUACUUUAGAGUAAGUAGCAAGUGCAGGGUGCCUAAUCCAGAUCAGGACCAUGCUGGGGGCUUUAAUCCUCACCCCCCCCGCCCCCCAUCUGCUAUCCUUACCUGGCUCAGGGAGGCAUUAAUGCAUUAAGAGGAAAACUCACAUUGGUUUCAACUAUAAAUCACAAGUGUGGUGGACCAACAUGGGUUGGGGCCUCAAAAUAAGGGAGCAUAGCCCUUUGCUUCCUGGGUCUGCACACAAAAAAAGAAAAUUCAUACAGUUGUAUCUAGUUUAACUUUUCUGAAAUGUUCAUCUGUUUCAUAAACUUAACAGUAAGAACCCUUUAUGUAUCUCAUAACGUGGGCUCUGGUCCAUGAAAGCUUCUUUAACUUCUUCUGCUUUCAAGAUGUCACAAUAAUCCUCGUUUUUAAACAAAUCAGUGAGUUUCCAUGUGAUUGGGCUGAAUAUAGUAAUCAGCAUGUAAAUGUCAUAGCUACCCACAGUGAGCGUUACCCAAGUGUGCUUUGGCAGGCUUCGUACAGAAUCUGAAUUAACCUUAUUAUUUUAAUAGUACUUACAAUAAUUUCAAUAAAGAAUAAUUGUGGAGAAUGAUGGAACAGAGUAAUUUCCACAAAAUUUUCAAGUUCUUCUUCUUUUUUUUACUAUUCCUGCAGCUGCAUUAUGGAAUAUCAUGAAAUGGGUGUAUAGAGUGAUUUACAUUUUGAGAAAAGAAUGUCCCUGAAAAGGCAGUUUCAGGGGGAGGGAGACUCUGCUAUGAAUAUUUGCUCAGUUCAGAGGACUGCUGUUGAAUUAGGACUCCUAAAAGGCAAUUUGAAACAUGCAUUAAGUUCUGCGAAAGCUCGUGUGGACAAAAUAACAGGAAUUAACUUCUCAUAUGAUUGGCUACUUAUGAGAACAGGACACUGCCAUGAGAUGAGUCACUGACCUGAUCCAGAAGGUGUUCUUAAUAGUCAUGCGGUGCUUUUGAUCCUCCACUGCAAUAUACGUGUCCUAACGGCAGUUUCCCUCCCUUCACCCAGAACCUUCACAGCCUUAUUCCACUGGCGACGAUACAGAGGAUGCGGACUUUGCGCCCCAUGAAUGAAUCUGGGCUUCCUGGCCUGGAAAUUAACUACGGCUCAGCAGCAGAUCCCAAAACGAUUUGGUUUGAAUUGAAGCAGGUAAUAUCCCUGGUCGUCGCCUCUUAAGUUAAAAGAUCCAGAUGUAAUUUUUAGCUUUGCACAUUUUGGGCCGUAACCAAGUUUACAAAAACAGACACAGCACAGUUGGGAGAUCCGAAUCUUACUAGGGUUUAGCAGUAUUCUACGGCCUGAAAGUAGUCUUAUUUCUGUUUUGUGGCAUUCCCCUAGUGCAAUACACCAUAAUAGAAGCCUGCUCUUUCUACAACCAGUCGUUCAGGGCUCUUGGCAGAACUUAUUUCUAGAGGUUAAAAUCAAGUGAAUUUCUAGCUACCCCAAGGCACUGACUGGUAUGCUACAAAGAGGUAUGUUCUGCUGCUAGAAGGCAGGAACUCAUGGGAUUAAAGGCAGGAAGCCUGUUCUGCAGCAUCCCCUUUCAUGCUGUAUGCUUGGGGAUAGGGCACAUCUCUGGCCUGCAGGAACAGAGCAUAGUGAGGAGUCCUUUAUCUGGAACUAAACCCACUGUUCCUGCACGUGGUUCCCUGGAGGUGCUACUGCCAACCUGUGUAGCUGAACCACAGGACAGCGUUGCUUUUGAAGCAGGAGAAAGACCGCCAUAUGGGAAAACAAGUUAACUACAAGGCUUUUGACUACUGGAUUUUUUUGUUUUUUAAAAAAAUACUGGCACAAGGAACACCAAGCUCUAGUAAACGAAGGCUCCAUCUGGGUCUCACUUAAAAUUAUUUUUUUAGUUGGUGUGGGCUUCCUUUUGGAAAGUAGAGGUGCAAGCACAAAAUGAAACGAUUUCUCAAAAUGAGGGGGAAGGAAGUAGAGAUGGCAGAUGAGGGACUUUUGUUUCAUUGAAGUUUCUAUCUUGACAGGCUAAAGCAUUGUACCACACGACUGCCAUCAUCCUAGAAGAAACCGAAUCUGAGGCUUAG